Molecule: messenger RNA, 91643 nt
Organism: Podarcis lilfordi (Lilford's wall lizard)
Lineage: Eukaryota; Metazoa; Chordata; Lepidosauria; Squamata; Lacertidae
Source: the annotation of a GenBank genome assembly
GCCACGGCAACCUGCCAACGGCAACGCAACAGCCGGGUUGCAGAUGGAGACCUGGAAGCUGUGCAGCUGCGGUUCGCCAGGCGCACAAAACAAAGGCGCUCUCUUUUUCUCCCUCUCCCGGUCCUUAAACUGAGCCAGCAAACGCAGAUCUCCCUUUUUUUGCAUGCUCUGGGAGUUUUGCAAUGGAAGCCUCUUUCCUGGAAGAGGUGGCUGCAUCCUUGGUGAGAGAAUUUCUCAGCAAAAAGGUAAAGGAUAAUAAAAAUAAAGAGCUUGCGAUCUGCCUUGGAGAGCAGUGCAUGCGCGCUUUACGAUGCUUUGGGAAGGGGGAAAAAAUAGCAACGCAUUUUGUUAAGCUUAAAACAUUCCUUCUGCUUUCCCCAGAUUUUGCUAAGAUAAUUAAUGCUUGUGUGUGUGUGUGUGUGUGUGUGUGUGUGUGUGUAUAUAUAUAUAUAUAUAUACAGAUACAUAUAUGAGAAUGACUUUGAUUCAGGCUGCAACAACAAGCUCUCCGCCACCCACCACGAGGACUACAUUUCCCAGAAUGCACUUGGGAUUCCCAUGAACGCGGAAGCAGAAACAUGAGUUUUCCACCCAAUUUGAUAGGAAAAGGCUGUCCAAAUGUUAAAACAGAGCGUAGAUUGUGUCGAACGGAUGUGUACUGGAGAGGAAAAAAAGCACGAGCGAUGAAGCUGUGCUAGUGAUUAUUCUGUUUAAAAAUAAUAUUUUUAUUCUUAAAAAAAGUGGAGGGGAGAAAGGGAUUGAGAGCUCCCCGGUAGGAGGCGCUAUUAAAAGUCAUCUGUUUGGCCGCUUCUAGCAUUUUAUCCAUUAAAAGCUGCAGAGUCGGCGAGAAAGAGACAGAGAAGGAAUUUCCAAUAUUAAAAAUGCAUUUCUGCUUUUUUGACCCAUAUCUAUUUCACACAUCUAAUUCAAGCCUGGAUUAUUUAUCUUAUUUGUUAGUUUCACGGAAUCGUAGAAUUGCCGUGUGGGAAGCGGCUCAUCUAGUCCAACCCUCCGCAUCCUUUGUUUAUGUUUGUUUAUGCAUUUAUUUACAUGCUUGGCCGACACUUCAUAUCAUCAGGGACAGCUUGCAAGCUCAAUAAAAAAAAUAAAUUGCAACUUGUGGCGGGAAAACAAGCAAACAGAACUGAUACAAUGCAAAUGAAAUCAUAUAACUUUUUUAAAUGGUUUUUAAAAACAAACAAACAAAAGUUGCAAUACAGCUUUGUCCCCUGCCAUAAUGUCACAGUUUUAAAGAAAUUGAAACCUGGGGGAAAUGGUUUUGCAAAGCAUGGUUUUGCUGCCUUGCAAAGCAGCUAACCUCACUUCCUCAGGAUCCAGCCCUGGUGAGGAUCGUGACCUGCUAGAGGGGCAUAGGGUUGUAAACACCCGCAACCUCUCUUCCAAACAGGGUGCAUAAAAAUCAAUGAUUUAAAAAAAAUAAUUAAUUAAAAAUGGAUUUUUUAAAAUUUAAAUCGGAUUUUUUCAAAAUUUAAAUCAGAUUUUUAAAAUAAAAUGCUUUUGGAGGAGAAAUCUUUCUAAAGAUAGUUUUCUACUUAAGUUACAUUAUAGUCCAGAGGCUAGUCAUCAGGAAAAAAAGAUUUAAGUUUUUCAUGUGUGCUAAAACUCAGUCUAAGUUUUUUUUUAAAAAAAAUUUAACCACAUCAGUUAACAAACAUGGAUACAUAUGCUAUAAUGUUAUUGCUUUAGUUAAAUAAAUUGUUUAAAUGGUUGUUAAGGAAAUGAUUAUUUUUUCUCCUUCCAAUAAAGUACAGCAGAAAAGUUGCCCAAAUAUAAACAGUUAACUUAUGAAACCUCACAAUGAUUUCAUAAUUAUCUGUCUUUGUAUUUCCAAUAGUAUAACCAAAUCAGUAAUUUUCGAUAUAACUGUAAAAACUACUCUGAAAAUUUAUCAUUCCAAAAAAAGAAACCUUCCUCUGGUUGUAAAUAUUAAGAUUACACAGCAAGAAUGAGUCUUUCUGUAAAACAAAUGAUUUAAAUCAAGAAUUAUUGACUAGUGAUUUAAAUCGAUUUGAUUUAAAUCAAAUCCACCCUGCUUCCAAAACUCAAAAUCUGCCCACAGACCCCAAAAGGUUGGCAACCUUUGCUUUAUGCACAGAAUUGUAUUGCAUGCCCCUAUGUGCUAUGUCAGGGACACGGGUGGCGCUGUGUGUUAAACCACAGAGCCUAGGACUUGCCGAUCAGAAGGUUGGCGGUUCGAAUCCCCACGACGGGGUGAGCUCCUGUUGCUCGGUCCCUGCUCCUGCCAACCUAGCAGUUCGAAAGCACGUUGAAAGUGCAAGUAGAUAAAUAGGUACCGCUCCAGCGGGAAGGUAAACGGUGUUUCCAUGCGCUGCUCUGGUUCGCCAGAAGCAGCUUAGUCAUGCUGGGCACAUGACCCGGAAGCUGUACGCCGGCUCCCUUGGCCAAUAAAGCGAGAUGAGCGCCGCAACCCCAGAGUCGGUCAUGACUGGACCUAACGGUCAGGGGUCCCUUUACCUUUAUGGUAACCUUUGGCAAGGAUAUCUAAAAGGUAAAGGACCCCUGGAUGGUUAAGUCCAGCCAAAGGCAACUAUGAGGUUGUGGAGCUCUUAUUCCUUUCCUGAUGGGUCCGUUCAGGAUUGGCCACGACUCAAUAGGGUCAGAUUCCACAUAGUGAUUUUAUACAGUUCAUAAUGCAAAUAUUCCCUAGCGACGACUGGACCUAAUGGUCAGGGGUCCCUUUACCUUUAUGUGCUAUGCCAACUUCACUGGAUAGUAUUUUUCUGUAGGAACUUUAUCAACAAGUUGUCCUGAACUGUUAAGACAGGAUGGGGAGAGGUCUCUAUCCUGCACAGCGCCACGUCCGUCCUCUCUCUUCCCUCCGCAGUGCUUGAAGAAAACCAUCGUUGUGAUGGACGAAGAGUUGCCCCGAACAGCUCUCAGCAUCAGCAACAGAAACGAACUGCGAAAUGUCUUGCACCUCCAGCCCUUGUGCAAGCAAAACAAGGUGAGAAGAUGAAUCCUCUGUACAAAAUUCCCCGGAUCCUUUGGAAACCUGAGAGCGGGUGGAGAUGAGGCCAGCCGUUCCAUAGAUAAACUACGGAACUCGCUGGACAUGUAAAAAGGUAAAAGUGUAUUGGGAAAUGAUAUAUAAUGAGUUGAAAAAAAAUGUUUAAAACUACUUUUCCAAAAACACACACACCAGAGUCCUUUUUAUCGAGGAUAACCCAGACUGAAAUUCCUAGGUGUCAGGAAAGGUUAUUUAUGUAUGCAACAACUGCAGCCCAUGUUUUGUUAGCCCAUAAAUGGACAGUGAGUGUGAGGUCCCACCUAAAAAGAGUUGGUAACUUAAGUUGACAGAAUACGCAGAACUUGCAGGUUUAAUAUAUAGAAUAAGACAGCAAGAAGAACAUACAUUUAAAGAAGAUUGGAAAGCAUUUACUGAAUAUAUGGAAAAUAACUGUACACAGCUGAAAACGCUGGCAGCAUUAAGAUAAAUUCAACAGAGUAAAUAAUUUUUGAUGGAUGUGAAAGUGGAAAACGGAUUUGGACAGUUAUAGUAAGAUAUGCAGGGAUGUAUAUGAUAUGUAAAAUGAACCACGGGAAGAGAAGAAGGGUAGUGUUAUGUACUGAAGUUCUCACCCUGGGCCAGCAGGGGGAUACUGUAGAUAGUUAUGCAAAUAAGGGAUCGAAAGUGACGUUCAGUGAUUGGAUAGUUUUAGAAAAUUGUUACAGUUACGUUGUACUGGAGCUCUAUAUAAGCAGGCUGGCUGAACCCUUCAGUUCAGUUCUGUUCUGGCCUGUGAAUAAACAAGAGCUAUUUGAAGAAUCGCUGUGUUGUCUGAUAUGCUCACCCACAACUUAACAGGUAGCUCCUGCAGCCAGUGGGAAGCUGCGCACGCCUCCUCCGUGCCGGAAGGAGCGCCGGAAAUAGUGUUUGCACAUGCGUGAACCGGCCCAAGCCACAAAAACUUUGACGACUCCUGGUGUAGACAAUAUUGAGCUUGUUGAACCGGUAGUCUGAAGCAGCUUCCACUGUGCACAUAUCUCAGUUAAGGGUUCAAUGAAAGACAGAGGUUUUCUCUAACCAGCUGAGCUCUUCUGUUGCAGGCAAGGGAGAAUCCCUUGAAAACCCUCCUUGAAGUCAUGGCCAGCUAUUUUCUGGAGCGUACGAGCGGCUCCAAGGGGAGCCCGCCAGCCCCACGGAAGAAGCUCAGCCAGCCCAGGUGUACAGAGGACUCUGUCCUGAAGAAUUAUCUCUCUGAUGAAGACGCCCACUUGCAAACUGGGCCUGGAAAAAGCAAAACCAAGACCUACAGGUAUGGAUAAGCACUUUGAUUCUAAAUCCAUUUUCUUGGGCCAAGAAAUGUCGCUACAGAUGAAUCUUCUUGGUGUAACUCAGAAGUGGAGAGCAUUUUUCAUCUCUGCAUUCCCUUUUGGAGAUCCUUCUAGGGACCACAUACCGGUGUUGGGUGGGGCCAGGUUGGCUAGUGGGUGGAGCAAUGGAUGUGACUCUGACCUUUGCACAGGUGAUUCCAGCCACAGGAAGGUCAGGGGUUUCUACACACACAAACCUCUCUCCAUCCUUUGCCCACGCAACUGAGGCUGCAUCACAAUUGCUGACAGGAGUGAGGCCUUGUGUGCAUUUACGUAAUGCCUGGACUCAGAGGUCUGUUCCAGUUGCGGGCUGGCCCAGUAUACCUGAAGGAGCAUCUCUACCCCCAUCGUUCAGCCCGGACACCGAGGUCCGGCUCUGAGGACCUUCUGGCGGUCCCUCGCUGAGAGAAGUGAAGUUACAGGGAACCAGGCAGAGGGCCUUCUUGGUGGGGGCGCCCGCCCUAUGGAAUGCCCUGCCAUCAAAUGUCAAGGAAAUAAACAACUAUCUGACAUUUAGAAGACAUCUGAAGUCAGCCCUGUUUAGGGAAGUUUUUAAUGUUUUCUUAGGUUUUUAAUCUAUUGUUGAAAGCUGCCCAGAGUGGCUGGGGAAACCUAGCCAGAUGGGCGGGGUAUAAAUAAUAAAAUAUUAUUAUUACUACUUCAAUAAGUUAUUGAUAGUAUUUAAAGCCCUUAGGACCUGCGAGAUCGCCUCACCCAAAUGCACCUGCUUGACCACUUCAGUCGAUGCAAUUAACACUCCUACAAGUACCACAUAACUAGGGCUGGGUGGUAUCUAGUUAAUAAUAACUAGUCAUAAUAAUAAUUUUAUUAUUUAUACCCUGCCCAUCUGGCUGGGUUUCCCUAGCCAAUCUGGGCAGCUUAUAUCACUUAUAGGUAAAGGUAAAGGGACCCCUGACCAUUAGGUCCAGUCGUGACUGACUCUGGGGUUGCGGCACUCAUCUCGCUUUAUUGGCCGAGGGAGCUGGCGUACAGCUUCCGGAUCAUGUCGCCAGCAUGACUAAGCUGCUUCUGGCAAACCAGAGCAGCGCACAGAAACACUGUUUACCUUCCCGCCGGAGUGGUACCUAUUUAUCUACUUGCACUUUGAUGUGCUUUCGAACUGCUAGGUUGGCAGGAGCAGGGACCGAGCAACGGGAGCUCACCCUGUCGCGGGGAUUCGAACCGCCGACCUUCUGAUCAGCAAGUCCUAGGCUUUGUGGUUUAACCCACAGCGCCACCCGCGUCCCUUAUAGUACUUACAGAAACAUAAUAAAAGGUCAAACAUUAAGUAAUUCCCCAUAUAGGGCUGUCUUCAGUUGUCUUAUAAAACUUGUGUAGUUUCUUAUUUCCCCGACACCUGAUGGCAGGGUGUUCCACAGAGAGGGUGCCACUACCGAGAAGACCCUCUGCUUGCAUUCCUGUAAUUUCGCUUCUCGCAGGAAGGGAACUGCCAGAAGGCCCUCGGAGCUGGAAUUCGGUGUCCGGGCAGAAUGAUGAGGGUGGAGACGCUCCUUCAGGUAUACUGGGCCGAGGCUCUUUAGGGCUUUAAAGGUCAGCACCAACACUUUGAAUUGUGCUUGGAAACAUGAAGAUACUUUAGGACCAUUGUUAUAUGGUCCUGGCAGCUACCCCCAGUCACCAGUCUAGCUGCCACAUUCUAGAUUAAUUGCAGUUUCCAGGUCACCUUCAAAGGUAGCCCCACACAGAGCGCAUUGCAGUAGUUCAAGUGGGAGAUAACCAGAGCAGGCACAACUCUGGCAAGACAGUCUGCAGGCAGGUAGGGUCUCAGCCUGUGUACCAGAUGGAGCUAGGAGACAGCUGCCCUGGACACAAAAUUGACCUGCGCCUCCAUGGACAGCUGUGAGUCCAAAAUGACUCCCAGGCUACACACCUGGUCCUUCAGGGGCACAGUUACCCCAUUCAGGACCAGGGAGUCCUCCACAUCUGCCCAUCCCGUCCCCCCAAAACCGUACUUAUGUCUUGUCGAGAUUCACAAUGGUUUUCAACAUAUAUCUCCAACUCAACACCGCAAUACAGUGGUACCUCAGGUUAAGUACUUAAUUCAUUCUGGAGGUCCGUUCUUAAUCUGAAACUGUUCUUAACCUGAAGCACCACUUUAGCUAAUGGGGCCUCCUGCUGCCGCCGCGCCGCUGGAGCACGAUUUCUGUUCUCAUCCUGAAGCAAAGUUCUUAACCCGAGGUACUAAUUCUGGGUUAGCGGAGUCUGUAACCUGAAGAGUAUGUAACCUGAGGUAUCACUGUAUACUGUUGUUGCCUUCCUAUUAAUAUAGUGCGGUGCACAGCCCAAUCUCUGAAUAGUAAGAGAACCCAGAGGGCUUGGUUUCCUUGGAAGCAAGGUCACUGGUGGCUCAUAUUAUGGUUUUAUUUAUGCAUCUGUGCCUGAUGAACGGAAGAGAGAAAGCUCACUGAAAUGACAUUCAUGCCUGCUUAAACCAUGAGACACUGUUUCUAAACCAAAGUGUGCUUCUAUUCGACUCCAUAGCUCUCCAGGCAGCUGUUCCCAUACCGUGGUCUGUCCUUUGGCAAUCACUCGUAGCCGAGUAAGAUUGUCUUCCAUAAAUACAGUUUUAACAAUGAGUCUGUAAGUGACCGUGGAGGCCAAUUCUGGAUCCACACGUCCUUCCACAGUGGGGACAUUGGUUUCCGGGCAGGUUAUGAUCACGGUGUGGAUUUGCCAAGCGUGCCUUCCUCUUAGCAUGUUUCUCCCUUGCGUCCUGAGUUUGAGGGUCUUCAAAGCCCAUGACACCUUUGGUAAAGGCUGUUCUCCAACUGGAGUGCUCGCAGGCAAGUGUUUCCCAAUUGUUGGUGUUUAUACUUCUCCUGCGAACCUAGCAGUUCGAAAGCACGUCAAAGUGCAAGUAGAUAAAUAGGUACCGCUCUGGCAGGAAGGUAAACGGCGUUUCUGUGCGCUGUUCUGGUUCUCCAGAAGUGGCUUAGUCAUGCUGGCCACAUGACCCGGAAGCUGUACGCCGGUUCCCUCGGACAAUAAAGCGAGAUGAGCGCCACAACCCCAGAGUCGGCCAUGACUGGACCCAAUGGUCAGGGGUCCCUUUACCUUUUUAUACUACAUUUUUUUAGAUUUGCCUUGAAACAAUCUUUAAACCUCUUUUGUUGACCACCAGCAUUACGCUUUCCAUUUUUAAGUUUGGAAUAGAGUACCGUAUUUUUUGCUCUAUAAGACUCACUUUUUCCCUCCUAAAAAGCAAGGGGAAAUGUGUGUGCGUCUUAAGGAGCGAAUGCAGGCUGCGCAGCUAUCACAGAAGCCAGAACAGCAAGAGGGAUUGCUGCUUUCACUGCACAGUGAUCCCUCUUGCUGUUCUGGCUUCUGAGAUUCAGAAUAUUUUUUCCCUUGUUUUCCUCCUCCAAAAACUAGGUGCGUCUUGUAGUCUGGUGCGUCUUAUAGAGUGAAAAAUAUGGUAGUUGCUUUGGAAGACGAUCAUCAGGCAUCCGCAUAACAUGACCAGUCCAACGAAGUAGAUGUUGAAGAAUCAUUGCGUCAACACUGGUGAUCUUUGCUUCUUCCUGUACGCUGGUCUGUAGAACCAUCAGUGGUCCAUGAACUUCAUUCAGGUGGUCUAAAUGACAGACUUCCUUGCAUCUGUGUCCUUGCAGCUACGAGAUCGAUGGGGAAAUAAUCCCCAAGCGAGACCAACACAAGAAAAGCGAAAAGUGCAAAUCUGGGACGGCAUUCAAGAGCAGCUCACUUUCUGAGGGAGAGAAACCGGCGAGCCAUCACUACGGGGACUUGAGGACACCUGAGCUUUCUUUGAAUGCCAUGAGGGAGCAACCCCAAGCCAGGAGCGGUGGUCUAUUUGGCAGAGGAACGAUGGCGGCCCCCCCAGUCAACUCUCCAGAGGUUCUUUGCUCUCAUUCUAAACAUUUUGUUAUUUUUAUUAUUAUAAAAAGAUUAAAUAUUUUCGUUUAUUGCACUUCUGUACCACCUUUCUGACAAGGCAGCCCAAUAAAACUUUGCAAUUUAAGAUAUGAAAACAGAACAAGAAAACCCCCAACAUUGGAAAAUAUGUAAACAUAGCAAAAAAACAACAACCCCAGAGUCAUUUCAGGUCGUUGGUGGUUUCCUCAGAACCUGAAGACAGGGACUUCCUUAGCUGGGCUCCCCAGACUAGGGAGAAAUUAAAUUAAAUUCCCAAAUUCGUACUUCCUGAAACAAUAUGGGAACUGGAAAAAAGCAGCCCUCCUUCAAAAUUUCCCCUGCUCUGAAUUUGGCAAUGUCAUUUUAUAGUGUGCAUAUAUGUUAUGCAUACAUUGGUAAGAAUAAUGUCCAAGAAUGAAUUCUAUUAAGGGAACUAUCUCUGUAAAAAUGUGUAUAUUAGACAAAAUGGCAUAGGAAGUGUGUGUUGUAGAAGAAAUUCACACAAAAACACUGCUGCAUUUUCCCUUUUUAAACAGCAAUGCAGACUGAUGUAGAUAUGUCGAGAACUGAACAUAAUAAGGCUGGAAGAGUGAGGAAAUGAGAGAAGCCAAACAGACGUAUUUGCCUAUCAUCCACCUCUGAUUUUAGGAGGGAGCAGGGAGCUGCGUUAUUAUUAGUCCACAUAGCUCCAUAUUGUCUACACUGAGCGGCAGGGACGCUCGAGGGUUUCAGACCUGGGAUAUACAUUCCCAACCCUACCUGCAGAUGUUGGGGGUGAAACCCAAUACCUUCUUUGGAUAGAGCAGGUGUUCUCCCAUUGAGCCAUGGACCUUUCCAAGGCAGUUGUGAAAGUCACCUGAAUGGGGUUUAUCUGAAGAGCCAAAGUGCUGGGACAAAUCUGUGGAAGGAUAAAAGCCACAUCUUCUAAAAGGCAGCAGAUGGUUUGUUGAUUAGGACAGCUCUACCUCUAUGCUGGUGGCGCUGUGGGUUAAACCACAGAGCCUAGGACUUGCCAAUCAGAAGGUCAGCGGUUCGAAUCCCCACGACGGGGUGAGCUCCUGUUGCUCGGUCCCUGCUCCUGCCCACCUAGCAGUGCAAGUAGAUAAAGUGCAAGUAGAUAAAUAGCUACCGCUCCGGCAGGAAGGUAAACGGUGUUUCAGGGAACUGCUCUGGUUCGCCAGAAGCGGCUUAGUCAUGCUGGCCACAUGACCCGGAAGCUCCCUCGGCCAAUAAAGUGGGAUGAGCGCCGCAACCCCAGAGUCGGCCACGACUGGACCUAAUGGUCAGGGGUCCCUUUACCUUUACCUCUAUGAAAACCUGUUGGGUUGUGCAGGACUGAGUUGGGGGUUUUAUACGAUACAAUACGAUACGAUAAUCUUUAUUGUCAUUGUCCCAUACAGAACAACGAAAUUGAAAAUCUACAUCAGACAUUCAGAAACCAACAAGCCUGCUAUCCCAGCCAUCCCAGCCUGGUUAACCCCCUAAAAACUCUGAUACCCCAUAAUUAAAUACAAUAUACUCCCAUAGAGACUACCUUACACUGCAAUUAAAACCAAAAUCGCAUUUGAAUAGAAACUGUUUCUCAGGCGGCUAGUCCUAGUCUUUAUAACCCUGUACCUUCUUCCAGAAGGCAGAAGCUGAAAGAGAUCAUUUCUGGGGUGCGCACUAUCCUGCACUAUCUCUGCAGCUUUCUUGUGACACCCGGAAGCAUAGAUUUGAUCUAAGGUGGGAAGAGUGCAUCCAAUUAUUCUCCCCACAGUCUUUACAACCCUGGACAGCAUUGUUUUUCCCCUGACCGUGCAGCUCCCAAACCACACACAGAGACCAUAAGUGAAUACACUCUCAACAGUACAAUGGUAAAAUGCCAUCAACAGGUCCUUUGAGAGAUUAUUUUUCCGGAGGAGUCUCAGAAUAUAUAACCUCUGCCGUGCUCUCUUCACCAGGUCUUUGCUGUUUUCUCCCCAGGUUAGGUCAUCUCUCAACUCCAUUCCCAGAAAUCGAAACACCGAGACCUGUUCCACACACUUCCCCUCAGUAAUAAGUGGCUGAAUAUUCAAUUUACAUUUCCUACAUGUCCACAAUAAUCUCUUUUGUUUUCUUUAAGUAUGUGCUGUUAAUGGAGGAGAUCUGGGUUCCAGUGAGUGACCUACCCAGGCUUUCCCUGUAAGGGAAAGUAAUUGUUUGGGGAAAAUGGCUUUCACCAGGUGACAAGGGGGCGGGGCCUAGCAACACAUAGUGACUGCUCAUUGGGUGCAUUUGUCUGCAGACUUGCAGCUGAUUGGCCACCAGAGGUAGACUGAGUGAUCUAAUUGAUGAUUAUGUGGGUCAUUAUGUUGGGGUGACAGGAACAGUGUUGAACCCUGGCUGGGAGAAGGGCAGUGCCCCAUUUUGCCCUGAAGAGAAACCACCUAUUCUGGGCUACAUGGACCCAGAACCUGGCUCAAUGUAAGGUAGAUUCGACCAUCCUAAUCCCUAUGGUGCAGCAAUUAAAACUUCACAUUUGCAAAGCUAAGCAGGGUCUGAUAUGGUUUCAAACUGGAUGGGAGACCGUGUGUUGAGAUUCCUCCAUUUGCAGGGGGUUGGACUAGAUGUCCCUUGGUGCCCCUUCCAACUCUACAGUUUUUUGAUUCUUUGCCAUCAUGUGUGGCUCAUCCUAGGGCCACUUUUAGAUGUUUUGAGGAGUCGAGUUAUCAAUGUCUCUUGUACAGAAGAGAAGGGCAAGCGUAGGUCGGUUACCCCUCUGUCAUAAAAAACACUGCUGUGUGUAUAUUCUCAUUUUAUUCUAAAAACAUGCAGUUUUAGGGUGCUUUGAUGCAUCAAGGCCUAUAGAAUUGUAUCAAGGCCUGUAUACCUGAAGGAGCAUCUUCACUCCCAUCGUUCAGCCUGGACACUGAGGUCCAGCUCCGAGGGCCUUCUGGCGGUUCCCUCCCUGCGAGAAGUGAGGUUACAGGGAACCAGACAAAGGGCCUUCUCGGUGGUGGCGCCCGCCCUGUGGAACGCCCUGCCAUCAGAUAAACAACUAUUUUACUUUUAAAAGACAACUGAAGGCAGCCCUGUUUAGGGAAGUUUUCAAUGUCUGAUGUUGUAUUGUUUUUAAUAUUCAGUUGGAAGCUGCCCAGAGUGGCUGGGGAAACCCAGCCAGAUGGGUGGGGUAUAAAUAAUAAAUUAUUAUUAUUAUUAUUAUUAAAUGCACUUGAUUCGACCAACCUUAACCAAUGUGGGAAAAGGAGCUUGGGGUUGCUCCAGAAUCUAUGCGUUGCCUGAUCUCUGCUUAUGGGUUUCCAUAGGAGGUAGUCUUGGGGCUUGCCUGCCUGUCUUCUUUAAGAUGGUGUUUUUCAGGGGGAACAUUGAAAUCAACAGCAAAUCCCACCAAGAGCAAUGAGUCUUGAUGAUAGCACAGGAAUAUCAGUAAUAAUUCUACUUACCGUGUAUGUAUUUUACAUUCAGUUCUCUUUUAGAGUCAUAGGGAGAAUUGUGCAUACUUUAUGUGAAGUAAUAUAUUAUUAUUAUUAUUAUUAUUAUUAUUAUUAUUAUUUUAUUUUAUUUUUAAUAUUAAUAUUAUUAAGCUUCAGAAGGGUACCCAAGGGUCAUCUAGUCCAACCCCUGCAAUACAGGAAUCGUUCGCCCAAUGUGGGUCGCGAACUCAUAACCCCGAGAUUAAAAGCUUCGUGCUUUGACCACCGCUCUCCUCUCUCGACAAUUUAUUUCAGGACUCCUUGAAAAGACGGCGCACGAAACAACCAUCUGGAAUCCAGAGAACAUUUAAACCUGGAGAGGAAAAGGAAACCGGGGACCGUUUGGCCACGCCAAUGGGGGAUUCGCAAGAGUGGGCAGGAAUCUCCAGGCCAUCUGCAAAUCUCUUUUCUCCACACCUCGGCCGUUCCAUCGACGUAACCAAGGACUAUUCAUCCACGAUCCUGACUGGCCCAUACACAAAUGCCAGCGGGGAAGCGGCAAGAAAUUCAGCCCAAAGCAUCGAAGGCCCGUUCGCCAAAUUGAUGUCCGAAAGACGCCCAGUUGAAGAAAGGAAAGCUGCGCCCCUGUACCCUGCGGAGGUGAAUAAGGGGAGCAGCCGCUUGAACUUUCUUCCGAGGCAGAUGGGAGCUGACCGUGAAAGGACAGCGAGAUCCACACCAAAGAGCGAACCUCAAAAUACAGAAUUCAGGUAGGAUCAUGAUUGAAAUCGUAUUUAAAACGUCGUUUUAAAACGACACGCUUGUGUGUAAAUAUGCUACUCCAGUGCUUUAUUUUCUGGUAGGUUAGGAUAGCUCAGUUGGUAACAGCAUGAGAUUCUUAAUCUCAAGGUUGUGGGUUCGAGCCCCACGUGGGGCAAAGAGAUUCCUGCGUUGCAGGGGGUUGGACUAGAUGACACUCUUGGUCCCUUCAAACUCUGUUGUUGUUGUUUAGUCGAGUCCGACUCUUCGUGACCCCAUGGACCAGAGCACGCCAAGCACUUCUGUCUUCCACUGCCUCCUGCAAGUUUUUGGCAAGUUUAAAGGUAAAGGUAAAGGGACCCCUGACAGUUAAGUCCAGUCUGAACUACUCUGGGGUUGCGGCGCUCAUCUCGCUUUAUUGGCCGAGGGAGCCGGCGUACAGCUUCCGGGUCAUGUGGCCAGCAUGACUAAGCCGCUUCUGGCAAAACCAGAGCAGCACACGGAAACGCCGUUUACCUUCCCACCGGAGCGGUACCUAUUUAUCUACUUGCACUUUGAUGUGCUUUCGAACUGCUAGGUUGGCAGGAGCAGGGACCGAGCAACGGGAGCUCACCCCAUCGAAGGGAUUCGAACCGCCGACCUUCUGAUCGGCAAGCUCAGUGGUUUAGACCACAGCACCACCUGCGUCCCUUGGCAAGUUUAGCUGGUGUUAAAUACCAUCUAUACGUCAGAUUCAGACCAUACAUCUAAAGCACUAUGGUAACACUUUAAACAGCUGUGGCUUCCCCCGAAAAAUUCUGGGAGCUGUAGUUUCUUAAGGGUGCUUGUUAGCUGCUAGGAGGCUCCUAUUACCCACCCAGAGCUACAAUUCCCAGAGUCCCCCUGCGGAGGGAGAUGGACUGUUUGAACGGUUUUCGUUUCCGACUUGGGAUGCCUGCAGUACGGUCAUACGUCCAGAAGUCCAGCAGAGGGCACUCUCUGAAAAGCAAUGCUCCCUGCCAUUGCUUCAUUGGCAGAUAGCUUGCCCCUCUUCUGCCAGCUCCCAAAAAUUACUGUCCAAAAUGCUGUGACUCAGAGCUUCUGACUAACGCUUCUGAAAGAUGUACGAUCGCUGGCCUUUGAGCAGGAGGAGCUGCCUCAGUUCAACUUGGUUGGGUGUGAUCAGCGAUCACAGGAUUGCAAUGCCUUCCAGGCAAGGAGAGAGAGAGACUUUUCGGGGCUCCAGUCUUUAGAAAAACAAGGUGAUUUAGGAGGGGGGAAGGCCACGCUGGGAGAUUUCUAAAGGUGCGUGUGGCGCAAAGAAAGAUUUUGCUCCCCCCCCCCUCCGGCCACGUUCACGGCAAGCAUUUAAACAGCUACAACUUUCCCCAAAGAAGUUUGGGAGCUGUAGUUUGUUGAGGGUGCUGAGAGUUGCUAGGAGGUCCCCUUCAAGGAACUACACUUCCCAGAGUGAUAUAACAAUCUCAGAAUCGUCGAGUUGGAAAGGAACGCAGGAAUCAUCUAACCUAACCCCCUGAAAUGUGGAAAUCUGUUGCCCAAUGUGGGAUUCGAACCCACAAACCUGAGAUCAAGAGUCUCAUGAUCCGGCAUCCAAUGCCCUGUUCAAUGUGUUUUGCUAGGGGUUAUUGGCUUGCUGCUGUUCACACACACACACACACACACACACACACACAGUGGUACCUCAGGUUAAGUACUUAAUUCGUUCCAGAGGUCCGUUCUUAACCUGAAACUGUUCUUAACCUGAAGCACCACUUUAGCUAAUGGGGCCUCCCGCUGCUGCCAUGACGCCGGAGCCUGAUUGCUGUUCUCAUCCUGAAGCAAAGUUCUUAACCUGAAGCACUAUUUCUGGGUUAGCGGAGUGUGUAACCUGAAGCGUAUGUAACCUGAAGCGUAUGUAACCUGAGGUACCACUGUAUAUAUAUAUUGUGGUUUUCAUGUUGUGAUUUUAUGUUGUGAACCGCAGAGCAGUAUACAAAUUCAGGUGUUGUUGAUAAUGAUGAUGAUGAUGUUCUACAAACUGAGUGAAACUAGGACCCGCCAGACUCCUUCCCAGGGAACUCUGGGAAUUUUAGCUCUGUGCACCCUUAACAAACUACACCUCCCAGGAUUCUGGGGUGACUGUUAUUUUGAAAUUCAUUUUUAUUUGAUUUUGCAAUACAAAGUUAUAAGAAAAAUGAUAAAACAUAUUUCGAUAUACAGAGAUUCCUCCGCAUCUCAGGACUUCACCCUCCAUGGAGGCCCAUUUUAAACAUUUAAAACGGCAUCUUUUUCCAUACUCUGUCAUAUCAGUCCAUAUUUUCCAUGGUAAUUGUCACAGUAUAAUUGAAAUCAAAAUCCUGCCAGUGUUUCCAUCUGCUUACAGUGGUCUCCUAAAUCAGGGGUCAGCAAACUUUUUCAGCAGGGAGCCGGUCCACUGUCCCUCAGACCUUGUGGGGGGCCGGACUAUAUUUUUUUUGGGGGGGGGGAAUGAACGAAUUCCUAUGCUCCACAAAUAAACCAGAGAUGCAUUUAAAUAAAAGGACACAUUCUACUCAUGUAAAAACACACUGAUUCCCAGACCGUCCGUGGGCUGGAUCUGGCCCCGGGCCUUAGUUUGCCUAAGGCAGCAUUUCCCAAUCUUGGGCCUCCAGCUGUUUUUGGACUACAACUCCCAUAAUCCCCAGCUAGCAAGACCAGUGGUCAGGGAUGAUGGGAAUUGUAGUUCGAAAACAGCUGGAGGCCCAAGGUUGGGAAACACUGGCCUAAGGUAAAGGUAAAGGGACCCCAGACCGUUAAGUCCAGUUGCAGACGACUCUGGGGUUGCAGCGCUCAUCUCGCUUUACUGGCCGAGGGAGCCGGCAUUUGUCUGCACAUAGUUUUUACGGGUCAUAUGGCCAUCAUGAGUAAGCCGCUUCUGGCGAACAAGAGCAGCACACAGAAAUGCUGUUUACCUUCCCGCCGGAGUGGUACCUAUUUAUCUACUUGCACUUUGACAUGCUUUCGAACUGCUAGGUUGGCAGGAGCAGGGACCGAGCAACGGGAGCUCACCCCGUCGCGGGGAUUCAAACCACCGACCUUCUGAUCAGCAAGUCCUAGGCUCUGUGGUUUAAAUAACUCAUACAUAACUCCAUCAGCUUGGUUUCCCAUUCUUCUCUGGUCGGGAGGAGCCGUGACUGUUCUAAGUGUUAUCACAGGACUUUAAAGACGUCAUUAACCAUGACUAGCUCAGACUUGGCCCUUUCCUCUCCUGUCCUUGGAAGACAACUCUCUGUCAGUUCCAGCUGUUGGGAAUUCUGGGAUGUGCCCUCUGAAACGCCAAUCAAGAAAUACAUUUCUUGUUCUUUUACUUCCCGUUCUACUUUUUGUUGUUGUUGGUGGUGAUGGUUUUUCAUUCUUUCUUUUUAAACACCCACCCUGUGGUUUGACAUUUUCAAAAAGGCCUGUUGCUGAUCCGCCACUAGCCUCAGGCACCUUUAUUUUAUUAUUUUAUUUUUUUGCCUAUGCAUGCUGUCUAGAGAGGGAUUAGGUCCGAGAACCAGAGCGCUGCAUCAAAAGGACCCGUCUGAAGAGCAAUGAAUUUGAGGCAUCAGGGAGGGAGAGGGUUUAAAAUAAAUAAAUAAAUAGCUGGCCAGUGAAAGGAAGAUGCUGGUUUUUAGUUUUAGGGAAGGGUAAAAGAAGAGUGGAGAAUCUCAGGCCUAAGGGCUGGAUUUCUUCUCUAUAUAGUCCUUGGGACUCUUCCUAGGAUUCUUCUUCUUCUUCUUCUUCUUCGUCUUUGUCUUCGUCUUCUUCCUCUUCUCCUUCUCCUUCUCCUUCUUCUUCGGCGAUCGCUCGUAGCUGAGUAAAAUUGUCUUCCAUAAGCACGGUUUUAACAAUGAGUCCUUAAGUGACUAUGGAGGCCAAUUCUGGAUCCACACGUCCUUCCACAGUGGGGACAUUGGUUUCUGGGCAGGAGUUGACCACAGUGUGGAUUUGCCAAGCGUGCCUUCCUCUUAGCAUGUUUCUCCCUGGCGUCCUGAGUUCAAGUGUCUUCAAAGCCCAUGACCCCUUUGGUAAAGGCUGUUCUCCAAUUGGAGCGCUCGCAGGCAAGCGUUUCCCAGUUGUUGGUGUUUAUACUACGUUUUUAAAGAUUUGCCUUGAGACAGUCUUUGAACCUCUUUUGUUGACCACCAGCAUUACGCUUUCCAUUUUUAAGUUUGGAAUAGAGUAGUUGCUUUGGAAGACGAUCAUCAGGCAUCCGCACAACAUGACCAGUCCAACGAAGCUAAUGUUGAAGAAUCAUUGCUUCAACACCGGUGAUCUUUGCUUCUUCCAGUACACUGGUAUUAGUUCACCUGUCGUCCCAAGCAAUGUGUAAAUUUUUUCGGAGACACCGUUGAUGGAAUCUUUUGAGGAGUUGGAGAUGGCACUUAUAAGUGGCCCAUGUUUCACAAGCGUACAGUAAGGUUGGUAGUACAAUAGCUUUGUAAACAAGCAUUUUGGUUUCCCUGCGACUGUCUCGAGUUUGAUUUAUGGAAAGAUUCCCCAGGAAUAAAAGUGGUCCUCCCUUCCCAGGAAGCAUAAUAAAUAUCUGCGGUUUUCCAAUUGUACGAGGAGUGGAAGUUGUGAAAUGCAUGGAUUUAGGCGGAAAUGACUGGCAGAAUCCGAGACCAGGGAGAAGAGUUGGUGGAAGAAGAUUGGAAGAAAUUUAAAGUUUACUUACAGAAACAUUGUAAAAUUAAGGAAUGUUAGAAGGAUGUUGGAAUGAAGUAAUGUGGUUUUAGCAGAGAUGCUGUAAAGGAUUAAGAAAAAAUAGAUUGUUAAAUGGUGAAAGGAGGGAAAGCAAAGUUACAUUAUAUUAAGAUAAAAUAGAGGACAUAAACUGGAAAAGAUGGAAAGGACUUGCUGAAAUAGCUAAUUGAACUAGAAUACAAAAAAGGGAGGUGUGAGGAGGUCAAGGAAACAAGCAAAUGAAAGAUAAGUUAUGGGAAGAUUCAUUGUGUUUUGUUUUGUUUUGUUUUGUCUUUUUCUUUUUUUCUUUUUUAUUGUGAUGUGAUGUUCUGUUUCUGCUUAGUAUGCUGUUUUCUAUUUUUUCUUUUUGUAACUUUUCAAAUCUUAAUAAAUAUUAUUUAAAAAAAAUAAAAAUGAAAUGCAUGGAUUUAAAAGCACAGGCUAUAGGGUAUUUCCUCCCCAUACCCCUCACUUGCAAUGGUCCCCAGCACCGAGAUCUAUCCCAGCUCUAGCAAAUGGAACUUUCCCCCAUAAUAUUCGUUGCACUUUUGACAAGAACCGGCUGUGGCAGAGCAGAGGGGAGACUCAGUUUUCUGCUGGAGUGGAUCACAGCUGGGAGAGAAUCGACAAGGACCCAGCAAGCCAGGAACACAGCAGAAGUAUUCUGUGCACUAUAUAUAUAUAUAUAUAUAUAUAUAUAUAUAUAUAUAUAUGCAAUAACAUAUAAACACAGCCUUUUGGUGUUUUGCAUCGUGCAUUUUGAACGAGGAGAAACAGCGCAGGAAUGGCGAUGGCAGUGGCUGGCUUUGCAAAAAGUUUGGGAGAAAUCAAGUGUCUGCAGGACAUUUAAGAAUCUUAGAAGGGUGUGUGGUCCUUGGUCUGGAAAGCUCCCCUAAGCCCCUUGAUUAAAACCUAGCUAAAAUUCUUGCAUUGUAGCGGGUUGGACUAGAUUGUUGGAACCGGGGAUGAAAAGCCCGCUGGCUCGGUCCUAGCCGUAGCGUCACCCCUCUCAGCCUCGCCGCUGCGGAGAUCCAUCAGUCAUUCUCCUCCGACAUGCGUCGGCGACUCAAGCGGCAGGUCAUGCUUGAGCACACAUUACUCGGCAGAGUAAUCACACAACAGAAUCAGGCCCGAGGCGUGGAUACGAUACUAAGCUACGCAUUUAUUAUACAUAAAUCAGGGCGAAGAAAAACAUGGCCUCUCUUCUUGUUCUUCUUCUCGGAGAGAGUGAGAAACAAAAGCAAUACAGAGCGGAAGUUCCGCUCACGGACUCCAGAAAUCUGUAAAGGUCAAGGGAGCCAUGAGCGUUAGGUCCAGUCGUGACCGACUCUUGGGUUGCAGCACUCAUCUCGCUUUAUUGGCCGAGGGGGCCGGCGUACAGCUUCCGGGUCAUGUGGCCAGCAGGACUAAGCCACUUCUGGCGAACCAGAGCAGCGCACGGAAACGCCGUUUACCUUCCCGCCGGAGCGGUACCUAUUUAUCUACUUGCACUUUUGAACUGCUAGGUGGGCAGGAGCAGGGACCGAGCAAAGGGAGCUCACCCCGUCGUGGGGAUUCGAACCGCCGACCUUCUGAUCAGCAAGCCCUAGGCUAUGUGGUUUAACCCACAGCGCCACCCGCGUCCCUACUGCGUCCAGUAAUCUGUGCUGCAAUGUAAACAGACAUGUGACAUGCAAUAAUCCCACACAUCUGCAGCUCGGGAGGAGUGUAAUCCCAACCUAGAUGACCUUAGAAUCUACAAUUCUAUGAUCUAUGAUCCACUAUGGUUCUAUGUGAUGUGCAAACACAGCCAUUAUAGCUCCGUGUUUGUGUACAGGGACCUGCCAACAGCCCCUCUCUCUCUCGCAAGUGCAAAGGCACAGCUUGGAGUAAUCGUCUGGGAAGCAAAAUGGCCUGAAGUGUCUCCUUUUUUAAAAAACGAUGCUUCUCUGAAACAUGACUAAUUUUCCAAUAGAGGCCUUUUAAGCCUAUGUGGCCAUUUCAGGAUCCCUCCAUGGACGCAGCUCGAAAACAACCCAUUAUCAAAUGAUGAGGUUUUUGCAGUGAUAUUUCAGGAGCUAUUAAAAAGCACUUGCCUCUGUGCAGGGUAGGUGAGUUGUGGGUGGGUGGAGGAGGCGAAAUCUUCCAUGCCAAAGAUGAGAUGUUGGGCCAACUAAUUCUUUCCCAUUCAGAGGAGAGAAGGAGGGAUAGAUGACAGGAGGUGAACACUGGGAUGGCCUGGGACUCGGGCUCGGACUUGGAUCCAGAGAAGUCUCAGUCCGCGCCGGAUCCUUUGCCUCAGGCAUCAUCUGAACCAAGUAUGGGGCCUGAUUCUGAAGAGCCCCAGUCUGCACAGGUUCCCCUGCAAAAAGCACCAGCUGGGCCGAGUCAGGGGCCUGAACCUGCCCUGGAUCCAGAUGCGGGGAUUACCUCGUUGCCUUCAGCUGGGCCAUCACUUACAGCUGCUCCACUACCAGUUGGGUCAGGAGAGGCUGAGGCGGCCCCUGGGUCCAGUAACCCACCGACGUCUCCCGAGCUGCAGAGACUCAGGUCUGAGAGAAGGAGAGACCUGAGUACUUGCAGCCUCGUGUCCUGCCUCGGCCUGUCGGACUGACUCCUUGCAGAACCCCUGGAUUCGGGACCGGACUUGGACCGUGCUACUCGUGUUACCCCCAGGCCCAGCACAACAAUAAGGGUCACUGUUUUAAAUGCUCCCUGGGCCUUCUCCAAAUUUGGUGGGCCUUGGUGGUGGGCAGUGGGAAGGCUCCAAACACUGGAAAAUGUGUUGAGGUAAACUGGAUCAUAGAAUCAUAGCGCUGGAAGAGACCCCAAAGGUCAUCUAGGCCAACCCCUUGCAAUGGAGGAUUCUCAACUAAAGCAGCCAUGACAGCUGGCCAUCCAACCUCUGCUUAAAAACCUCCAAGGAAGGAGAAUCCACCACCUUCCGAGGGAGUCCAUUCCACUGUCAAAUAGCUCUUACUUCCAGAAUUCCUUCUGGUGUUUGGUCGGAAUCUCCUUUCUCGUAACUUGAAGCCAUGGGUUCGAGUCCUGCCCCCCAGGGCAGGAGAAAGCAAGGUUGCUGCAUCUUCCUUAUGGUAGCGGUUGAGAUAUUUGAAGACGGCUCUCGUAUCUCCUCUUUUCCAGGCUAAACAUUCCCAGCUCCUUCAACCGUUCCUCAUCAGGCUUGGUUUCCAGAGCCUUGAUCAUCUUGGUCCCCCUCCUCUGCACAUGUUCCAGCUUGUCAACAUCCUUCUUAAAUUGUGGUGCCCAGAAAUGGACACAGUAUUCCAAGUGUGGUCUGACCAAGGCAGAAUAGAGCAGUACUAUUACCGAGAGUGAGAACUGGACCAUAAAGAAGGCUGAUUGCUGAAGAAUUGAUGCUUUUAAAUUAUGGCACUGGGGGAGACUCUUGAGAGUCCCAUGGAUAGCAAGAAGAUCAAACCUCUCCAUUCUGAAGGAAAUCAGCCCUGAGUGCUCACUGGAAGGACAGACCCUGAAGCUGAGACUCCAAUACUCUGGCCACCUCAUGAGAAGAGAAGACUCCCUGGAAAAGACCCUGGUGUUGGGAAAGAUGGAGGGCAUAAGCAGAAGGGGACGACAGAGGACGAAAUGGUUGGACAGUGUUCUUGAAGCUACCAGCAUGAGUUUGACCAAACUGCGGGAGGCAGUGGAAGACAGGAGUGCCUGGCGUGCUCUGGUCCAUGGGGUCACGAAGAGUCGGACACGACUAAACAACAACAUUACUUCUCUUGACCUGGACGCCGUACAGUACUUUUGUUGAUGCAGCCUAGAAGAGCAGCCACGUUUUUUGCUGCUAUAUCACACUGUUAACUCAUAGAAUCAUAGAACUGUAAAGUUGGUAGGGGCCAUGUGAAGCUUGUGGUUUAGUAAGGCCUCUAGAUCCUUUUCACAUGCACUGCUAGCAAGCCAGGUGUCCCCACCCUAUAUUUGUGUAUCUGGUUCUUCCUGCCUAAGUGCAGAACCUUACAUUUAUCCCUAUUGAAACUCAUUUUGUUAGCUUGGGCCCAGUUCUCCAAUCUCUUAAGGUCAUCUUGAAUCCUGUUGUUCUGUCUUUGGUGCAUUAGCUACCCCUCCCAGUUUGGAGUCAUCUGCAAAUCUGAUGAAGAUUGGGGGGGGGGGAUAAUUGCUCUUCUCCCUUUGGACCUGAUGCAUUCAGCGUACAGUCACUGCUCUUCCUUCCCUGCAACAUUUCGUGGAGGAAAUCUGGCGUUCGUAAAUACCAUUAUCUUUGGCGAGGCUGGUCCAAGUUUAGUGCAGGCUCGUGAGAUCAGCAAACCCGUUUCCCCCGAUUCUUCUCUAACGCUUUGCUUCAACCCUGCUAUCCCAGCCUGUAAAGCAAAAUCCUCUUUGGUUUUUUUUGCAGAUGGAAGUUUUCGUCUUGUUUUCUUCGCAGCCCGUUUUCCUAAGCUGCCACGCAUGGCGGUUCUCACAAGUUAACCCUCCAGCAGCGGAGGCUGUAAAAAGUUUUUGAGACGGCGCUUAACCUGUGACACCACUCUUGAGUGCUGAGCCACUGGGGAACAUGGACAGGCUCUGGGGAUGGGGAAAGUGUUUAUCUAAUAUUAUCUAAACCGCGGCUUAGUUCUUCCCUCUCCAUAAAACUCUACCCAAGCCUUGCCAUUUGCUCUGUCAGUGCUGCUCCUGUGUAUUAUGUGGAACAUUUGGCUGGCUGUGGAACCAGCCCAGUCCUUACGCUCUAGAUUUAGGGGGGGGGGGGCACAUCCAACUGCCCCUUAUUCUGGUUAGCAAUACAGUUCUGUCACAGUUUGAGGAUAGAAACUGCAAUUGCCACCUUCUUGAAGAAACCAGAGGCCUUUCUCCUGGGCAUAGUCGGCCAAUCGGUGUUAAAAAAGGAUAGAACUUUCUUUAUGUAUGCUACAACAGCAGCAAGAAUACUUAUCGCAAAGUAUUGGAAGACACAAGAGUUACCCACACUGGAGGAAUGGCAGAUGAAAAUGAUGGACUACAUGGAAUUGGCAGAAAUGACUGGCAGAAUCCGUGACCAGGGAGAAGAGUCGGUGGAAGAAGAUUGGAAGAAAUUCAAAGAUUAUUUACAGAAACAUUGCAAAAUUAAAGAAUGUUAGAAUGAUGUUGGAUUGAAGUUAAAUGGCUUCUAGCUGUAUAGGUUUUAAAGCUAUAAAUAUAUUAAGAUUAAGGAUUAGGAUUAGGAUUAAAAAAGUUAAAAGAAUGGAAAAAUUGGUUUCAAAUAGGUAAAAAUCUAAUGUCAUAAUAUAUUAAGAUUAAGGAUUGGGAUUAAAAAGGAGGGAAAUAAAUUGCUGGAUUAACAACCGGAAUUGGAAUACAAAAGAGGGAGGUAUGAGGAAGUCCGGGAAACAAGUAAAUGUAAAAGAAGUUAUGAAAAGACGGAAUUGUUUUUAACUGUUUUUUUCUUUUUUUAUCUUUUUGUAUUUUGUAUUUUCUAUUGUGUAUUUUUCUUUUUUCUUUUCAAAUUUCUCUUGUUUAUUAAUGUGAUUUUAUUUUUUCUGAAACUUUAAUAAAUAUUAAUUAAAAAAUAAAAAAAAUAGAAACUGCAAUUGCCACCUUCCGCACCAGAGUGACUUGUCUCACUUCUUUCAUCAAGGGACAGGGCCAUCUUUACCUAUGAGUGCAAGGGGUGCAGGGCAUCCGGGCACCGAAUUUUGGGGGGCGCCAAGUGCCCGCCGCUGAAGCCGCCUAAGCUCUUAACUAUCUACGUGUUACGGAAUAAUAAAUAAUUUUCAUCAAGCUAGAAAAACAAAAUACAUAUAUACUUAGGUAUUACUGAAAUGUAUACCCACUGUUUCACUGAAGGACUUUCGAUUUUGUGCACUUAUUUACAAAAGACGCGGUGCUUGUUAUUCACAACGGUGGCGCUUGUCAGACUCGACGUUCUCAGUGGCGCUGUGCAUGCGAAAUUAACUAAAUUAUUUGUGUAUGUAUAUAUAUAUAUACACACGCACACAUUUUUAUUAAUUUUUUAACAUAUCAUUUCCAACAGUCAUUUAACAUAACUUCUUAUCUUAUACAAUAUUUUAGACUUCCGACAACAACCUCUGAAGAUUUUCCGUUCUUUAUCACUUAUUCUGCAUUUCUUAAUUUCUCUAUUACUUUUAAUUAUCAUUAAGUAAUAAUUCUCUUCAUAGUCUUCCUUGCAAUAUUUCAUAUAAUCCUCCUUACAGAACUUCUUGUAGUCCUACUAGCGUAAUCUGCUUAUUACAGUUGCUUUUCAAAUAGUUCAAAUAUUUACUCCAGUCUUCUAAGAAUCUCUGGUCCCGCAGGUGUCAAAUCCUUCCAGUUAAUUUAUCUAAUUCUGCAUAGUCCAUUAAUUUCAUUUGCCAUUGUUCUUUUGUCGGUAAUUCUUCUUGCUUCCAUUUUUGUGCCAAUACUAUUCUUGCUGCCGUUAUUGCAUAUACAUCCUCCCCUACAAUGCCAAUAAAUUAACUAAAUUUGGGGGCGCUGGGCGGAUCUUUGCACCCCGGUGGCGCAUAUGCUAAAGAUGGCCCUCUCAAGGGAAGCCUGAUAUCCAUUAGAUUUCCCUGGACUCUGGUCUCGUGGCAGAUGACGCAGCCUUUUCUUUUAAUGCAUUUUAUUGCUUUUUCACAUGUAAUAAGCAUAAUUUAAAAUACAAUAAACAACAACAAUAGCAGCUAGUCUGUCAUUUCUUGGAAAAAGGCAUAGCAGCAGCUUCAAGUUACUUAGAAAACUGGUUUGUGAUGCAUAUUAAAGACUGUAAUCCGAUAGGUUUCUCCAGUUGUUUCUGUGCAGGUUCUCUCGAUUGAUUGUUUGUCAUUUCUCAUAUGGGACCUUAGUGGAUGCCAGGUGUUGUAGAAUGAUAAAGGGCAUCUUGCCUCUGGUCAUCCUAACCUGGCAGGUAAAUUUAUUGGCAAUACGCUGGGUUGUUGUUUUUUCAUGUACAGGAUAGGAAUGUGAAUAGGCUCCAAGAUUCACCUUGUAUCUGUGUGUGUUUUGAAGAAGAAGAAAAAAUCCAGUUUGUUUUUGAGCGACUUUGUCCUCCGUCCAAUUCAUUCUGGGAUGGAAAGAGGGUCAUGAAGCAUCAGGCAGCUGCGAGAGAUGUGCAGUUUGGUGGGGCAUAAAUAAAGGUGGGUUAUAAAUGCCACAUAUUAAUAAAUCCUUGCAUUCCAUAGACAGGGAGCCACUGCAGAGAAGGCCCCGUUCUUGUGUUGCUGCCCUCUAGGAGGGACAUGAAGAAGGACCUCAGAGGUUGAUUUCAGGGUCCGGGUAGGUUCAUAUGGAGAGAGGCGGUCGUUGAGGUAUUGCGGUCCUGAGCCAUUUAGAAAACCUUGCAAACAACCUCUGUGCUUUGCUCAGUUACAGCUGCUGCUGCUGCUGUUGUUGUUGUUGUUAUUUGUUAUUUAUUUCAUUUCUAUACUGCUUUAUAUUUUUAAGAAAAAUCUCAAAGUGGUUUACAUCAUAUUGAAACAUCAGUAAAACAAUCCAGAACCCAACAUUUCUGAAGAAAGUCAGAUAUAGAACAUACAGUCAAAGCAACAUAAUUAACAGAAAGCUUAAAAUAUUAUCUUAAAGAUUUCAAAAGAUUACAAAGGAGGUCAACUACAGAAUACGUAUUUAACACAAAGUUAACAAAAAAAAACCUUAAAGAUUUCAAAAAACAAACAAACAUUGCUAAGUGAAGUCAAAUAUAAAAUGCACAGCAUAAUUAACAAGAGAAUAAAAUGGGUUUUUAAAGGUUAUCUUUUCAUUGAUUGGUACAUCUUACUAACUUUACAGCUGUAAAUAUAUAUAUGCAUAUAUUAUUCUAGAGCUGGACUAGGUGGGUGUUGGCUCUGAUUCAGAAACCAGGAAUUGGUGGAGUUGGUACCGAAUUUUGGAAGGAAGUCCUGUGUCGUUGUCUUUUUUGGGGGAGGAAAGGGCCUUUUGUCUCUGGGCCCAGCUUACGAGUCUGAGUCUUCUUCCUGUCCUCUCUGACUCCCAGGCUGUCGUCAUGCAAAGGGCAGCUCUUUGUUUUCUGUGCCCCUUAUUCCCCAGCUUGAUCAUGGUAUCUCCCCUGCCAGGUAACGUCACCGCUGCCUUUGGAGCCCUGGCAGGCAGGAAAUGGCAGAAGGGAAUGACAGCUGGCACCUUGCUUCAGAGACGGAACGCCUCACCCCUGCCAACUUUGCCUCUGGAUAGUGAGAGACAGAAAGGGAACGCCUUGCCUAGUACCACUGAGUGCAUCCAGCCACAAGCUGGCUACCGAGUGAAGGGAGCCCAGGAUAAUGUUUGGGCACCGUCUUGGGCUCGUAUGGGGAAAUAGAUCUUUCAUUUAAACUGUGGAACUCCUUGCCACAGGAGACAGUCACGGUCACCAACCUUUUCAGUACUGGCCCCGACUUGGUGGAAUGCUCUGUCCCAAGAGACUAGGGCCCUGCGGGACUUGACAUCUUUUCGCAGGGCCUGCAAGAUAGAGCUGUUCCGCCUGGCCUUUGGCUUGGACUCAGUCUGACCCUUAUGUUUCCCUCCCCUUAUGGUUUUGAUCUAUGGGCUACUUUUAAAAUGAGGCUGCAUUUUAAAUUGCAUUUUAACCUGUAUUUUAAAUUGUUCCCCUCCCCCCCAUUAUGUUUUUACUAUAAUUUUACUGGUGUUAACUGCCCUGAGCCCUGCUCUGGCCUGGGAGGGUGCGGUAUAAAUAAAAUUUAUUAUUAUUAUUAUUAUUAUUAUUAUUGUUGUUGUUGUUGUUGUUGUUGUUAUUAUUAUUAUGGCUUUAAAAGCAACCCAGAUGCAAUAAAUUCGUGGAGGAGAGGACUACUGAUGGCUACUAGCCAUGAUGGCUAUCCUCUACCCUCCAUGGUUGGAGGCAGCGAUGCUUCUGAGUAACAGUCCCCUAUUGCUCGAAUCCUGCUUGCGGGUUUCCCACAAGUAUCUUCUGGCGGUUCCCUCCCUGCAAGAAGUGAGGUUACAGGGAACCAGGUAGAGGGCGUUCUCGGUGGUGGCGCCCGCCCCUCCCGUCAGAUGUCAAGGAAAUAAACAGCUAUUUGACCUUUAGGAGACAUCUGAAGGCAGCCCUGCUUAGGGAAGUUUUUAAUGUUUGAUGUUUUAUUCUUUUUAUUUAUCUGUUGGGAGUGCCCAGUGUGCCAGUGUGGCUGGGUAAUAAUAAUAAUAAUAAUAAUAAUAAUAAUAAUAAUAAUAGGUUCAGCCUCUGUGAGAGCAGGAUGCUGGCUCAAAUGGGCCACUGGACUUAUCCUACAAACUCUCUUUCUGUUCUUAUAAGCCUUGUUGUCGUUUCGUCGUGUCCAACUCUUCAUGACCCCCUGGACCAGAGCACACCAGGCACUCCUGUCUUCCACUGCCUCCCGCAGUUUGGUCAAACUCAUGCUGGUAGCUUCAAGAACACUGUCCAACCAUCUCGCCCUCUGUCAUCCCCUUCUCCUUGUGCCCUCCAUCUUUCCCAACAUCAGGGUCUUUUCCAGGGAGUCUUCUCUUCUCAUGAGGUGGCCAAAGUAUUGGAGCCUCAGCUUCAGGAUCUGUCCUUCCAGUGAGCACUCAGGGCUGAUUUCCUUCAGAAUGGAUAGGUUUGAUCUUCUUGCAGUCCAUGGGACUCUCAACAGUCUCCUCCAGCACCAUAAUUCAAAAGCAUCCAUUCUUCGGCGAUCAGCCUUCUUUAUGGUCCAGCUUUCACUUCCAUACAUCACUACUGGGAAAACCAUAGCUUGAACUAUACGGACCUUUGUUGGCAAGGUGCUGUCUCUUAUAAGCCUAGAAGAGUUAUUUUGAGUCUCUAGAUUUAUUUCUAAAGCUUACCACCAUGCCGUGGAAAACCCAUCAAGCAAGCCAUCCCAACGCUGCAGCCUGAUUUCUCCUGCAAGGAGAGUUGGUUGUUUUGAAGUGGCCGGUGACCACUGCUUAUUUAAGAAGCCCUUUGUGUAUUUGUUCUAUACUGUAAAUAGGAAGCUGUAGAGGAAGAGGGCCUUAUUGUAUCAAGAGAGGGACUUUCCCCAGCAGCGUUGCUCUUCGUGUAAACACCGGGCCCGCAGUACGCAGAGAUCAAAAGGGGGAGGCCUGUCAAUCUGGAGAGAGCGCCGUAUGGCUUCCUUAUGGGGAGGCCUAUUUUCUUCCUGCCCCCUUUUCCUAAUGUGAUGGAUUGCUUCCUUCUUACAACAUGCGGGAACCGUGCAUUUCCCUGCUCCACCAACCCAUGCGUGCUAUGUAUACAAUAGUUGUGAUUGCGAGAUCAUCUGCUGAAGGGGAAACGGUGGUAAAGUCCUUGCGAGUCUUUCCCAGUCCCAGAAACCCUCUUGUUUCAACUUUUGGGAUUGUGGUUUUUGCAUUGUGUUGACUGGGAGGCAGUGUGCAGGUGCCACAGUUGUACCCUGGUGCACACUUAUUUAUUUGUCUGUUUCUUGCAUUCAUGCUCCACCCUUUUCUCCAAGGUGCUCAUUAGGUACUCUCCUUCCUAAUUGAUCUCCACAACAAUCCUGCGAGGUAGGCUAGGCUGAGAGGCAGCGACUGGCCCAAGGUCACUCUCAGGUACCUUGAGAGACUACAUUUCCCAAGACACCCUGCUGAUGGCACACAUGCACAAGCUUGCUCUGCAUUUUGUGUUGAAGAACUUCAGGAAAACCGUGCUCAUCUCGUAAUAUAAUUGAACAUUACAAGAUGGGGAAUAUUUCCAUUAUGAACUGUAUAAAAUCAUUAUGUGGAAUCUGACCCUGUUGAGUCAAGGCCAAUCUUGAACGGACUCAUCAGGAAAGGAAUAAGAGCGCUGUGGGAUUCGAAGCCACAGUCGCCCUUGGCUGGACUUAACUGUCCAGGGGUCCUUUACCUUUUAGAUAUCCUUGCCAAAGGUUACCAUAAAGGUAAAGGGAUCCCUGACCAUUAGGUCCAGUCGUGGCCGACUCUGGGGUUGCGGCGCUCAUCUCGCUUUAUUGGCCGAGGGAGCCGGUGUACAGCUUCCGGGUCAUGUGGCCAGCAUGACUAAGCCGCUUCUGGCGAACCAGAGCAGCACACGGAAAUGCCGUUUACCUUACCGCUGGAGCGGUACCUAUUUAUCUACUUGCACUUUGACAUGCUUUCGAACUGCUAGGUUGGCAGGAGCAGGGACCGAGCAACGGGAGCUCACCCUGUCGCGGGGAUUCGAACCGCCGACCUUCUGAUCGGCAAGUCCUAGGCUCUGUGGUUUAACCCACAGCGCCACCUGCGUCCCAAAGGUUACCAUACCCCACUGCAAUGUAAUUUUAUUGAUUUGCAACCCAUUUGAUUCAAUCCCAUGGCUGGUCUUUUAAAACACGGAUGUUCGCUGGGUGGGGUUUUCUUUUUUUGCCUUGACUCAUCCCUAACGCCGGUGAUUCAUUUUCUACUCCAGUGUGUACGCAUGCUUCAGUUCUCCUGACUGAGUCACGUUUUGUUGAAUCAAUUCCUUAUAGCUUUCCAGGGUGAGAACAAGCGCUAGCUUUAUGUUCUUAAGUUGCAGAAGGGGUCCAGUAGUCAGAGGUCCAGGAGACACCCCCACCCCACCAGAAAAAGCCCCCCGUAUUCAGCUACGAAGGUCCUGAAUGUCACGAAGGGAGUUCCCUGCUUUGCUCAUCUCCUGCUAAAGAGCCAGGAGGGGAAACGUAUGAAUGGGAAGGAUGUUGCAAGUCGGCAGUCGCUGAUGCGAUGACAUUGUUGAGCUGGGAAUGUGUGGGAUCCCAUAUCCUGGAUAACGACCUCCGUCUCUCCUCCCAUCUGGGUGUGGAAACGGUUCCCUCACUCUGUGGAGACAAAGAGAUGCCAGGAAUAUGGUCCAAUUUCAGUUACCAAACUGGAGCAGAUCCAAGUAGGUUUAACAGCCCGAUGGGAAGACAACGCAAUGUGCAAAAUGUGAGGGAGAGAGGAGCCCGUGCAACGUACCAUGCAAUAAUAGUCAAAAUAAGAAUUAAAAGUCCUCUGUGACAAGAGGUUUGGUUUUUUAAAAAAAUCGUUUUUACUGGUUUUACAAAUACAAAAUUAUAAACAAAGAAUCAAAAAGUACAGUGGUACCUUGGUUUAAGAACAGCCCUGUUUAAGAACGAUUCGGUUUACGAAUUGCGCAAAACCGGAAAUAGUGUCCCGGUUUGAGAACUUUACCUUGGUCUAAGAACGAACUCCGAAUGGUGGAAGGGCACCGGCUGCGGGAGGCCUCAUUAGGGAAGGCACGCCUCAGUUUAAGAACGUUUUCGGUUUAAAAACGGACUUCCGGAAUGGAUUAAGUUCGUAAACCGAGGUACCACUGUAUAUCCAUAUAAAGAGAUUCCUUCGAAUCUCAGGAUUCCCCUCCCCCACCCUCUCCAUGGGGUCCCAUUUUAAACAUUUUCUGCUGCAUCUUCUUCCACACUCCAAUUUUUAUAUCAAACCAUAUUAUCCAUGGUGAUUGUCACACUACCGGUGAAAUCAAAAUCCUGCUAAUGUUUCCAUCUGCUUACAGUGGUCUCCUAAAUAACUUCUACAUUUCCCCCAUUCUUUUAUAAAGUUUUUGUCCUCUUGGUUUCUGAGUUUUCCGGUCAGUUUUGCCAUUUUGGCGUAGUCCCAUCAACUUGGUUUGCCAAUCCUUUCUGGUACGGACUUUGUGUUCUUUCCAUCUCUGGGCUAGUGGCAUCCAAGCGGCUGUUGUCCUUUCACAUAUCGGUACCUAUAAUUCCUAAUAGAAAAGCUUCUGUUUUCUUAACAAAGGUUAUUCUAAGCAUUUUUUCCCAUUUCAUUAUAUAUCACAUGGGUAGGCAAACUAAGGCCUGGGGGCCGGAUCUGGCCCAAUCGCCUUCUAAAUCCGGCCCACAGACAGUCCAUGAAUCAGCAUGUUUUUACAUGAGUAGAAUGUGCCCUUUUUAAAAAAAAAAAUGCAUCUCUGGGUUAUUUGUGGGGCCUGCCUGGUGUAACAUGAGUAGAAUGUGUGAUUUUAUUUAAAAUGCAUCUGUGAUGGCCUGGGAUUCGGCUGAACCUGAGGAAUCCUAGCCUGCACAGGAUUCCCCGCCUCCAGAACCAGCUGAGCUAGGGCUGGGAUUGAGCCUGAAGGGUCCUCACCUGUGCUGGAUCCUCAGGUGCAGGCACCUGCUGAGUCUGCUCUGGCUCCUGAGGUGAUGGAGGACCCAUUGCCUGCAGGUGCUCCACUCUCAGCCCCGUCAGGGGAAACUGAAGUUGCCUCUGGGUCCGGUAACCCUCCAGCCUCUCCUGAGCUGCAGAGGCUCAGGGCAGAGAGGCGGAGGGAAGUAAGUUCCCGCAGGAGGAGUGCUCGCCUUAAGGCCAGGAGAGACGAGUCCCCAGAGGAUCGGGGUUGCCCUAUGCCUCAGGGCAGAUAAAAGCCAGCCAGCCCCAGUCCCAGGUUGCAGGAGCAACAUUGUUGGUUGCUAGUUCCUGCCUGCACCCUGUCCUGCCGGAUCUCCUGACCUCGCCCAACUCCCUGUCUUGCACCCAGCUUCAGCUUUGAUGGACGGCCUCAAUACUGCACCCUUGACCUCAGACUGGACUCGGACCAUGCCUCACGGAAACCCACGGGACCAGCACAGCAUCUCUGGGUUAUUUGUGGGGCAUAGGAAUUCGUUCAUUUCCCCCCAAAAAAUAUAGUCCAGCCCCCCACAAGGUCUGAGGGACAGUGGACCGGACCCCUGCUGAAAAAGUUUGCUCACCCUUGAUAUAUCAUCUCCCAGAAAGCUUUUAUUACCUUACAAGUCCCCCACAUAUGAUAAAAGUUACCUUCAUUUUCUUUACAUUUCCAGCAGGUAUUUGUACUUGUCCUAUACAUUUUUGCCAACUUAGUUGGGGUUAAAUACCACCGGUACAUCAUUUUCCCAUAGUUUACUCUCAAGGCACAACAUGACGUCAAAAGGUUGUUGGUUUUUUUGAAGGCCCUGGCUAAAAUUGCACCCACGCUUCCAUUUCACUAAUCUAUUAGCAGAUACUAAAAUGAAAGGGCAAUUUUGACUUUCCCCUGCAGGGACGGGAUUUGCAGUAGCAUCAGGACUCCUGUCCAUCGCUGGAGCAACCAUUUCCUGCAUCCCAAAAUGGCAGAUAUUGAAACUAUAUGAGUGUUGCUACAUCAUAUAGAGUAGCCUGCCAGGGCUUUUCAGAGAAAACAUGGCAGCAGGCAUUCUCCCCCGCCUAAAAAUUGUACUCCCCCCCCCAAUAGGAAUGGGGGGAUUUAAUUUUGUUUGCAUUUCAGUGAGAAGCUAUCCAAUUCACACUUUGCAAACCCAAAUACAGCUAUCCUUCAGAAUUCUCACUCGCUUGAUUUUUUGCAGCACACUUUUCCAACCAAGCAACAUUUACAAAAAAUGCACAUAUUUGGGGCAUGAAAACUAAUGUGAUAGCAAAAUACCUCACAAAAAUGCACUCCCUUAGGGGAAACUGCUUGCUAAGAUGUGUACGUUGGUCGGAACUGCAGACGAGAAUGGGUUUAUUGGGAGAAAUUGGAAGUGCUGGCGAAUCUCUGCAAGCAUUAAAGAAGAAAUGGCAAAUUUGCUGUGGAGGUCUGAAUUUAAGAUCGCGAAACUGAGAACUGAGAUUGACAGUCCCUGAAUUUUGUUGAGGGGGGUGGGGGACUUGAUGCCCCCUUCGCCCCCAUCCUUCUGAGCACAGAAUGCGGAUGAAAAACUGCUCUCCUUGCUGAAAUGUUGUUGUUCAUCUCUGUUUAUACAGCAGCCUUUCUGAUAAAUUGCCUCUUGUUUGGUCAUCUGUGUGCUUAAUUUGUUUCUGUCCAGAAAGAUGCCUGUGUCCUCUCCCAGCAAAGACAGCUUGAACCAAGACGCUCUGGAACUAGGUAUGUCUUAUUCCGUUCUCAACUAGCUCACUUAUUGCGAGGGUAAGGAUUUUACACGUCUAUCCAUCGCUAUUUCUGGAGGCCGAUAGAAAUUUUUAUUGAUUUAUUUUAUUGGGCUUUAUAAACAAGAAUAACGUUAUACAAAUAAGUAUAGCAAGUUUUCUCAUGUUAUUUGUAUGCCACAAAAAUAGCAUAAUAAAUGUGGGAAAAUAUCUACAACAUAUGUUUCAUUUACAGGUAGGUAGCCGUGUUGGUCUGCCAUAGUCAAAACAAAAUAAAAAAAUUCCUUCCAGUAGCAUCUUAGAGCCUCUGCGCACUGGGUCUUCAUCGAGCUGCCUGCUAUGACCCCAAGCUCUCAUAAUGAAAAUCCAAAUUCUUUAUAGCAGAACUUUAUGUACGUGUCAAAUCAGUAUUCCUGGAGGGUAAUGCUUUUGUGUGUCAGCCAGCAUGGUGUAGUGGUUAAGAGGGGUGGACUUGUAAUCUGGUGAACUGGGUUCGCUUCCCCGCUCCUCCACAUGCAGGCUAGUCACACUUCUCUGAAGUCUCUCAGCCUCACUCACCUCACAAAGUGUUUGUUGUGGGGGAGGAAGGGAAAGGAGGAUGUUAGCUGCUUUGAGACUCCUUCAGGUAGUGAUAAAGUGGGAUAUCAAGUCCAAACUCUUCUUCUUCAGCCGUGACAGAUAUGUAGACGGAACACAUAUUUAAAGACUGGAAGAACGGAGGGUGCCUUCACUUGCCAAAGCCACAAAAGCUAAUGUUUUGGGGUUGCAUGUUUCUGAGUAUGUGUUCUGGGUAUUAAACAGCCUUUCCUUUGCCCUCCGCAGUUGAUGUCGAGGACGAAGAAAAUUUGGAGGACGUCUACAUGAUCCCCGACUCUUCUGCUCUGUAUGCUGUCCAAGUAACGUCAAAGCCCAUUGACUACUAUCUUGCAAGGGUAAGAAACACAUUGAUGUGGCCAAUGCAGAACAUUCUGUUGGAAAGGCCGAAUGACUCUUGCUGUACAUGGAAGCAGACCAGCACCCUCAGAUCUAGCCCAGUGUGGUCAACAUUUAGGAGGUCUCAGGCCCAGCUCUUUGGAGAGAGGUUCUUCAAAAGUUGGCUGUCACCUUCAUUGCACAAAUUCUGUCUUACGCUGAAGAUGCGUCUCUUUAACUUAGCCUUCUUCAUUUACCCUGCCCUUCAAGAUUCACCUAUUCUCUUUGACUGCAAAGUGUUUUAAGCUGAUUUUAAUACCAUAUUUUAACAACAACAACAACAACAACAACAACAACAACAUAAUAUUUAUACCCUGUCCAUCUGGCAACAACAACAACAACAACAAAAUAUUUAUACCCCGUCCAUCUGGCUGGGUUUUCCCAGCCACUCUGGGCAGCUUCCAACAAAAGAUUAAAUAUACAUUAAAGCAUCAGUCAUUUAAACUUCCCUAAACAGAGCUGCCUUCAGGUGUCUUCUAAAUGUCAGGUGGUUGUUUAUUUCUUUGACAUCUGGUGGGAGGGAGUUCCACAGGGCGGGUGCCACUACCGAGAAAGCCCUCUGCCUGGUUCCCUGUAACCUCACUUCUUACAGUAAGGGAACCGCCAGAAGGUCCUCAAGCUGGACCUCAGUGUCCAUGCUGAAUGAUGGGGGUGGAGGUGCUCCUUCAGGUAUACAGUGGUACCUCGGGUUACAAAUGCUUCAGGUUACAUACGCUUCAGGUUACAGACUCCGCUAACCCAGAAAUAGUACCUCAGGUUAAGAACUUUGCUUCAGGAUGAGAACAGAAAUCGUGCAGUGGCAGUGGGAGGCCCCAUUAGCUAAAGUGGUACCUCAGUUUCAGGUUAAGAACGGACCUCCAGAAUGAAUUAAGUUCUUAACCCAAGGUACCACUUACUGGGCUGAGGCCGUUUAGGGCUUUCAAGGUCAGCACCAACACUUUGAAUUGUGCUCAGAAACAUACCAAGUGCCAAUGUUGGUGCCAAAGUGGUGGAACCCAUUCUGGGAUUUUAUGGCAGAGGGUGGGUAAGAAACAGUAAUGUCAACAGCAGGAGUGCUCCACGCUGUAAUAUUUUGAUGGCGAGGCCCACAAAUACCCUGAAAAAAAAAGCUUUUCAACUUUAAAUUAAUUAUCUGCCCCCCCCCCGAGCUGCAGUAGGUUCCAUUUUCUUUUAACAAUUAGGCUUGGCACAUCCUUCCCGAAGAUAAUGGAAGACUGGUUGAGUCCCAAGUGGGUCUGCAACCAAAAAGCCUCACACACACACACACACACACACACACAGCCAUUUAUGCCAAAGGAACAUUGUGAGGGAAGGAAAAAACGACUCCUCUGGUUAAUCAGGACAACUGUAUACGCAAUUUAUUUUUAUUAAAUUUACGAGUGUGGCGAGACAGGCUCGGGCAGCGUGCCACUGGGUUUCUCCUUCCUGCUUGGAAAUCCCUGCAGGAAUCAGGGGGCUCAGAAUGCUAACAGGGGGGUUUAUAAUGCAGGGGAAGAGAAAAUGGAAUGGAGUUCCCUGUAAUAGGGCGUGGCUGGCUGGAAUCCUAGCUGUUCGGAUCACGCAUGCGCCCUUAGGCUGUCUCUGAAAACUUCUUAUUUGUUGGGAGUUUGUGUGCACCCCCCAGAGUGAAGAAUUAGAUUUCAAAAAGAACAGGAGGUCUGUCCUUCCCUUUUUUUAAUUCUUAGUCUCAUGUUUUCCCCCUCUCAUUUAAAUCAAGGACCUGAAGAUCCUGUUGUUUGGCUCCAGUCUCGGCUGCUUCAGCGAGGAAUGGAAAAUCCAGAGUUUUAUGUUUAACGACAACCCUCAGCUGAAGUAUGGCAUUGUACAGAAAAAGGUAAAGCCUGGAGGCAGGAUUUCGAAGCCACUGGGGGCACAAUUUAUGGGGGGAAGGGGGGCGCUGUCCUAGGCCAGUCCCAUUGGAAUGGCGCUAGUGUAAUAGUGUGCAAGGAGACUUUCAUCUGGACGGAACACUAGGCUCGGUCAAUUGUGCUUGUGCAUAAAUCACCGCACAUCUUGAUGCGACUGUACUGGUGACCUCACGAAAGACUGUCUUUGCUCUUUGGCAGCAAUGCACACUCGUGCCGCCUUUGUCAUAGAGUUGGGGCCCGGGAUGAGCAAAGCAGCUGAAGGAACCGGAAGCUGUGGCAAACAGUGCAUGCGCAGAAUUCCUGAUGCACCGAUCCCACUUCUGGGACAAGAGCAGAUCACCUGCGACUCCAGGACACAGAAAGUUCCGUUCAGUCAUUCCCCACCGAAUAUUCAUGCACAGAGCAGAAUCGUGCUCCUUGUAUUUCUAGACCUCAGCUCCCAUGAUCCCUGGCUGCUGACCAUUCUGAGUAGGGCUGGUGGUAGUUGGGGGUCCAGCAGUACCUGGAGUGGGGCAGAGAUUUGCCACCUCUGUUCCAUUUAGGAUUGUGGCGAUCACUUACGAAACGAAAUAGUUUUUCGCUCUUCGGCCAGCCAAGCCUAACACAUCCUAAAAAAACGCAUUUAUAAAUAUUUCCUCAUGAAAGCAAUUAAUUUUUUUUUUAAUUGUGUGAUCUCCAAGCAUAUGCUUUUGCAUCUCCACAGCCUGUUUGUUUGUUUAUAUGUUUAUUAUUUGAUUAUUGCAUUUAUGCCCCACCUUUUCCUCCGAGGGGCUUGAGGGGGUGUACAUGGUUCUCCCUUCUCCUUAUUUAAGCCCCACAACAGCCUUGUGAGGUGGGUUAGGCUGAGAGAUAGUGAUGGGCCCAAGAUCACCUAGUGAGCGCACUGGCCAGGUGGAGAUUCAAAACCUGGUCUCCCAGUCUGAACCCUCCAAACAUUGCCCAGUUGGCUGCCUUAAGGAAGAGGACUUCGUAUCAGUGUCCCAUGUGCUCAAGUCUGAGGACCCAUUACUGACCUCCUAAGAGUAAGACUUAGGACGCGGGUGGCGCUGUGGGUUAAACUACUGAGCCUCUUGGGCUUGCCGAUCAGAAGGUCAGUGGUUCGAAUCCCUGCAACGGGGGUGAGCUCCCACUGCUCAGUCCCUGCUCCUGCCAACCUAGCAGUUUGGAAGCACGUCAAAGUGCAAGUAGAUAAAUAGGUAUCGCUCCGGCGGGAAGGUAAACAGCGUUUCCGUGUGUGCUGCUCUGGUUCGCCAGAAGCGGCUUGGUCAUGCUGGCCACAUGUACGCUGACUCCCUCGGCCAGUAAAGCGAGAUGAGCACCGCAACCCCAGAGUUGGCCACGACUGGACCUAAUGGUCAGGGGUCCUUUACCUUUGAGUGUAAGACUUAGGAGGAUACAGACAGGGAGACCAGGGUUUGAAUCUCCUCCUGGCUGGGAUAUUUGAGCUCUUUUGCUCCAGCCGUUUGCUCCCAGGCCACCUGGCCACCCAGAGAAAUCAGACCCCUGCUUCACCCCUCGACGACAGAACAAAUCAACCACAUGCUCCAGAUCUUGGCAUCGCCUGCGCAUACUGUUCUGAGGUUUUCUUCUUUGGGAAAACAUCCAGGGACGCAACCUUUUAAUUACAAGCGCAGAAUUUUCAGCCGGUCGCAACGUCCACGACAUUUGGGCCAUGGCGGUUAAAAACACAGAAAACAAAGGGAAACAAGAGGCAGGAGACUAGGUGGAGCUGAAGAGGCUUGCAGCCUGUGCAAGCUUCUCAGCAGCUUCAAACAGCGCUCAUUGUUUUUCUCCGUCCCUUGCCUUUUGCCGCUGUCUAGGGUGGGCCGUGCGGGGUCCUGGCAGUAGUCCAAGCCUGCCUCCUGCGACAUCUUAUCUUUGGAGACAGCAGCAGGAACAGCAAUACGUGGUGAGUCGACGCUGGUGAGAGCCGGCCUGUUUUCCACCCUGAGCUGAAAGCAAAUCCCCCUCUAUUGUUGGAAGGGGAAAAGGGGUCUUCCUGGUCUUGACCUCAUUAAAGGGAGAUAAAGUCCAAAUUGUGUUGAUUGAGAGGGUAAUGGACACCGUCCUUGAGGGUCAAGCCCCAAGUAUUUUUUGCACUUGCAAAACACACAUUGUUCGUGACAGGCCGGGUGUGUUUGGGGAGGGCUAGGAAGCCAGACGGACCCUCUGUAGAAGCAGUGUGUCGCUGUGCGCAAUUGCACAAACACCCUCUGCAUGCACAAACAUGGCACAGGUGUUGGCAGGUCACUGCAUCAGCUCCCCACCGCCAUGUCUCCUGGUCCUAUGUACACCGUGAGACAGUACUCUCUGCCUCCCCCUUAAAUUCCUCUGCAAAAUGCCCUUGCAAAUGCCCCCGUUUGAGAGGCCUGUUUGCAACUCUAGGCCAUGAGCUCCCAGAAGCUGCAAUGAGCUAAGUUUGACGGCUGCUGACUGCUAACUCCUCCCGAUUAAAAUAAUGAAUACCUAAGCUAUGGUUUUCCCAGUAGUGAUGUAUGGAAGUGAGAGCUGGACCAUAAAGAAGGCUGAUCGCCGAAGAAUUAAUGCUUUCGAAUUAUGCCGCUGGAGGAGACUCUUGAGAGUCCCAUGGACUUCAAGAAGAUAAAACCUAUCCAUUCUGAAGGAAAUCAGCUGAUUUCCUUAAGAAUGAUUUCCUUAAGAAUGAAGCAAAAUUAAAUUGGUUUAAUUCAUCAGGGCUGCAAUGUCGCUCCCAAUACUCACCCCCCUGAAGUAAACCGAAAGGGGGAUAAGAUCAAAAUCCCUUCCACGCACAUUCUAAAUCUGAAACAUCCGCAUUUCAGAUGAAGACGCCAUUUGGAAUUUUAGACAAUAGCAGGCCUCUCUGUGAGAGAUAAGUCUUCUCAGUGUUCCCACUGCUGGUCUGCUCAAAAGAUCUCCCCAUUUGAGAAGACUAAACAUCAAAUCAAAGCAUCAGACAUGAAAGAGAGUCCUUUGGCGUUCUUCCUCUGCCUUUGGGACAGUGUGGGAUGUCUCCUCGGAAGGGUGUUGGUGACUUGCAGGGAAGCAGAUAAAGGCGAAGCAAAACCUUACAUCACUCACAGCUAAUCUGGGCACUUCUUGGUGUUGGUCACUUACGGUCGAGGAAAGAGGAAGCAAGAUCUUAUGUCACCCGCAGCUAUUUUGGGUGCUUCUUGGGAGCAUUUGAGGACACAGUGCUGGGUGUCAGAUCAAUAGCCUUGCAGGCCAAGCACCAGUUGGGCAGUUGAGUUGGGUUGGCUGGGCUUACUGGAGGCCACCAGGUUGGCAAAGACUAGCCUACCUUGCAUCAGAUGGAUUGCAUCCAAUAGUGGCCCACUGGGGCAGGUGUUGACAUGGUGAAUACCCUAAAUUUUGCAGGUGGGAGCAGGUGCAAGUCCUACGGCUCAGUUCUCUGCUGGUCACUACUCCUGUCCCAAAUCAUGAGCUCAAACUCUUGUCAGCCUGGGAUGAAGAAUAAUAAUAUUUUUAUUAUUUGUACCCCGCCCAUCUGACUGGAUUGCCCCAGCAGCUCUGGGCGGCUUUCAACAUACACAAAAACACAAUGAAACAUCAAACAUAUAUAAACCUCAUGAUAUAGGGCUGCCUUCAGAUGUCUAAAGAAAGUCGUAUACAGUGUUACCUCUGGUUACGUACUUAAUUCGUUCUGGAGGUCCGUUCUUAACCUGAAACUGUUCUUAACCUGAAGCACCACUUUAGCUAACGGGGCCUCCCACUGCUGCCGCGCUGCCAUCGCGUGAUUUCUGUUCUCAUCCUGAAGCAACGUUCUUAACCCGAGGUAUUAUUUCUGGGUUAGCAGAGUCUGUAACCUGAAGCGACUGUAACCUGAAGCGUAUGUAACCCGAGGUACCACUGUAAUUGCUUAUCUCUUUUCCAUCUGCUGGGAGGGUGUUCCAUAGAGCGGGUGCCACUACCGAGAAGGCCCUGUGCCUGGUUCCCUGUAACCUCACAUCUUGCAGUGAGGGAACAGUCAGAAGGUCCUCGGAGCUGGACCUUGGUGUCUGGGCUGAACGAUGGGGGUGGAGAUGCUCCUUCAGGUGUACAGGGCCAAAGCUGUUGAAAACUUUGAAUUAUUUUUCAGUUUCUGCAUUUCUCCGCCUCUGCUUUCAAUUCUCGGGGCUGAGUGGUAUGUUGAAACCCUGGCAGCGAGGGACAACCUAAAGCCUCCCACGCUUAAGCUUAUGGGUUACAAUCAGGAGUCAUCAGCCCAUCAUCAUCAUAAUGUUCAUUUGUUUUGGUUUUUCUUCCCCUCUCAGCCGUUCCACAAAAUGUCCCCCUUGGGGUCUCCUUUGCCCUAGCCAAAGUAUAUUCUUCUGCAUCCUACGGAACUCGCUGUCCAGGGCGGGGUCGUUUUCCAAUAUCUGGCCUGAAACGGCCCUUUCCUAAUGUCUUCCCUCUGCUUUUAACCUUUAUGCUAAGUACUUCCUUUCCCUCCCAAUCUAAACCCAUCAGCUAUUUCCAGACAUCUGCCAUCGUGCUCUGCAAGCUGCCACUUCGCUCGCCCAGCCGCCUCGAAUAGAAAUCAAUCAGCCUCCUUUCAAAAUGGAGUGUCGUUCUUUGAACCGAAGAUCUAAAAUGGAAAGGGCAUUAAGGAAGAGGAGUUUAUGCGGCCAGCCCAAAGGUUGCUUGCAGACCAUGACACAGGCGGCUCCCCUGUCGGUUUCUUGCACCUUUCAAGAUUUUGUUUCAGUGCGCACAAACGCGUAUUGCAUGCCAAAGAUGCGUGCAAAAUUUGCAUUUUGCAAUCGAAUGUGUCAAAUUGUGUGUACGUUAGCAAUUCUUUUCAAGUGUGCACCUUGCGUAGAAAGUACCGUAUUUUUUGCUCUAUAAGACUCACUUUUUCCCUCCUAAAAAGUAAGGGGAAAUGUGUUUGUGUCUUAUGGAGCAAACGCAGGCUGCGCAGCUAUCCCAGGAGCCAGAACAGCAAGAGGGAUUGCUGCUUUCACUGCACAGCGAUCCCUCUUGCUGUUCUGGCUUCUGAGAUUCAGAAUAUUUUUUUUCCUUGUUUUCCUCCUCCAAAAACUAGGUGCGUCUUGUGGUCUGGUGCAUCUUAUAGAGCGAAAAAUACGGUACAUGCAAAAAUACGGUACAUGCGAAGUUUUGCUUCGUCUGUUUGAAAAAUCUGCACUGCAAACAGAUGAAAACAUGAGCAGGGUUGCAAUAACACUUGUAAUGUAAUGGGUAUUCUGGAGAUAAUGAAGUUUUUAAUAAUAAUAAUAAUAAUAAUAAUAAUAAUAAUAGGGAGGACAGUCAUACCUUGGUUGUUGAACGCCUUGGUACUCGUCCGUUUUGGCUCCCAAAUGCCACAAAGUGAGUAUUCUGGUUUGCGAACGUUCUUCGGAAGCCGAACGUCUGACAUGGUUUGCACAGCUUCCGAUUGAGUGCAUAAAGCUCCUGCAGCCAAUUGGAAGCCGUGCCUUGGUUUUCGAACAUUUUCAGAAGUCGAAUGGACUUCUGGAAUGGAUACCGUCCGACAACCAAGGUGCGACUGUAUAGAAAAAGAUGCAUUAGAAAAGAUUUAAUAACAGAGCCCAUGGAAGGGAUGGUGGGAAGUCCAGAGCUUUGGAGAAAUCUCUUAAUUGUGCGUAUGCUAUGUUAUUUUUCUAAUUUUAUACUUGCAAAAUAAAAUAAAAAUUAUGUUAAAAAAAGAGAGAAUUCUGCAUGAACCAGAAUGGAGUCUACCAAUGCUUGAGCAACAGCAAGGCUGAUAUGUGAGAGAAUUGGCUGCUUGGUUCUCCCCUAGUCCAGUCUCCAAUGAGAGUGUGGCUCAAAAGACGAUGUUUCAACAGAUACAGCUUAUUGGUGGAGUAGAGGAAGGAAGAGGUAUAUAGACUGCCAUUUCUCCUACAGCAUAAUCCUUUGCGUGUUUACUCAGAAGGAAGUCCUGCUGUAUUCAGUGGAACUUACUCUCCAAGGUAGGGAGGAGGGAGAAACAGAAUCCAGUUCACAGUUAAAUGUGAACCGACCUAAUGUACAGUCCAAAACAAUAUGGAAACUGAAACACGGCCAUCUUUUGAAAUUUGCACCUCUCCGAAUUUUGCAACGCAGUUUUGCAGCCAAGUACAAUGUGUAACAUGAGACGCGGGUGGCACUGUGGGUUACACCACAGAGCCUAGGACUUGCCGAUCAGAAGGUCGGCGGUUCGAAUCCCCAUGACGGAGUGAGCUCCCGUUGCUCGGUCCCUGCUCCUGCCAACCUAGCAGUUCGAAAGCACAUCAAAGUGCAAGUAGAUAAAUAGGUACCGCUCCAGCGGGAAGGUAAACGGCGUUUCCGUGCGCUGCUCUGGUUCGCCAGAAGCGGCUUAGUCAUGCUGGCCACAUGACCCGGAAGCUGUACGCCAGCUCCCUCGGGCAAUAAAGCGAGAUGAGCGCCGCAACCCCAGAGUUGGCCGCAACUGGACCUAAUGGUCAGGGGUCCCUUUACCUUUACCUUUACAAUGUGUAACAAAAGUGCAUAUACUAGGAGGGGAAAGCGUGCAGAUAAAAUAUGCAUAUUUGUGAAAAUAAGGAACAAGAGGCAAAAAUUGCUUUGAAAAAUGUGGGAGGAAAUACCAAAAAAAAUAUGUUUAUAUUAUUAGAAAUUCACACUAAAAUGCUGGUGUGUUUUCAUGUGAACUGAGGGGAUCAGAAUUUACUAUUGGAAUCCCCAGCGGAUCCAAGUAGAGCCUGGAAUGUUCUCCAUCGGAAGCCCCUCAGGGCCGCUGCUGCCAGCCAAUGUAGGCAGCAUUGAACUACAGGGACCAAUGAUCUGACUCAGCAGAAGGCAGCUUCCUAUGUUCACUGCAGAAUGGUCCUCCCUGUUCAUUGCCCAUUUCAUUUCUCCCCUUGCAACGUUUGCCGCUGGUGACGCCUUGCUAUCUCUUUUUGUCUCGAAACAGGCAGUGCCUCCAAGUGUCGGCGGCUACCAGAACCCAGUGCCUCACUCUGGCCAUCGCCGGCAUUUUGUGGCGCGCAGGCGGCCGCAGGAAAGCCACGAUUGCCUUGUAAGUGGAAGACACGUUUUCGGGAAGUUUGAGCAGACCUCCUCCCUUUCCCGUCCCCCUUCUGACAACGCCCUCCUUAAGCCACUGAUUUUUGCACAUUUCAUCAAUAAAGAUCCUGAUAAUAGAGGGUCUGGGGACGCGGGUGGCGCUGUGGGUUAAACCACAGACCCUAGGACUUGCCGAUCAGCAGGUGAGCUCCCGUUGUUCUGUCCCUGCUCCUGCCAACCUAGCAGUUCGAAAGCACAUCAAAGUGCAAGUAGAUAAAUAGGUACCACUCUGGUGGGAAGGUAAACGGUGUUUCCGUGCGCUGCUCUGGUUCACCAGAAGUGGCUUAGUCAUGCUGGCCACGUGAACCGGAAGCUUUACGCCUGUGUGUGUGUGUGUGUGUGUGUGUGUGUAUAUACCGGUGUGUGUGUGUGUGUAUAUAUAUAUAUAUAUAUAUAUAUAUAUAUAUAUAUAUAUGUAUAUAUAUAUAUACCGGUGUGUGUGUGUGUGUGUGUGUGUGUGUGUGUGUGUGUAUAUAUAUAUAUAUAUAUAUAUAUAUAUAUAUAUAUAUAUAUAUGUAUGUAUAUAUAUAUAUACCGGUGUGUGUGUGUGUGUGUGUGUGUAUAUAUAUAUAUAUAUUGUGGCAAAGACCUGGGAGGCUGCCAGGAUAUAUUGGCCCCCUUUUCCAUAGAAAAACCUUAUAAUAGCUUUGGUAGUUCUUUGGACCAGAGUUGGACCAGUGGUGUCGCUCAGAGGAGAGGAUGUUUUCCCAACCUCUGAGGUUCCUAUUUAAAGAAAAUCUGAAGGACAAAAGCACAUGGGAUUGCCGUUUUCCUCUUCCCUGGGAAAGUAUCACGGGGGAGAGAUUCCAAACUCUAGUUGCUCCUCCAGCCCCUGCCAAAUAUUGACCCUGGAUGCAAAGGGCACAGUCCUUUAAUGACUCCUGCCCUUAGCAAACGGAGCUCCUCAUCGGCUGUUUUCCUUCUUCAGAUCUUUUGUUGUUCUGUUCUUUUUAGGUGUACUGGAACGCAGCAGUUCACUCCUGUAGGGAAAUACAAAGCAGAUGGGAUCUUGGAAACGGUAAUGUUUUAGCCAGAACUGUCCUCCACCUACCCUCAACCUUUCAUAGAAUUGUAGAAAGUUGGAAGAGACCCUGAGGGGUCAUCUAGGCCAACCCGCUACAAUGCAGGAACCUUUUUUUGGUAUAUGUUUCUGCUUUGUAGUUAGAAAUAGCGUACAGUGGUACUUUGGUACCUUGGUUCUCAAAUGCCUUGGUACUCAAACAACUUGGAACCCAAACACUGCAAACCCGGAAGUAAAGUGUUCCAGUUUGCGAACUUUUUCUGCAAGCUGAACGUGCUCCAUUUUGAGUGUUACGCUUCCGAUUUGAGUGCCUUACACUGAGUGUCUUACACUGAGGUCUGUCUCUUUUUGCUAUUUGUUUUGCGGCUUUUUUGUUUCUGUGACACUGUGGAACCCAGUUCAGCUACUGAUGGAUUGAUUGAUGGUGUGACUGCAGUGCAUUGUUUAUUGCUUUCAUUUUAUGGACCAACGGUCUCGUUAGAUAGUAAAAUUCAUGUUAAAUUGUGGUUUUAGGGGUUGUUUUUAAAAGUCUGGAAUGGAUUAAUCCAUUUUGCAUGACUUUCUAUGGGAAAGCGUGCCUUGUUUUUUGGAACGCUUUGGUUUUGGAGCGGACUUCCGGAACGGAUUAAGUUUGAGAACCGAGGUACCACUGUACUCUAUUCUGCACGUGUGGAAUUUGCAAACUUGUGCAUCUGGGAUUUGCGCUCUCGGAAUCCCCAGAAUCCCUGCUAUCCAUCAAACUUUAAAUGCAUGCUUCUAGCCCUUAAUGCCAACAAGAACAGAACCGGGAAAUAUGUGGUCAGCGUCUGGCAAACACUGAGAAGCCAGAGCAGGGUUCAGCAAAUCUGGGGGUUUAGCUGCUUGACAGUUAUUUCCACAGUCCUGGGAGGGUGUGGUUGUGUGUGUGUGUGUGUUUUCCCAAAAAAGAGGGAACCCAAAUUCCAUUUCUUCCGGGGCUGCUGUUAGGGUGGGGAAGAGGCGUAAAACAUUACGCAGCAGUUAAAAAACAAACCAUAAAGUAUUUAUGUACGCCACGACCGCCGCUAGGAUUCUAGUGGCUCAAAAAUGGAAAACCCAGGAAAUCCCAACUUUAAUGGAGUGGCAGACGAAAAUGUUUGAAUACGUAGAAUAGGCGAAAAUGACCUAUAAGAUUCGGAACCAAAAAGUAACAAAGUUCAGAGAGGAGUGGAGUAAAUUUGUUGAGUACAUACAGAAUAAUUGUAGAAGCUUAAAGACUGUAGCAAGGUUAAUAUAAAUCUUGUGACGUGGACAGAGUGUAAAUAAGAAUCUGUAAGAGAGCAUGUUAAUUGUGAAAGCCGAUGUAAGGAAGGAAGGAAGUCCGGGCGCAAUAGCGCACAUGGUAAAUAAGAAGACACAAAAAUGUUGAAUGUAAGAGUAUAUGCUUUGUUUAUUUUUGUUUUGGAAAAUCAAUAAGAAGCAUUUUAAAAAAACAAAAAAACAAACACAAACCUUGACACCGGGAAUCCAAUAUACAUGUUUGCACACAACCCGUGCAGCAAGCCCCAAACUGAGCAGAGCGGAGAUGAGAUCAAAACAGUAAUGAACUGGAAAGAUCGUUCUUGUGGAAUGAACGUCAUGAAAAAUACAAGGCGUUUCAAUUUAAGCCUCCCUGGGGAGCCGCGGAGCUUCGCGUUCCACCUCCGCAACAGAGGAUCCUCAUCAGCCCUACAUCUUCCGACCAUCUCAAAAAGUAGGGGGAGAGAGAGAAAGAGAAAGAGAGAGAUACCAUAGUUCAGGGUUUUGCAUCUUCAGAGGGUCCCAGGUGAUGGGAAAAUCCCUCCCCCAUUGAGACACUGGGGAGUUGUGGCUGGUCAGAGACUAUCCUAUGUUAGGCAGACAAAUUGUCUCACCAGACCAGGCAGCAUCCAGGGCUCCUGUGCAUUAUUCCGGGCCACCCCCCUUCUUCAAAGCUCCCCUAAGCCUUCUCCUUAACCCAUUUGAGCCACAUUUCUGCUUUUUUUGGGGGGGGGGUCAUUUUUAAUUGAUUUUACAAAUGAGAAUUAGUUACAGUACCAAAUACAUAUCCAUAAAACGAGAUUUCUCUGAAUCUCACAACUCCCCCACCCCAUCCCCUCCGUGGGUUCUGUCAACACUUCCAACUGCAUAUUAUUUCAUAGUCUCUGUUUUGUAUCUAUCCACAUUGUCCAUAAGGGACGUGGGUGGCACUGUGGUCUAAACCACAGAGCCUAGGGCUUGCCGAUUGGAAGGUCGGUGGUUCGAAUCCCCGCGACGGGGUGAGCUCCCGUUGCUCAGUCCCUGCUCCUGCCAACCUAGCAGUUUGAAAGCACAUCAAAGUGCAAGUAGAUAAAUAGGUACCACUCUGGCGGGAAGGUAAACGGUGUUUUCGUGCGCUGCUCUGGUUCGCCAGAAGUGGCUUAGUCCUGCUGGCCACAUGACCCGGAAGCUGUACGCCGGCUCCCUCAGCCAGUAAAGCGAGAUGAGCGCCGCAACCCCAGAGUCGGUCACAACUGGACCUAAUGCUCAGGGACCCCUUUACCUUUAGAAAGUCUCAGGACCCCAAUAUGUAGCAGAAUACCUGUCUCCACCAGGAGGAACUCUUUGCUUCACAUGACAGUAGUCCUAUCUCUCUCUCUCUCUCUCUGCUUGGGAUUUUUCGCCUAGACCUUGGCUGGAUGUUCCCGUUAUAUUUUGACCUGAAUUUCCCCCCACUCUUUUUUCUUCCUUUCACAGCUGAUGUUGCACGUUGCCACAAGUUACGAAGACCUGCUGAGGUUCCUGCAACAAAAUAUUCAUCAGGUACGAAUCUCAGCCAGGUCCGGUUCUCAAUCGCAGCAUGAUUUUUCUCACACACACUUGUUCAGAGCAUUUAUUUCCAUUUGCCCGUUGCCUUACAUGAUUCAUAAAUCUACAAGUGAGGCACUCAAACUGUAUCCUUGUUCUUCCUGUGUGUGCCAACUAUUCUGUCCGUGAAGUUUCUUCCUGCCCUUGUAAAAUUUUAUAUCUAUCUUUUCCCGGUUGUUGCUGUUCUGCAUCCUGCCAUGGGCAGAGCUGAUAUCCCAUUGUUGUUUCAGAAAUUCUCCAUUGCUCUGCCCUGUGUUUCAUUGUUUUGCCACUUUUUACAGCAGCUGCAAAAAUCACACUGUCCCAAUAAAUAACUACGAUUCUACAAUUCUGCCUUGAUGGCUUUACCUCCAGCUAGGGAAGGGAGGAAGACAUGCUUUCUUUCAGCUUGUCUUCUAUAAUCUUCAGUUAGCAAGUUUCUGUGGAGCAUGUAGCAGACUUGGCUGGCGACAGUAACUUAGCAAAGAGACUGGAUUUGACCCCUUUAGCUGUCUCUGCUUCUACAGAAUCUCAUCUUCCAGGUACAGAAUGCUGGGAAGGUCCACAACUUAGAGGCAGAAUGUCUGCUUUGCAAGCAGGAGCUUACUGGUUCAAUCCGACGUCUCCAGGUAGGGUUAGGAGAGGCUGCCUGCCAGAAAUCCUGGACAGCCUUCCAGUCAGGGUAAGAGAUUCUAAACAAGACAGACCAAACAUUCUGCCUUGUUAUAAGGCAGCUCCCUAUGUUUCUAAAAUCACAGGCUUGGCAGGGAUACCAAAAAUGACUUACAGACCAACUCCCAAUUCUACACCAGUACAAUAUAAAUUCACCCCCCCAAUCAAUCAUAAUAAUAAAUAUUGUGAUAUUUUGGUUGGCCUAAUAUAGGGUGGUAGUUCACAGUUUUGCUUAAGAGUAGACCUAGUGAAAUCAAUGGACCUAACUUAGUCAUGUCCAUUCUUUUCAAUGGGUCUGAGAAAGGUAAGAUAAAUGACCCCGGGUGGUUAAGUCCAGUCAAAGGUGACUAUGGGGUUGCAGCGCUCAUCUCGCUUUCAGGCCGAGGGAGCCAGUGUUUGUCCACAGACAGCUUUCCAGGUCAUGUGUCCAGCAUGACUAAGCCGCUUCUGGCAAAACCAGAGCAGCGCACAGAAAUGCCAUUUACCUUCCCGCCGGAGUGGUACCUAUUUAUCUACUUGCACUUUGACGUGCUUUCAAAAUGCUAGGUGGGCAGGAGCAGGGACCAAGCAACAGGAGCUCACCCCGUUGUGGAGAUUCGAACCUCUGACCUUCUGAUCAGCAAGCCCAAGAGGCUCAGUGGUUUAGUCCACAAGGCCACCCGUGUUUAAUCAUCAUCAUCAUCAUCUUUAUUUCUACCCCAUCCUCCCCGGCCAGAGCUGGGCUCAGGGUGGCUAACACCAGUAGAAUUACAGUAAAAACAUAAUGGGGGGGGGACCCAAUUUAAAAUACAGGUUAACAUGCAAUUUAAAAUGCAGCCUCAUUUUAAAAGUAGUCCAUAGAUCAAAACCAUAAGGGGAGGGAAACAUAAGGGUCAGACUGAGUCUAAACCAAAGGCCAGGCGGAACAGCUAUGUCUUGCAGGCCUUGCGGAAAGAUGUCAAGUCCCGCAGGGCCCUAGUCUCUUGUGACAGAGCGUUCCACCAAGUCGGGGCCAGUACUGAAAAGGCCCUGGCCCUACUUGAGACCAAUCUAACCACCUUGUGACUUGGGACCUCCAAAGUGUUGUCAUUUGUGGACCUUAAGGUCCUCUGCGGGGCAUGCCAGGAGAGGUUUGUAGGUUUGGGAUUCUUUUCUUAAGCACCAACAUAAUUACCUUUACAUUUUUAAAGAUGAAACAAAAGUAUCUGCCAAAAGGAUAGUUGGCGGUCCUGUUCCACAUGGUCAGCACCGCCACCUUGCAAUUUAACACAAAAAAUAUUUUUAAAUAAGACAAAUGGAUGCAUUUUUGGUUCUGCUGCGAACGACUAGUUUGAAAAGUGCGCCUUCCAGCUCAGAACCGUGACCUUCUUCCCUUCCUUCCCUCCCAGUUUGAAGCUGGUCCGUACGGGUGCAUUCUUCUGACUUUGUCCGCGAUACUAUCAAGAUCCAUCGAUCAGUGAGUAUAUCUGCAUUUCUUUCUGAAGGGUGGCUGGCAUUGGCUCCUAAGCCUCUGGGAUAUAGUUGUGCGAUGUGCAGCGUGGCCAAAGUUUCCAAGUAUGCUCUGGCUUAUCGCGGAUGGAAUUCCUUAGGCCCUGGUUUCUCGAAAAAAGGCUCCCCUGAGACUCCCUGAAUGGGCACGUCUGCGUUGAGAGCUGUAUGGGCUCCUUGCACUCCACCUGCCCAGGUAGCAUCUGUUACGUGCACAGUGUUUUAAAGUUCAUUAAACCAAAAUGAUAAGCGUAGACAGUCACUAUCAAAGCACACUGCGAUUAAGACAAGAUGCCUUUCAGUAGUCAAUGUCCUGCAGAAAGCGGUGAUAGGCGCUCCAGCGGAAAACAGCAGAACAGUUUUUUCCGGAUAGAUGAACUGUUAGUAUAGUAUAUAGUAUAGUAUACCUGAAGGAGCGUCUCCACCCCCAUCAUUCUGCCCGGACACUGAGGUCCAGCGCCGAGGGCCUUCUGGCGGUUCCCUCACUGCGAGAAGCAAAGCUACAGGGAACCAGGCAGAGGGCCUUCUUGGUGGUGGCACCCGCCCUGUGGAACGCCCUCCCAUCAGAUGUCAAAAGAAAUAAACAACUACCAGACUUUUAGAAGACAUCUGAAGGCAGCCCUCUUUAGGGAAGCUUUUAAUGUUUGAUGUGUUACAGUAUUUUAAUAUUUUGUUGGAAGCCUCCCAGAGUGGCUGGGGAAGCCCAGCCAGAUGGGCGGGGUAUAAAUAAAUAAUGAUUCACACUGAACCCCUGUCCAUCCCCUUGACUGCUUCCCACACUGCUCCAGGGUUGGCAGAACGGCAAAGGAGACACACGGUCAUGUUGUGGGGCGGGGUGUUUGUGGAGUUGGAGGGCACACAGGCCUCCAGGUGACUCAGUUUCUGGUGCCCAUGUAGGUCUUCCAACGCGAUCCUUUGCCAAAUCCUCUUUUAAAGCCAACUAGUCUGUUGACCAUCGCCUGCCUCUUGUGGCAGUGAGUUCCAAAGUUAAACUCUGCGCCGGACGAGCCAAUGGGGUGCUCUGUUCCACACAGCCCCGUCCAGGUAAACUGCAGCCAUGCUGGGGCAGGUGGUCGGUCUGCAUCUUUGCCCUGCCACGCUGGGCUCCCUGGGCUACCCCAGCUCAGAGGAGCCGCGUUCCCAUGGCUCCUACCAAAACGUAAGAAGGAAACUAGGGUGGGGUUCUCCUGUUAGUCAUGUGGGUUUCCUGCGAAGUUUCUUUGCCAUACCAGGACAGCUGGCCAGCAAUCCCCGGCCUUUCCAUUGCUUUCCAUGCCCAAACGAUGCCUGCCUUGUCCGUUUAGCUGCCCUUCGCAAUGCCUGUACCAGAAACUCAUUGGUACGUAUUUUUCCCUUGGGCAAGAAAACAAGGGAAUCCAUCUUCCCCUGAAAGUUUUGACAGUAGUAAUUAGAAAUAUACUUAGGGCAAGACGGCCUGCUCCUUCCACUCCUGCCCUGCAGAGCCGUCCAAAAAACAGCAACACCCCACAAGUCAUUCUUGGGAGAGAUAAGCGAUAAACUCAUUAAGGUUCUUGAAUGUAAACAAGAUAAGAACUGGGGCAUUUUAGUUCCUCUUCUUGCUUCCUCUGGCCAGCGGCUCUGAUUCAGCUAAUGCCUUUUUGAUUGCUGUGUGUUUUUCGAUUUGUAACGCCCGCCUCUCCUGACUUCGACAUUCAGAGCGUUGGAAGCCAGGCUGGAUUUAAGUUUGAUGAGGCCCUAAGCUACUGAAAGUAAUGGGGCCCUUUAUAUGUCCAGCUGUCCUUUGUCAACAACAAAUUGUCGCUGUUUUUGUGUGUUGAAUAUAUGCUUUAUGGUAAUUUAUGGACCUAAUAGGUAUCUAAAGCCAUUUGCGCAUGCAGAAUGUAGGCACCCUUGAUAUAGAAAUGAGCAAACCAGUGAUAUUUUAAUGAGCAGGCUAGCAGGCGGGGCCCAUGACUUACAUAAUAGGAGCCGACACAACACAAAACAAAACAAAACACUGUUGCUACAUGUAAGUUUUGUUUUAUUUAUUUUUUCAUCUUAUAUUUUGGAAAUGUACAUCCAGGUUUUUUCCCCUUUAAUUUUUUUGGGGGGGGGCCCAAGAGUGUGGGACCCUAAGCUAUAGCUUGUUAGCUUAUACGUAAAUCUGGCAUUGGUUGGAAGUCUCUAGCAUCGUCUUAAUCAAAAACUGAACAGAGGGCCUUGGGUGCUAGGCACCUCAGAGUCCUUCCCUGUCCCGAUCUGAAAUGCACAGGGGAUACUAAGGGGGUGUGGCUCAGCGGUAGAGCAUCUCCUUGGCAUUCGGAGGGUCCUGACUUCACUCUUGAGCAUCUUCAAUGUGGAGCUAGAUGGACCAAUGGUCUGAAUAUGCUCCUGUUCCUUCACUUCUGCACACUGUGCCUAGUUGGACUGGGGAACUCCCCCCCACAAGAGGGAGUGAUGACCACCAACUUGGAUGGCUUCCAAAGAUGAUAAGGGAAAUCCACGGAGGGCAAGGAUAUUGAUGGCUACUAGGCACGAUAGUUGUGCUUUGCCUCCACGGUUGGAGGCAGUCCAAUGCGGGUGGCUCUGUGGGUUAAACCACAGGGCCUAGGACUUGCCGAUCAGAAGGUUGGCGGUUCAAAUCCCCGCGAUGGGGUGAGCUCCUGUUGCUCAGUCCCAGCUCCUGCCCAACUAGCAGUUUGAAAGCACGUCAAUGUACAAGUAGAUAAAUAGGUACCGCUCCGGCGGGAAGGUAAACAGCGUUUCCGUGUGCCGCUCUGGUUCGCCAGAUGCAGCUUAGUCAUGCUGGCUACAUGAACCGGAAGGUGUCUGCGGACAAACGCCAGCUCCCUCGGCCUAUAGAGCGAGAUGAGCACACAACCCCAGAGUCGUCCGCAACUGGACCUAACGGUCAGGGGUGCCUUUACCUUUACCUUUAGGCACAAUAGCUGUUUUUUGCCUCCACCUUUUGAAGCCAGUCAUGCUUCUGAAUUAUAAUUGUUGUUCUUGUUCAGUGGUACCUCAAGUUUUCAAGUCUUUCAGAUGCCGAACAUUUCGGUUUUCAAACGCCAAAAACCCAGAAGUGAUUGCUUCCGUUUUCGAACACUUUUCAGAAGUCAAACGGCUUCCGCUGAGUUUCCGCCCCAAAUUUCCCCAUUGAAAUUGCAGGCCGCACUUUGCGCCUCAGGAGUCGAACUGUCUUCCGGAAUGGAUUACAUUCGAAAACCGAGGUACCACCAUAUUAUUAUUUCUAUACCACCCUUCAUCUGAAGAUCAAAGGGUGGUUUACAAUAUAAAAACACAACAAUACUUAUUGUAGUAAGACACAAACAGACACACAGAGAGAGAGAGACAUAGAGAGGGAGAGAGAGAGUUAGUUAGCCAAAGAAUUAGGCAAAGGCCUGAGAGAAGCUGGACGUUUUCCAUGCCUCCUUGUUGCUGAAAACUGCAGGAGGAGAGAGCACUCUUUUGCUUAGGUCUCCCUUGGGAUGUGGUGGAUUCUCCUUCCUUGCACUUUUUAAGCAGACGGUGGCUGGCCAUUUGUCAUAGAUGCUAUAGCUGAGAUUCCUGCAUUGCAGAGGGUUGGACUAGAUGAACCUUGGGGUCCCUUCCAAUUCUACGAUUCCGUGGUUCUGUGAUUCUGUGUUGUGCGGUUUCCCAUUGGCCACCGUGAGAACAGGAUGCCGGACAAGACAGGCCAUUGGCCUGAUCCAGCAGGGUCUUGUUGCACUCUUCCCCGCAUGCAGAAAGGGUUCCAGCUUCGAUCCCCAUCAUCUCCAGCUAGGACACAGAGUGGCUCUGUCUGCAACCCUGGAGAGUCGCUGCCAGCCAUUCAGUGCUGAGCUGGAUGGAACAGUGGCCUGACUCAGUAUGAGGUUGAGGUUCCUGCAUUGCGGGGGUUGGGCUAGAUGUCCUUUGGGGUCCCCUCCAACUCUCUGUGAUUCUGUCAAGCUGCUUCCUGCGUUCCUGUGGAAGAGGAGAGCCUCUGGAGAUUGCCAUCAGCUAAGGCAGGUAUAGGCCACCUGUUGUAAGGAAAGUCACUUUCCUAGAGGAUUAACGGACAAGACAGUUAGCAUGGCAUUUGGGGGCCGUGAGCAUCGUGAGCCCGCGACUCGGAAUAACUCCCUCCUGGCCUCCCUCCUCUUCUUUGAAUGCGGAUUCAAGCGUGUUUGGAACACAGAUCCCCAUCCCAGCUUAGACUCCCGAAAAACUCUCAAAGCUUUUUAACUUUCCCCUCUGAAACUUUGUUUUGCUUUUGGGGAUGAUGGAGCAAACAAUGGCUGCUUAUGUGUUUAAUUGGGAAUAUAUAGCAUCAUUAAAAACAAGAAAAGAAAACAGGCCAAAAAACAAUGGCCUUGAGAAAACAGCUCCAAGUCUCAGGGACACAGAAGGUCAAUUGGGGAGGCUGCUUGGUCCAUUAAGAGCAAUCUAUUCUAAUCCGUGGAAAAUGUGCUUCAUAGCCUCUUAAUCUGCCUCAGAACUUGAGUAGCCAGGUCUCUCUCUCUCUCUCUCUCUCUCUCUCUCUCUCUUGCCUCUAACCUUCCUGAAAAUAUUCCCACCUCCCUCCUGAAGGGAAGCGGGCUUCCAUUGCACGGUUCGGAGGUUUGCUGUGCAUUCAAACAUAUGCUUAUUUCAUUGCCGUUCCUAUAAUGUGUGGGAGAAAAUCCUCCUCAACUCCCACUGCCUUCAAAUUAAUACAAGUGCUCACACCCUGAAAAUUGCUGCUUUUGUUGUGUGGGUUGCCGACAGCUCCCUUCUAUUAGCACCUCAUGGUGUUCCGGAUAUUUUGCAUCUCAAUCUUCACACCCCGGCCUCUUGUGUCUUGCAUGCAAGGCGUUAGCUGUAGCCUGGAUCUUCUAAACAUUAUUAUUAUUAUUAUUAUUAUUAACUGUAUUUAACAAAGUGUGUAUGCUGCUUAACUGUACACGAGACCUCCGUGCGAUGUUACAAAGAAUGCAAAAACGAAACUGCCGGUUAGAAAACCUAUGUUACCGGCAAGCUUAUGGAAAAAGCAAAAUGAGUAAGAUUGGCAGUCAGAAGUGUGCAUUCCGAGCUAAAAUUGCAGAUUAGAAUACACACCAGCUUUGCAGGCCACAGGGGAGCAGGGAAGGAAGAUACAGGAAGAUCAUCACCUUUGGAGGAUUGAUGGUGGCUAAUGGAUUGAGGUUGAAUCCUGACAAGACAAAAGUACUGUUCUUGGGGGACAGGGGGCAGGCGGUUGUGGAGGACUCCCUGCUCCUCAAUGAAGUAACUGUGCCCCUGAAGGACCAGAUGUGCAGCCUGAGAGUCAUUCUGGACUCACAGCUGUCCAUGGAGGCGCAGGUCAAUUCUGUGUCCGGGGCAGCUGUCUACCAACUCCACCUGGUACGCAGGAUGAGACCCUACCUGGCCGCAGACUGUCUCUCCAGAGUGGUGCAUGCUCUGGUUAUCUCCCGCUUGGACUACCGCAAUGCACUCUACGUGGGGCUACCUUCGAAGGUGACCCGGAAACUACAACUAAUCCAGAAUGCGGCAGCUAGACUGGUGACUGGGGGCGGCCGCCGAGACCACAUAACACCAGUCUUGAAAGACCUACAUUGGCUCCCAGUAUGUUUCCAAGCACAAUUCAAAGUGUUGGUGCUGACCUUUAAAGCCCUAAACGGCCUCGGCCCAGUAUACCUGAAGGAGCGUCUCCACCCCCAUCGUUCUGCACAGACACUGAGGUCUAGCGCCGAGGGCCUUCUGGCGGUUCCCUCACUGCGAGAAGCAAAGCUACAGGGAACCAGGCACAGGGCCUUCUCGGUAGUGGCGCCCGCCCUGUGGAACGCCCUCCCAUCAGAUGUCAAAGAGAUAAACAGCUACCUGACAUUUAGAAGACAUCUGAAGGCAGCCCUGUUCAGGGAAGUUUUUAAUGUGUGACAUUUUAAUGUAUUUUUAAUCUUUGUUGGAAGCCGCUCAGAGUGGCUUGGGAAACCCAGCCAGAUGGGCGGGGUACAAAUAAUAAAUUAUUAUUAUUAUUAUUAUUAUUAUUAUUAUUAUUAUUGAUAUUAUUAUUUCAACCCAUAAAAGAUACACUUGGCAUGUGACUGCUGGGCUCGCCUGUCUUGCAUGCCAUUGGACCAAACCCAUUAAUGGUGGCGCAUGCACAUGGCCAAGGAGAACAUCCCUUUGGAGAUCCCUUGUGCCCAGGCUGCCUAGAAGCGUCCCUUGCAAUUAUUUUAAGACCUUUUCUCCCCCACCCACGGCCUAUUUCUGUCGCCAACCCCGUAAUUGUGUGUGUUUUGCUAAUGCUAACAGUCUGUUGCCAUGAAGAAAGGGGUGUGAGGUCAGCCCUGGAGCACUGAAACCUCACCACAUGGAGAGGAACUGCAGAAUUGCCAGGCCUCCCGUUAAAAACACACACACACACACGUGGCGUCCUCUGCUUUUUAAGCGGCCGGGAGUAGGAAAAUCUACAACUAAAAAAGGCUGGGGGGGGGGAGAGGGAGAGCAGGGAGGGGAGAAGGAAGGUUUAUUUUUGUGUCUGUAAGUUAGGGCUUUUUCCCUGAAGUCAACUCUCUUACUUUCUGUCCGUUAACGUCAUGGAACGUGGGGGAGCCCCGUCUGGCUCCCAUGUGACAAGGGACUUUGAGAAUUAUUUUUAUAAUGAUUAUUAUAUUUCUGCCCUUCCCCUUUCCCCCUGUCUGGGUGGCUCAAGGUGCCUAGCGCAAAUAAAACCGAAGCCAAAAGCAUAGCAGAGACAGUCAUUAAGGUGUGAGGAAACACUAUGGGAAUUAAAAUAACAUUUGAAAAGAUCCACUAAAAAACACACCAGUGACAAUAAAGAUAAUUGAAAACAGCAGAGCGCCAAAACAGUCCGUUCUCAAAAGCCCGUUGGGACAAGGUCUUCUUCGCCUGUCAGCAAGAAGGACAACAAAGAAGGAGCAAGUCUAGCUUCUCCGUGAUUUUCAGAGUUGGAGCAGCCACCAAGAAGGCCUUGUCCCACAUCCCCGUCAAGAGUGCCUGUGAAGGUGGUGGGACUGAGAUAAGGGCCUCCUUCGAAGAUCUCAAAGCCCAGGCAGAUUCAGAUGAGGGAAUAACAUUUUUCAGACAAGCCAGGGACAGUGGCAUCCUUGAGGCCUUCCCUGGGUGACCACAAAGUCUCUUGAUCUCACCCCCAGGGCCAGAUUUAGGUUUGAUGCAGCCCUAAGCUACUGAAGGUAAUGGGGCUCUUUAUAUGUCCAGCUGUCGUUUGUCAACAACAAAUUGUCGCUGUUUUUUUGUGUUGAAUAUAUGCUAUAUGGUAAUUUAUGGACCUAAUAGGUAUCUAAAGCCAUUUGCACAUAACAAAAUAUGUAUUUUAUCAAAGUAAUUGUUGAACUGAAAUACAAUUAAGAAGAAGUAUAUUAAUAGUGAAAUACAAUUAAGAAGAAGUAUAUUAAUAGUGAAAUAAUUAUUAAGCUCUAACUUAAAAUGUUUUUUUUUUUUAAUUAUUCAUAAGAAACUUAAUAAUGCAAACACAUUGGCAUUUGGUAAUAACAAAAGUUCCUUUAGAAACACAGUUUACAAAGACUCAUAAUCUAGUCUCUAAAAAUUUGCUAUAACAUGAAAUAAUAAUAGGUGUAAAUAUAUGAUGCAAACUACAGUGGUACCUCAGGUUAAGUACUUACCGUAUUUUUCGCACUAUAGGACGCACUUUUUCCCCUCCAAAAAUGAAGGGGAAAUGUGUGUGCGUCCUAUGGUGCGAAUGCAGGCUUCACUGAAGCCUGGAGAGCAAGAGGGGUCGGUGCGCACCGACCCCUCUCGCUCUCCAGGCUUCAGGAGAGCCCCAGCGCCAGCCCCACAAGGUCGGGGGACAGAGGGAGGCGGAACGCCGCCAUCCCGCUGUCUCCCGAAGUGGUUUGGAGGCUGACGGCGGGGAGACCCCGCCGCCGGCCCCGCAAGCUCCGGGGACAGCUGGGAGACGCAGUGCGUCUUCCUGCUGUUCCCGGACCUGAUCUGAAGGCGGGCGGCGGGGAGAAGAGCGCUUCUCCCCGCUGCCAGCCCCGCAAGCUCCGGGGACAGCUGGGAGGCGCAGCGCGUCUUCCCGCUGUCCCCGGACUUGAUAUCAAGGCGGGCGGCGGGGAGAAGAGCGCUUCUCCCCGCUGCCUGCCCCCAAGCUCCGGGGACAGCAGGGAGACGCAGCGCGUCUUCCCGCUGUCCCCGGACUUGAUAUCAAGGCGGGCGGCGGGGAGAAGAGCGCUUCUCCCCACUGCCUGCCCCAAGCUCCGGGGACAGCUGGGAGACGCAGCGCGUCUUCCCGCUGUCCCCGGACUUGAUAUCAAGGCGGGCGGCGGGGAGAAGAGCGCUCUCCCGCUGCCUGCCCCCAAGCUCCGGGGACAGCUGGGAGACGCAGCGCGUCUUCCCGCUGUCCCCGGACUUGAUAUCAAGGCGGGCGGCGGGGAGAAGAGCGCUCUCCCGCUGCCUGCCCUCAAGCUCCGGGGACAGCAGGGAGACGCAGCGCGUCUUCCCGCUGUCCCCGGACUUGAUAUCAAGGCGGGCGGUGGGGAGAAGAGCGCUUCUCCCGCUGCCUGCCCCGCAGCUCCGGGGACAGCAGGGAGACGCAGCGCGUCUUCCCGCUGUCCCCGGACUUGAUAUCAAGGCGGGCGGCGGGGAGAAGAGCGCUCUCCCCGCUGCCUGCCCCCAAGCUCCGGGGACAGCUGGGAGACGCAGCGCGUCUUCCCGCUGUCCCCGGACUUGAUAUCAAGGCGGGCGGCGGGGAGAAGAGCGCUUCUCCCCGCUGCCUGCCCCGUAAGCUCCGGGGACAGCAGGGAGACGCAGCGCGUCUUCCCGCUGUCCCCGGACUUGAUAUCAAGGCGGGCGGCGGGGAGAAGAGCGCUUCUCCCCGCUGCCUGCCCCCAAGCUCCGGGGACAGCUGGGAGACGCAGCGCGUCUUCCCGCUGUCCCCGGACUUGAUAUCAAGGCGGGCGGCGGGGAGAAGAGCGCGUCUCCCCGCCGCCCGCCCCGCUAGCCCCGGGGACAGCUGGGAGGCGCAGCAUGUCUCCCCGCUGUCCCCGGACCUGAUCUCAAGGCGGGCAGCAGGGAGAAGAGCACUUCUCCCCGCUGCCGGCCCCACAAGCGCCUGGGGGGGAAAUAAUUUUUUUUCCUUUAUUUCCCCCCCAAAAAACUUGAUGCGUCCUAUGGGCCGGUGCGUCCUAUGGUGCGAAAAAUACGGUAAUUCAUUCCGGAGGUCCGUUCUUAACCUGAAACUGUUCUUAACCUGAAGCACCACUUUAGCUAAUGGGGUCUCCCACUGCCGCCGCACCGCCAGAGCAUGAUUUCUGUUCUCACCCUGAAGCAGAGUUCUUAACCCGAGGUACUAUUUCUGGGUUAGCGGAGUCUGUAACCUGAAGCGUAUGUAACCUGAAGCGUAUGUAACCCGAGGUACCACUGUACUAAUAAUUGUAAAUAGUUUUAUUAAGAUGAAAUUAAGUGUUAUAAUUGUAGUUAAUACAAUGCAUUUCUUAUAUAAUAUCAAUAUCACCAUAGUAGUCCACUAGUGGGCGGGGCCCAUUACUUACAUCAUAGGAGCCUACACAAUACAACACAAAACAAAACACUGUUGCUGUAUGUAGGUUUUAUUUUAUUUAUUUUUUAUAUUAUAUUUUGGAAAUGUACAUCCAGUUUUUUUCUCCUUUAAUUUUUUUGGGGGGCCCCAAGAGAGCGGGGCCCUAAGCUAUAGCUUGUGUAACUUAUACAUAAAUCCAGUACAGCCCCCCCCCCACUUACUGCACCCUUGCUUGCGAGGUGUUGAGGGGGGUCAUUAUUUUGUCUUAUGAAAAGUGUGUCGAACUGAAGGAGGAAGAUGGAAGUGUGAGGCUCUUUCCCUCUUCCUCUUUCGUCUCCAUCUGCUCAGAUUAAUUACAGUGGUACCUCGGGUUAAGAACUUAAUUUGUUCUGGAGGUCCGUUCUUAACCUGAAACUGUUCUUAACCUGAAGCACCACUUUAGCUAAUGGGGCCUCCUGCUGCCGCUGCACGAUUUCUAUUCUCAUCCCGAAGCAAAAUUCUUAACCCGAGGUAAUAUUUCUGGGUUAGUGGAGUCUGUAACCUGAAGUGUAUGUAACCUGAAGCGUAUGUAACCUGAAGCGUAUGUAACCCGAGGUACCACUGUAAUUCGUUCUGGAGGUCCGUUCUUAACCUGAAACUGUUCUUAACCUGAAGCACCAUUUUAGCUAAUGGGGCCUCCUGCUGCCGCUGCGCGAUUUCUGUUCUCAUCCUGAAGCAGAGUUCUUAACCCGAGGUACUAUUUCUGGGUUAGCGGAGUCUGUAACCUGAAGCGUCUGUAAACUGAAGCGUAUGUAACCUGAAGCGUCUGUAAACUGAAGCGUCUGUAACCCCAGGUACCACUGUAUUUUGCCCGGAUUCGGGGCAGCAGGAGGGCGAAGCAAUGGACCCAGCUCCCAUGUUGUUCACGUUUGGCCUGUCUUGAUAGGUUGCCUGGUUGUCCCCUCACCAAGUUACGUGUACCUAAGGGAGACUACCCAGGGGAUUUCAAUUCAACCCAGGCUUAGCCGUCCGUCUCCAUCCCACGUCCUUGAUGGCUUCCUCACUCUCAGAAAUGAUGCGAAGCGCAGAUGUCACUCCCCUGCAGGCGUCUUAGGUACAACUCAAGAUUCCCAGACCGUUUGCACCCAAGGAUGGAAUUAGAAACUUCCUCCUAUUGUCCGGACUCAACAUCCCACGGCCCCUAAUUGACGCAGGUUGCACCGGUCAGUUGUUUCUAGCAAAGGUUUGGGGUUUCCAGAGUGCGAUUGUUCCCUCAGCGAAAAACCGUGGCCAGUAGCCAAAGGUGGUUCUUUCUGAAGCCCCAUGAAAGUGUGCAGUGAUAUUUUCUCUUUGACUGCUCAUUAUUUCACAUUCUGCUUUGUCAGUUCAGCUCUGAAAACAGUUCCGGCCAUUAAUGUAGCUAAAAUAAUAAUAAUGAUUUUGUUUUAUUUUAUAAGUUAUCGUCUUUUAAAAAUUUAAACAUGCUCUUUGAAUGCCCUUCCCAUGAUAAAGGCUCUUUUUAUUUUUUUUAGUACAGUGGUACCUCGAGUUACAUACGCUUCAGGUUACAGACGCUUCAAGUUGCAGACUCCGCUAACCCAGAAAUAGUACCUCGGAUUAAGAACUUUGUUUCAGGAUGAGAACCGAAAUCGUACUCCGGUGGCACGGCGGCAGCAGGAGGCCCCAUUAGCUAAAGUGGUGCUUCAGGUUAAGAACAGUUUCAGGUUAAGAAUGGACCUCCAGAAUGAAUUAAGUACUUAACCCGAGGUACCACUGUACUCAUAGUAACUUCCUCUAUACUUUCUAUGGAUACUCAUGUUGACAAUGAAAAGAUAUUGUGGCCUUAUUCUUUGAAUAAAUCUUUUAUUUAGAGAGAUAGGGGAGGCCUGUGGAUUCUAGCAUUUGACUCUGGGGGAGGAUUUUCAGGUUCAGCCCUUCUUAAAUCACCCAGAUUCCUCCAGAGUCUUGACUUAAUGAUUGCAUGUAUAUAUCAAAAGGGUUUAAGGCAGUCUUCACCAGCCUAGUGCUCUCCAGAUGUUUUGGAUUCUGUGCUGGUUGGGGCUGAAGAGAGUUGAAAUUCACGCAUCUGGAGGGCAAGACAUUGGCUAAGGCUGGUUUAAAGUGUGCAGCAGCAAUGCAAAAUGCACUUGGGUUGAACGGUGCAUACUUAUAAUAGGACUUUGCACACCCAUGGCAGAAUUUGAGAGCCAUCUCCUAGAAUGUCACGGAACCUGGCCCAGUCUCCAAAAUAUUGGACUAGCCAGGUAGGCAACCUACCGUAUUUUUCGCUCCAUGAGACACACUUUUUCCCUCCUAAGAAGUAAGGGGAAAUGUAUGUGCAUCUUAUGGAGCAAAUGCAGGCAGGGGGCUCUGCUCAGAGCUCCCUUUCACGAGCCACGUGGAGCGUGUGUGCGGCUCUUGGGGGUUUUUCCCUGAGGAGGGAGAAGGGCAGCCUGUCAGUCCCUUCUCCCUCCUCAGGGAAAAGCACCCAAGAGCCGCAAACAUGCUCUACGUGGCUCGUGAAAGGGAGCGCUGAGCAGAGCCUGGGACGCUCCCUUUAAAGAAUAUUUUUUUUCUUGCAUCCCCCCUCUAAACACUAGGUGCGUCUUAUGGUCAGGUGUGUCUUAUGGAGCAAAAAAUACGGUAAGGCCUAUGGGCCGCAAGCAUCCCACGGGGGUCUUUAACUGGCCCAUAAGCCACCCCCAAACCGAGCCACCCUCUCGGAGAGUCCCCGCACGCUGUGCUAAACCGGCGCGGCAUGGGGACUCGCUUCCGCGGUGCUGGAAAUCGCGUCUGCGCAUGCUCAGAUGCCAAAAAUCGCGUCUGCGCAGGCACAGGAAAUUGUGGCUAUGUACGCUCACACAUGAGCGCAAUCCUGCCCAUGGAGGGAUCUCUGCUGGAGUGAACUGGCCCAGGGGAAGUAAACCUUGCUGACCCCUGGACUAGACCCAUUUUUAUGAUGUGUUUUUGAUGUGCCCUUUUGGUGGGAACUUCAGUCGAUCUAACUUUGCUGCCUUCAUUUUUAUCAUCCCAUCCUAGAGUACGUGGAGAUUUUGACGUGAUCACAAACCGGCUGAUUGGCGCACACGGGUACUGUACGCAGGUAAAUAUGGCAAAGGCCUCUGAGACAGGGCCGAAAUAUAUACAGUCAUACCUCAGGUUGAAGUAGCUUCGGGAUGAAUAUUUUCGGGUUGCGCUCCGCAGCGACCCGGAAGUAACAGAGCGCGUUACUUCUGGGUUUUGCUGCUCGCGCAUGCGCAGAUGCUCAAAAUGACCUUACGCGCAUGCGUGGAAGCGGUGAAAUGCGACCCGCGCACCUGCAUGUUAUGUUUACUUCAGGAAGCGAACGGGGCUCCAGAACGGAUUCCGUUCAUAUCCAGAGGUACCACUGUAUGUCGGGGGUGAAUUUUGUGAGCGGUUGUCAUGGUUUGGUUGGACGAAGAGGAAUGGUGGGAGAAACCAGCUGGGGGGACCCCAAAGGGGAAAGGCUCAGAGCCUGGGGGGUUGGUGGUGGGACGACGACAAGGGGUCAGAGGGAGAAGCCUAGGAGGAGGAGGAGGAGAUGUCAGAAGCUGAAGAGGUAACAAGGCUUAGUGAGCAGGGAGAAUCUGUGGCAGAGAGAAGUCCAGAAUCCAAGACAGAAGCUGAAGCAGGAGAGGAGGCCAAGAGGCAGGGAUGAGUCAGGCUGCUGAAAAAGCAAGGGGUUCUCCUCCUACAACAAGCUCCCUUGCAGGAGCAGGAGAGGCAUGAAAAGGGCAGAUGAGAGGUUGGUUGACCAUGGGCGCAGUGUCCGAUUUCUUGUGUAAAGCCUUUGGCGAGCAGGGGACUUAGACAGCUGUGGGGAGGUGGGGAUUUUCAGUCCCGGCAACUGAUCCCUGAGGAUUAGCUGCUGUGCUCAUUAGGCCUGACACUCAGCCAAGUCUCUGAAAAUCCUGUUUUUGCUAAUAAAGAACUAACUCCAACUUUGAACGCUGUGAUUUACUGCCAGCUGGCCUCUCCCAGAUCAGUCCCUCCCCCUGCAGACAGAAACUUUUCCAAGGGAUCUAGAGGAAAGUUGGGUCCAGCAGAAUUAGUCCUAGAACAGGGGUCGGCAACCUAAGGCCCAUGGGUCACAAGCGGCCCAUGGGGGUCAUUUAACCGGCCCAUGGACCCCCGCUGCCCACUCGGGAACCCCCGUCGCCUGCUCGGUUGGUUCCCGUGCGCCACGCUAAACUGGCACAGAGCAGAGCGGAGACCGCCUUCCGCAACGCUGGCCAGCUUCCCAUUGGCUGCGGGAAGCUCUUGCAGCCAAUGGGAAGCUGUGCACGCCUCCUCCACACCGGAAGGAGCACCGGAAAUAGUGUUUGCGCAUGCGUGCGCGCACACACGCGCACUCCAGCCCACCGCGGCGUCUGCGGGACCGUGAACCGGCCCAAGCCACAAAAACUUUGCCGACCCCUGUUCUAGGACUAAUUCUGCUGGACCCAACUUUCCUCUAGAUCCCUUGGAAAAGUUUCUCUCUGUCUGCAGGGGGAGGGACUGAUCUGGGAGAGGCCAGAGAGAUGGAACUCUGGGGGGAGGGCUGCCCAUGGCACCCACUGCCAAAUAACCAGCUGGCAGUAAAUCACAGCGUUCAAAGUUGGAGUUAGUUCUUUAUUAGCAAAAACAGGAUUUUCAGAGACUUGGCUGAGUGUCAGGCCUAAUGAGCCCAGCAGCUCAUCCUCAGGAAUCAGUUGCUGGGACUGAAAAUCCCCACCUCCCCACAGCUGUCUAAGUCCCCUUCUCUCCAAGGCUUUCCUGAAGAAAUUGGAGACUGUGCCCGUGUGCAACCAACCUCUCCCCUGCCCUUUUCAUGCCUCUUCUGGUCCUGCAAGGGAGCUUGAUGCAGAAGGAGGAGGAGACCCCUUACUUCUUCCUAGAACAUGAGCACCAGCUCUUCCUACCAGGCCAGUGUCUGUUCCAAGAGCCCCUUUUUCUUCUGCGGUAACCAGGAACUAGUCAACCUGCUCCUGACUGGCCAAGCCGUGUCCAACGUUUUCAAUGACGUGAUGGAACUGGACUCUGGGAACGGCAACAUCACCCUCCUGAAAGGCAUCUCUGGCCGCAGCGACGUCGGCGUCCUGUCCCUCUUUGAGCACUACAACAUCUGUCAGGUACGCACCAAAUUCCAAGGGCCUCAAACACUGAUGAAACCGGCCUUUUCCCCUGUCCGAAAAGGCUGUCUUUGAUUUACUUGUAUCUAGUUCAGGAGGAGAACCCUCUUUGAGCCACAGGGUACACUGUUUUCCAUCCUGACAUCUGUGCAAAAUUGGGGUGUGUCAGUGUUCCUUUACUUCUCUGUUGUUCUUACUGCUCCCGCAUUCCAGGAUGAUAAGGUGAAUUUCUGUAAUCAGCCCCAUGGGAAUAUAGGAGCAUACGGAGCUGCCUUCUACUAAUCAUCUCAUUAUCCUUCUAGCUUUCUUCAAAAACGUUUGCAGAGGUGGUUAGAGCCUGACCAACUCUGUAAAGAGUCUUGAAGGAAGCAGCCCCCUCCCUGCUUGGUGGGAUUUUGUGGGUAUAAUGGUAUGGGGUUGCUCGUGCGUAAGUUGCCGCCUCUCCUGGCUAUGUUGCCUAGUUAAACCUUUCUGUCUGGACAGCCCUUCACUUCGUGGCUGCCUCAGUCGCUAGCAGAAUCCGUCAGUGGGCGUUUCUUAAACCUUUUCCAACAUAAAAGUUGUUUGACGCCCAGUCUCCUCCUACUUUCUCUGCUCGGAAGUCUUCUGCGCAGGGAGGGCGUGGGUAGCGGAGGACCAGUGCUCUCCCCGCUGGUGUCCGGUGAAGAGUCUGGGAGCCCUCUCUCCGAUUCCCCCAUCUGCCCCUCCUUAUUCCUGGUGUUGCACUGAAUUGCUUCCCCAUCUGCUGAGCUGCCUCUCUCCCUGCUGGGCCCUUCUCCAGCAUCAUUGGAGAGCCUUCCCUCCACCUCUAGCUCCGAUGUCAGUUCCCUGACAGUGGGUGGGUGGAGAGAGAUGUAUUCUACAACAUGUCCAUGAUGCUUACUUCGCCGAACCUUUAUUAGGCAUUACAAAUAAAUACAAUCCUAAAAACAUCCACGUAUAUUUUUUAAAAAUAUAUAUACAAAUAAACAGCCAUGUAAAUAAUAAUAAUAAUAAAUAAUAAUCCUUGUAAUAACAAGUAUUUUCAUUGGAGUUUCUUCCCACUAAAUAGUGCCAUUCACCGCUCUUGAGAAACUAUUGAUAAAAGCUCAGCCAUCCUUGCAGUUAAAGGUAAAGUUAAAGGGACCCCUGACCAUUAGGUCCAAUCGUGGCCGACUCUGGGGUUGCGGCGCUCAUCUCGCUUUAUUGGCCGAGGGAGUCAGCGUACAGCUUCCGGGUCCUGUGGCCAGCAUGACUAAGCCGCUUCUGGCGAACCAGAGCAGCGCACGGAAAUGCCGUUUACCUUCCCGCUGGAGUGGUACCUAUUUAUCUACUUGCACUCUGACGUGCUUUCGAACUGCUAGGUUGGCAGGAGCAGGGACUGAGCAACGGGAGCGCACCCUGUCACGGGGAUUCGAACCUCCGACCUUCUGAUCGGCAAGCCCUAGGCUCUGUGGUUUAACCCACAGCACCACCCGCGUCCCUAUCCUUGCAGUUACAUCUGGGUUAAUGUCAGACAGAUAGAAUCUGGUAUUUUCAUUGUGCCGUGAUGUUAGACUACCCAAAAAGAGGGGAUAGCGUGUGUUUGUGUAGGUGGUUGUACUAUGGACAGUAGAAAAGGAUACGUUCUACUGUGUCUGGGGCAUUCAAAGAACAUCUGCAAUAUCUAUUGUUUCUGGGGAUGUUUGGAUAUCUGCUCCUUGACAAAAGCUGGGGGAGAAACGUUCAGUCGGGCUAACAUAAAGGCCCUGCGUUGGACUGGAAUGUCCAUGAUGCAAUAAUGGUGAACCAACGGCAGAUUCAUACUGGGCCAUCCACAGGUCAUUUUGCUGUAUUAGUUGUUCUCCAAAGCUUCCCCCAUGUUAUCAUGUCGCUGCCUGGAAAACGCAAACAUGGGUCCAAAAAACGAAAACCAAAAUGUUUGUGGUCUGGGAAGUUCCAGGAUGCCAUCAGGAAGUGACGGGAAACAUACCAAUUGGAAACAGAGUACAGUCAACAACCAUUUUGUGCGGCGGUUCUGUUCUGAUGGGAGGCAGGCAGGAUUGGGCCAAGCGACACUCCAACCCAGUCCAAACCUUCCAUCGACUGGUGCAAAGGUGGCCUAGAUUUCUCUGUCUCCCUCUCUGGUAUGGUUGUUGCUUCUAGCGCUUUUUGGGGGUUGUCUUUAGCUCCUGUGAUUUCUGUUUCAUUUUACAUUGGUUGGUUUUAGCCUGCGUUAGAUUCUUGAGGUUUAUUGUCACUUUUUAUUUUAUCCUGCUUAGAGCGCAGUCUAAGUGGUCACAUUUCUCACUGACGUGCGUGAUGCCCAGAGAGCUUGUUCACGAGGCAUCUGAGAAGCCUAAGUAAUACAUGCCAUAAAUAAGUAAAUAUCCCACAUUUCGCCCUGUACUCUAAAGGGAUUCUAGCGUUUGAUUAACAUACGGCGUCUGGGGGAAAUUGGGCUCCUGGCGAGCGACUUAAUCAAUUGCAGAAAUCCCUGCAAAAGGGCAUGCCCAUUUUUUGCCUUAAGUGAAACUCCAGAUGCAAAGAGGCUGGGUAUAUAUAAUAUAUAAUUAUUGAGAACAUGUGCCCCACCACUGUGUGUUGGAAUGAUUAAGUCUCCAGGCGCACAACAAUGGAAGCAGCAAAAGGCAAAUGAAAUUCUAGUGGGUUUAAUUCUUCCUCGGCUCGGUUCUAAAGCGGGCUGGGGGAGAGCGGGCUUGCUGUCUCCUCUCAACCGCCGGUGUGUAAACAAGAGAGAGGCUCGUAAUACUCCUUUAAGCAAGCUGGCAUGACCAGAAACCAAGCUGAACCCAAACCUCUGCAAUCACACACACACACACUUAAUUCUCCGAAAUGUCAGCAAAUGGGCUCAGUCAGCACUGAAUUAACUCGCAGUAACUGAAAACAGGAAUGGAAGAGCAGUAGGGAGAGAGACACGUGUUCAAGGAUAAAUGCAGGGCUAGGGAACCUAUGGCUUUCCAAGCACGGUUGGGCUUUUCGUCCACAGGGGGAAGGCUGUAGCUUGGUGAUAGAGCAUCAGUCAGCCUUGCAUGCAGAAGGUCGCAGGUUUAAUCCCCAGCAUGACUGUCAAGCAGCUCUUACUAUCAGAAAGUUCUUCUUGAGGUUUUUGUUGGAAUCUCCUGUCUUGUAACUUGAAUCCAUUGGUUCGGGUCCUAGCCUCCAGAGCAGGAGAAAACAAGCUUGCUCCAUCUUCCAUGGGACAGCCCUUGAGAUAUUUGAAGAUGGCUCUCAUAUCUCCCCUCAGUCCCCUCUUUUCCAAGCUAAUCAUGCCGAACUCCCUCAAACGUUCCUCAUAAGGCUUGGUUUCUAGACCCUUUAUCAUCUUGGUUGCCCUCCUCUGUCAAUAUCCUUAAAUUGCCGUGCCCAGAACUGGACACAGUAUUCCAGGUGUGCUGUGACCAAGGCAGAAUAGAGCGGUACUAUGACUUCCCUUAGGGACGUGGGUGGUGCUGUGGUGUAAACUACUGAGCCUUGGGCUUACCAAUCGGAAGAUCGGCAGUUCGAAUCCCCACGACGGGGUGAGCUCCCGUUGUUCGGUCCCAGCUCCUGCCAACCUAGCAGUUCAAAAGCACGUCAAAGUGCAAGUAGAUAAAUAUGUACCGCUCCUGCAGGAAGGUAAAUGGCAUUUCCGUGUGCUGCUCUGGUUUCACCAGAAGCGGCUUAGUCAUGCUGGCCACAUGAACCGGAAAAACUGUCUGCGGAAGCAGACAAACACCAGCUCCCUCGGCCUGUAAAGCAAGAUGAGUGCCGCAACCCCAGAGUCCUUCAUGACUGGACUUAACUGUCAGGGGUCCUUUACCUUUUUUAUGACUUCAGUUAAUCGGGACAUUCUGUUAGUGCAGCCUAGAGUAGCAUUAGCUAUUUUUUGCUGCUGCUUCACAGAGUUGAUUGACCUCUCUGUCAAGAUCUGAGCUUGUUAUAUUUAUUCUGAACCUCUCGAUUCUUUCCAUCCCCUCUCCUCUCUUCAUUGCCUUUCAUGUUCUCUAUUCCUAUUCAAAUCUGCAAGUGAUCAUAGAGCAGCCUGGUCCUUGUGUUUAUUUUCAGAUGUGGCCUGUCCAUAUGGGAAUGCGUUUUAUUAAUGACAAAUCCUUCACCCUCCUGGAAGAAGCUCGUGUCCAGCUUACAGGUUUUCCAUGGGCCUCUACUUGGCCCCUGUGAGAACGGGCCUGAUCUAACAGGCCUCUGCCCAAGUGUGUGUGUGUGUGUGUGUGUGUUUAUGGAUUAAUAGAAUUCCAGGGCUGGCGAUGCCCUACAAGUUUUUGUUGUUGUUUAGUCAUUUAGUCGUGUCUGACUCUUCGUGACCCCAUGGACCAGAGCACGCCAGGCACUCCUGUCUUCCACUGCCUCCCGCAGUUUGGUCAAACUCAUGCUGGUAGCUUCGAGAACACUAUCCAACCAUCUCGUCCUCUGUUGUCCCCUUCUCCUUGUGCCCUCCAUCUUCCCCAACAUCAGGGUCUUUGCCAGGGAGUCUUCUCUUCUCAUGAGGUGGUCAAAGUAUUGGAGCCUCAGCUUCAGGAUCUGUCCUUCCAGUGAGCACUCAGGGCUGAUUUCCUUCAGAAUGGAGAGGUUUGAUCUUCUUGCAGUCCAUGGGACUCUCAAGAGUCUCCUCCAGCACCAUAAUUCAAAAGCAUCCAUUUUUCGGCGAUCAGCCUUCUUUAUGGUCCAGCUCUCACUUCUAUACAUCACUACUGGGAAAACCAUGGCUUUAACUAUACGGACCUUUGUUGGCAAGGUGAUGUCUCUGCUUUUUAAGACGCUGUCGAGUAGCCCUACAAGUAAUUUCAUUUCAUGCCAAUGGUGGAUGAUAUUGUAGACUGGCGGGUGUGCAGCAGGGAAGCGGUGCUGGAGUCUGACUCGGGAGAGGAGCCCAGUGAUUUGUGGGGACCUGUACCAGCCAGGAGGCAGGAAUUGAAGGCAGGGGAAAGCUUCAGAGCUGGAGGGUCCAGCACAGGAUGGGCUGGAGGAAGAGGCAGAUCAGGCAGGUGAAGGGCUGGGUUCAUCUCCACUCUCUCCUGCACCACCCUCUCCCAGAACCAGGAGCGGAUUGAAGAGGGAUGAGCAGAGGCAGCUUCCAUGCAGGCGUAGUCUCUGUGUGCAUUCAGCCCCAUCGGGCAAAGGUACAUAAACUGAUGGAGGGGGGUGUCCUCUGUUGCUGCAACUGCUCCAUAGUGCACAUACCUGGGAAUAACUGCCUAGCUGUUAGAUUGGUGUCUGUAGGUCUCUAGAGCUGUAGAAGCAACUAUGUUAUUUUUGACAAUAAAGAGACAGCUUUCUGCCGUGUGCAUUCCUUUGGCGGGGAAGCACCCUUGACAGAUUACGCUCUUUAAAUUAGUAUGGUAAUGGCCCAACUAGCCCAGCAUCCUGUUUUUACAGUGGCUAACCAGAUGAAGGGAUGCGGGUGGCGCUGUGGGUUAAACCACAGAGCCUAGGACUUGCCGAUCAGAAGGUCGGUGGUUCGAAUCCCCGCGAUGGGGUGAGCUCCCAUUGCUCGGUUCCUGCUCCUGCCAACCUAGCAGUUUGAAAGCACGUCAAAGUGCAAGUAGAUAAAUAAGUACAACUCCGGCAGGAAGGUAAACGGCGUUUCCAUGCGCUGCUCUGGUUCGCCAGAAGCGGCUUAGUCAUGCUGGCCACAUGACCCAGAAGCUGUACGCCGGCUCCCUCGGCCAAUAAAGCAAGAUGAGCACCGCAACCCCAGAGUCGGUCACGACUGGACCUAAUGGUCAGGGAUCCCUUUACCUUUACCUUUAACCAGAUGCCCCUGGGAAGCCCACACACAGGACACAGGACACAGGACACAGGACCUGAGCUUGACAGGCCUCUCCCCAUCCACAAUUCCCAGCAGAUUCGCAGUUCUCAGUGCCUCCAGCAGCAGAAGUAGAAUUUAGUCAUCAUGGCAAGUAGCCAUUAUACUCUAUGAAUCCAUCUUUAUGAAUUUAUCCAGUGCUCUUCUAAGGCCAACCAAAUUGUAGUCCAUCAUUACAUCUUGAGAUAGUGAGCUCCGUCCUUUAUGCGUUGUGUGCUUUUGUCUGUUCUGAAUCUUCAUAGGAUGGCUCUUGAGUGCUGGUAUUAUGAGAGGGGGAGAAAAACAGGUCCAUCUACUGCAAUAUUGUCAACACUGGCUGGUACCGUCUCUCAAGAGUGUUGGCCAUCUCUUUCCAAGCCUUGGAAAUGCCAGGAAUUUAACCUGGGAACUUUCGCAUGAAAACUUUGUGUUCUACAAGUGAGCUGUGGUCCUUGCCCAAAGCGGAGCCACCGGGGUGGGUGUGGUGGACACAAAUAGAGCAACUGGUCCCAUAGGCAAGAUGCACCUCGUGUUUCGUUUCAAAGAGAAUGGGGAGCAAGUACUUGAUUUUAGCCUUGUUGGGAAUCUGAUAAAUGGACUGUGAUGGGAACAUCUUUCAAUAAACUGUGCUGGCAACCCUUGUUCAAGCCAAGGAGUGGUACUGGAAACAUUAUUUAUAGAGCUGAGUUGGACAUUUGAUGUCAAGAAACUGACCUGGAGCUUUUGAUUGACUGUAAACGGAGCCAAGGCUGUUGAAUUAAUGAACUCGGCAAGGAUUGAGCUUGGGAGUUUGAAUUGAUGGGAAUCUGUUAUUGGGAGACUGGUUUACCACAUGUUCGAAUGACGGGCAGUAAAGAUGUAAUUUUGUUUUGGGGGUGAGCAAGUCGUAUGGAAUUGUCAUGGCCAGUAAGAAGUGUUAGAAGGGAGAGAUGUCGGCAGGUGAUAGAUUUUGUGAAAUAUAUCCAAUCAGAAUGUGGUUUCAACAGCAGAGAAGAAAAUGCAUUUUGAUUGAUUGGAUGGUGACGAUUUAGCUUCUUGGAAACUCUUAUCAGAGUUAAAGAUGUAAAAGAAACUAUAAGAAAAGUCUGAGCAGUAAGUUAAAAUAUGGCUUCAGGCCCAGUUGGCUUUUCCUGUGAAUAUUAUCAGUAAUAUAAAAGCAUCUUGUCAUCCAAAGUAACAUUGGGUAUGAAUGACUACUUAGUGGGAGAUACAGCUCCUGAGAGAACCAUUAUAUUAAAACCUAAGUUUGAAGGGUUUCUCUUGUAGAUUGGACUAUUCAGACCAAUAACUCUGGAUUAUAAAAUGUUGGGUGGCCAUGUUGUCUUUCACCUAAACAUAUUAUUAAGGGGGAAGGUUGCUUUGUAUAGAACAGUUUUCCUCCCCAAGUGUGGUACUCCUCCCUGCUGAGGUAUAUGAAAGGGUUUCAAAGGGUAUGUGGCAUAAUUUUUUUAUUUUAAUUUAUCAUAGAAAAAAUAUUACUCUUAAAACCAAAUUAUUUUCACCUGAGAAGGCGAAGGGUAAACUCCCGGAAGUCAUACACAAUUAUCACAAGUUUGAGAAACCCUGGUAUAGAAGAUUAUCUGGUAAAGUAAUGUGACAAUCACAGUGUAAGAGAUAAUGAUAGAUCAAGACUAGUGCUUAGAUAUUGAUACACAAAAGGCAUUUGCUCAAGUAGAAUGGACUUUUUUUUGAAAAGAGUUAUUGUUAUGUUUGGAGUAGGAGAAAAAUAAUUGCGUAUAGAUUUCCUUGUCGUAUGCAUUUGGCUAUGCAUUAACAACUACCGUAUUUUUCCGUGUAUAAGAUUAGGUUCCCCCCCCUAAAAAUAAUAUCAAAACUUAGGGGGGCGUCUUAUACACGGGGCCAUCUCCCCCCAUUUUCUUAAAUCUGAGUCCCCCAAAAUAGGGGGUGUCUUAUACAUGGGGGCAUCUUAUAGACAGAAAAAUAUGGUAACUUCCAAUCAAACUGUAGUUUAAAAAGGAACAAUGCACUGUUACCCUUUUCCCCAAUUUGUAAUCGACCAGGGUGGAAAUUAUAUGACUGCAUUGUCUUGAUAGUUCAUGACACUGUGGAAUUUGCAAUAAUCACCUUCGUAUUUUGAAAAUAUAAAUAAGAAACAAAGUGCUUAGCUUAGUUGACUCAGGGCCUUGAUUUGCUGAGCCCACCUAAGGGAACUCUAUAAUAAAGUUUUGUGCUGAUCUGCGCUGAUCAGGCCAAAUCUGGAGUACAAUUUGGGGCGACACAUUUUAGGAUGGACAUUGACAAACUAGGGCUUCAUUCACAAGAGGGCAACCAUGAUGGAGAAAGCUCUGGAAGCCAUUUCCUGUGAAGACCAGUUGAAAAAACUAGAUAUGUUCAGCCUGGGAAGUGGAAAGGUUAACGGUCGGUGUGGCAGGUGUAUUCCAGUAUCUGUCAAGGUAGAAUAUGGAGAAGACAUGUUCUCUGUUGCCCCAGAGGGCUAGAGCUAGUGGAAUGGAAAUGGCAAGGAAGCGUAUUUCACCUGAAGAUUGGGAGAGACCUAACAGCUGUUCAGCCAUGAAACAGGUUGCCUUGGAAUUUAACAGGUUGUCCUUCGCGGGUGGCGCUGUGGGUUAAACCACAGAGCCUAGGACUAGAAGGUCGGCGGUUCGAAUCCCUGCGACAGGAUGAGCUUCCGUUGCUCGGUCCCUGCUCCUGCCAACCUAGCAGUUCGAAAGCACGUCAAAGUGCAAGUAGAUAAAUAGGUACCGCUCCGGCGGGAAGGUAAAAGGCGUUUCCGGGCGCUGCUCUGGUUCGCCAGAAGUGACUUAGUCAUGCUGGCCACAUGACCCGGAAGCUGUGCGCUGGCUCCCUCGGCCAAUAAAGCGAGAUGAGCGCCGCAACCCCAGAGUUGGCCACGACUGGACCUAAUGGCCAGGGGUCCCUUUACCUUUACCUUCGCCAGUGGCAUUUCAGCAGAGGCUGCAUAGCCAGUGUGGAAGCUGAGAGCCUGGCCUUCUAUCCUGCACCACACACUUUGACCUUUGGCUCUAUCCAACACCUGUAUGUGGCCCUCAGAAGAUCAGUCAGGAGGGAAGAAGGACAUCAAACUUGAAAUGGUUCCAUGCCCUUGUUUGACUGCGUUUUGUGCCGUCCCUGCAAGGGACAGGGACAACUCCUGUGGUGUCGGGACGCCAUUUUGCAUCCUCCACAACGCCCCGGACCCGGCAUCCUUCCAGGGCAUUGUGGGGCAUGUGUACAGGGGUGAGGAUGUCAUAAAGAAUGAUGGAGUUCUUUUAUCCCACCUAGGGAGGUGGGAUAAAAGAAAAGGAAAAGAGAACCAUCAAAGAAAAAGGUCUCCAAAAAAAAUCCAGGUCGCUUCUGUUUCUUGUACCAAAGGCAUUCUGAGAUAAUCAGUGUGCAAUGCUUUGCAGAUGCAGGGAAAAGGUCUGUGUUGAUGUCAAAUACUUGCAACUCCCUCCCAUCUUGCUUCAGGCAGGCAUUGCGUCUUUUCAGCACCUGUAAUGGUUCUAGGGGUUGCUCGUGCGUAAAUCGGCGCCACACCUGGCUGGGUUGCCUGAGUGAACCCUUUCUGUCCGGACAGCCACUCGCCUGUGGCUGUCUCAAUCACUGGCAGAAUCCGUCAGUGGGCGUUUCUUGAACUUCUGCCAGCAAAGAAGUUCUUUGACGCCUAGUCUCCGCCUACUCUCCCUGCGCGGAAGCCUUCUGCGCAGGGAGGGUGUGGGCAGCGGAGGACCCGUGCUCUCCCCGCUGGUCCCCGGCAAGGAGUCAUGGAGCCACCUCGCCGAUUCCCCCAUCUGCCCCCCUUCUCCACUGGUGCUACGCUGAUUUCCUUCCCCAGAAGAUGUGCUGCUUCUCUCCCUCCCGGGACGCUCUCCGGAAUCCCUCUGGAGCCCUCCCUCUCCCCCUGGCUCCGAUGGCAGUUCCCUGACAGCACCUAUCAAAACCUAUCCUUUUUCAACAGGCCUUUCAAAUAGAGGUGGUGUUGUUUUUUAACCCAGCCUGUAAUCUGUAUCGGUUUUGAAAUUCUUCUCAUAUAUGAAAUCAUGUUAUGUGGGUUUUUGAUGCUAAAUUGCUUUGAGAUGUUUCAUAGGAUGUGAUUCAUAAACGAAAUAAAUUAUUGCUAUUAUUAUUAUUAUUAUUCAAAAAAAAAAAUUGGUUUUCCAAAAUUUUAAACAAACAAACAAACACACACACAUACACCUUAACUGUACUUGAUCCAAUCUUAGUAACAUUGUUAAGUGACUUCCUCAAAUCCCCCUGGCUGCAUUUCAGUGUAUAUCAUGGUAACAAUUUUCCAAAACCUAUUUUCUCAUAAAAUUAACUUAAUCACUUAAACUCUUACUUUGUUUUCAUUUUGACUUUAAAGAUAUUGUUCUCUAAAAUCACAAAAUUAAAUCCUAAGCCUAUCUGGAAUUUGCAAGCUUUUCCAAUUAAGCUAUCUUAACAUAUUUAACUAAAUAGUCUUUGAAUUCCAUCCAUCCCUCCUCCUCAUUUUUAGCUCCCUUCUCUGCACUAUCCAGUGUAACCUCCUUGGCAAUUUGUUGGGGCACCUUGUUUGCUGUAAUGCCUUCCUUUUAUCUUGCAAAACAUGGCAAUAACCUGAUUCCCCACCCUCUAUUUGCAUUUUGGGAUGUUGCAAGCAUUGAAGGCAGAGAAGCAGUCUGGGCUUCAUUCCUAUCACCCCCCUCUAAGUAGCUACAGGCAAGAUUCUGCCUCUCAGCUCUAACAAAGGGGCAAAAUGCCUUUGGGUGUUAAGAACUUUUGUGCUCGCAGUGACCAGGGUCACCUUGUUGAGAGGAAUUGAUUCACCAUCCUGGAAGCAUGGAAUAAAGUCAAACAGGCAUGAACUCCUCCUGGGGAGCUGGCAAUUGCUAUGCCUUUGAAGAGGCCCCAUUGUAAAAGAGGUUGACAUUUCCCCAAAAAAAUGAAACCGACUGCUCAGACAUAUGAGAUAAAGCAAGAGUUCCAUUGGUCAGAAGGGCAGUGAGGUAUGCAGUUAUUCUGAUCAUAUUGGACCCACCAUUUCCCCCACAACAGUGGAUUGCUGGGAAUGUCUUGGAACCAAUCAAAAGAGGUGAAAGGUUUGUUCUGCGCUCUGAUCUGAUACCUCGUUCAUCUCUGCACAACUAUAGCAUUUUGAAAGCUGGCUAUCCACAGUUUAACUUUGAAAAUAUGUAGGCUAUGGCUAGGCACCAGCCACAGGAUGUGACAUGCAUCUAUAUCUGUAGCUUUGCAAAACAACCUGAUCUGUUUCAGAGCUGCUCUGUGUUUUCCCAAUUGGACUCAUUAUUUGGAUAUAACUUUCCAUCCCGUUUUUACAAAAGUGAAUGAAAUUUGCAGGCAUAGGAGAGGUGCCAAUCAGACUCUGGGCAAAUGCAUCCAGAGGUCUUUCUUCUUCUUCUUCUUCUUCUUCUUCUUCUUCUUCUUCUUCUUCUUCUUCUUCGCUGUUCUUGUUAAACUGUGGAGAGUCAGAGAUAUUUGACAAUGUUCUGCAAACCACCCAAAAAUCUACCGGUAGCUCCAGCCUUGCUUUCUGUCUGUCCCUGCUAUGCAAGUUACAGGCAUUCUGUGUUGGUCAUGGAGGGGGUUUUUGUCGUCUGUUUUUAAAGAACAAAUAGAUGUGGAAAAGGCUCCUUGAAGCUAGAAAGUCUGAAAAUCUUUUAAUUGAGCGGCAUUUGCGGUUUCGCUCCGGAGAAAUGUUUCAAUGUGUUUCUCAUUUCACAUCAAACGGCAUUCUUGAGAAUUUGUUUCUUCUGGAGUGGGAAAGAGCUGAACGGCUUGUUUGCUUUUCAAAACGCUUCCAUAUGCAUGCGUUCGAAAGGAAAUCCUUGCGAUAUUAUCUUUCCCCCUUUUGAAAUUUACCUUUUGCGCUCUCUCUCUCUCUUUGUUUAAUUCUGACGGCGUAUUUAUAACUGCGGGCCUCUGUUCGCAAAUCAAAAAUUUACCCAAGAAACAAACAAACAAACAAACCAUUGUCUGGAACAAUGGCUUUAAAAAUAGUCAUUAUCAAAGUAAUGAAGCAGAGAAUGGUUUAUCCCCCCAAUGAGGGGGUGGAAAUAGGGUUAUCUAAUUGUUCAAUCGAAAAGAAAGCAGGUCAGGUGGCCUUAUAAUGACACAGGGUUUGGAAAGCAGUUGUUCCAUUCAGAACUGGCGUCAAAGGUCCGCAUCAUUGGGCAUUUGAUGGUGACUCGUUAAGGGACCCACAGACAAGAGCCCCUCUGAAUCUGCUCCUACCACCCACUUCUUCUUCUUCUUUUGAAAUAUUUUUUAUUAUUCCCUACAGGGCCUGCAAGAUAGAGCUGUUCCGCCAGGCCUUUGGUCAGGGCGCAGCCUGACUCCCUCCUCUGGCAAUCUGCACAGAAUUUUGCUUAACGGUUGCCAUCAGUUUGAUUUUAAUUAAUUUUUAGAAUGAGAUGUUUUUAGAAUGUUGGAUUAUUUGAUUGUUGUUAGCCGCCCUGAGCCCGGCUUCGGCUGGGGAGGGCGGGAUAUAAAUAAAAAUUAUUAUUAUAAUUAUUAUUACACUGUUAUAACCUGCAUGUUCACCCACCUUUUUUUUAAAAAAAAUAUUUAUUUGGUUUUUCAACUUAAAAUUUUGCAGAGAUAUAUCAAGCAUAAAUCAUAAAAACAGGAAUCUCCUGGAGUUUGUGGGUCCUAUUAUUAAACAAUUCCUCCUGCAUCUUUUAUGAUAAUCCAAACCUUUUACCUCUUCCAUUAUGUCCAGAAUUAACCUUAAACUACAAGUGAUAUUCCUAUCCUACUUUUAACUGUUUACAAUGGUCUUUAAGAUAAGUUGUUUUUUUAAAAAAAAAUCCCAUUCCUUGUUAAAAUUUUGGUCUUUCUUAAUUCUGACUCUUCUGGUCAUUUUAUCCAUUUCUGCAUAGUCCAUUAACUUCAUCUUUCAUUCUUCUCUGGUAGGGACUUUAUCUUCUUUCCAUCUCUGGGCCAAUAACAUCUGUGCAGCCGUGACCACAUACAUAAAUAGUCUUUUCUGUUCAUUUGGGAUUUCGGCACCUAGAAUUCCUAAAAGGAAGGCUUCGGGCUUUUUAACAAAGGUUAUUUUAAACAUUUUUUUCAACUCAUUAUAUAUCAUUUCCCAAAAUCUUUUUACCACCUUACAGUUCCACCACAUAUGAUCAAAUGUUCACCCACCUUUUCCUUUGGGCCAGACAGGUGGUGGUGUUGAGCUGCUAGGAAUCACAAGAACUUCGGAUGGCAAAACACAAUGAUGGAUUAGAUGGGUCUUUGGCCAGAUUCAACAGGGCUCGUCUGAUGUUGUUCACAACACGGGUCCUUCUCACUCAAAGAGCUGCCAACUGGCCUUGCCAACAAUGCCUAGGCUUUCAAAUGUCACAUCAGCAGUAUGGAAUUAAGCUGCUACAUUUCCAAGCACAAUUCAAAAUGUUGGUGCUGACCUUGAAAGCCCUAAAUGGCCUUGGCCCAGUAGACCUGAAGGAGAAUCUCCACCCCCAUCGUUCAGCCCGGACACUGAGGUCCAGCUCCAAGGGCCUUCUGGUGGUUCCCUCCCUGCGAGAAGCGAAGUUACAGGAAAGCAUGCAGAGGGCCUUCUCGGUAGUGGCGCCCUCCCUGUGGAACGCCCUCCCACCAGAUGUCAAGGAAAUAAAUAACUUCAUGUAUGUGACAGCGGCCACGAGAGUUUUAAUAGCACAAGGAUGGAAGACUGAAGAAACCCCAACUAAAGAAUCAUGGCAAGAAAAAUUGAUGGACUAUGCAGAACUGGCAAAACUGACAUAUAAGCUACGGGACAAGGAUAACUGUGACUUUAAAGAUGAAUGGGAACCCUUUGAAGUAUUUGAAGACGCAACAAAGCGAACGGAACUCCUUGGCUGGCUUUGAAUAAACAUUCACAAACUUUUUUAUUGAUAAUAAUCAGCUAAAUAGUUUGAGGAUCUAUACAACAGUGUAACAAGCAGAAAACAGCAUUCUUAAAGAAAUCAAAGACUGGAACUGAGGGAAGUCGGGGGUGGGGGUGGGUGGGUUUUGUGUGGGAGGGUGGGGGGAGGGAGGAAAAUGGGGGGGAGUAAGGAUGAUAAGUUUCUGGAUAAUAUGUUUUGUUUUAAUUUUGAAUAAAAAAAGUUUUUUUAAAAAAAGAAAAGCAAAUAAACAACUAUCUGCCUUUUAGAAGACAUCUGAAGGCAGCCCUGUUUAGGGGAGUUUUUAACGUGUGAUGUUUUACUGUGGUUUUAUUAUUAUUAUUUUAUUAGAUUUAUAAACUGCCCUUCAUCAUAAGAUGUCAGGGCGCUUCACGGAAUAAAAACCAGUAAAUAAGUAAAGCAAAACAGCAAAACAAUAACGCCCUCCUUCCCACAGACACAUUUAAAAGGCUGUAGAGUAUCACGUUGAAGAGGAACGUUCUCACCUAGCAAAAUAAUUUGCUGGAAGCCACCCCGAGUAGCUGGGGCAAUGCAGUCAGAUGAGUGGAAUAUAAAUAAAUUAUUAUGAUUGUGAUUUUUGCUAGGAAACAGAAGCGACAUUUGAAGGGACUUUCCUCCCACUUCUUAAAAUGCUUAUGGUCUUCCACAGUGAAAAUAAGAUUGAAAGAGCCUCCGGGCAUUAUCCAGUUGUGAAAAUAUAACCUUGUCCUAAAUGUGUGCACUUUUUUCCCCUCCUCUUUGCUCAGGUUGGCUGUUACCUGAAGACCCCCAAGUUCCCAAUCUGGGUUGUGUGCAGCGAAAGCCAUUUCAGCGUGCUCUUCUGCUUGCGGAAGGAUCUGCUCGCAGACUGGAAAACCGAGAGGCGGUUUGACCUCUAUUACUACGACGGCUUAGCCAAUCAGCAAGACGAGAUCCGUCUAACCGUCGGUAGGGAGACAAACAAAAGAUUGAAACUGGGGUGGGCGUGUGAUUUUUAAUCGUGCAUUUCAUGAAGAGACUUAGGGUGCCUUCAGACGUCUCAUCCCUGAUUUUCCAAACCAUGUUUUGGAAGGCAAGGACAAGUUCUGUGAGCUCCAUUCCUCCCCUUCUCUUCCCUCUUGGCAUGCCCAGCUGAAUAAGUUUGAUCAAACCACAGUUUGCUUUUACAUUUGAGCGAGCCAGCAAACUAUGGUUUAAGACAGCUUUUCAAACCAUGAUUUGAUCCUGGUCUUCAGUUCUGGUUUGAAGGACUCACUCCCUUACAUCAUCCCAGUUCACACAAAAAGCAGGUGAAAUUGUGGAAUGAGCCUCACCUGCUUAAUUCUUGCACAUCAACCUGUUGCUACAAGCACAGCAGCAGGGGCUAUUGGGAAAACAGUUGGCAACCCCUAGCUUAAAGUCUUCCCACAUUGCAUUGCUCAGUCUCACUGUCUUGAAAUUUGCAAAAUCCUAUUUCUGGAUCACCAUUCAAAACAGAUGCAAUUUCAUGGUGGCAUCCGUCAACUCUCCUUAUUUACCAUCCCGGACUCCUUAAACUUUGGGUUCCGGCAUGUGGUUGACUACAACUCCCAUCAUCCCCAGCCCAGUGGUCAUGGAUGAUGGGAAUUGUAGUCCGUAGCUUGAGAAAAGCUGCUUCCUGUUGACUUCCUGCAGCUGUGGUUCAUGUACUAAGUUUCACUUUAGACGCCUUCAUAACUCUGGCUUUUUUUUACAUUUUUCACCCCCAGCCUGCUGCCAGGGUACCUGCAAGGCUCAAACUUUUCCAGCCCUUUCCUUGUUCUUCGGCGUAUUGUCGCGUCGCAGUUUGAACGGAGGAAAACUCUUUGCUUUCAUUCCAAAUGCACCCACGCGUCUAACCAUCCUGGCAACCGCGGCUGCCAGUAGCUCCAGAGCUGUGGGCUUCUAUUCAUAGAGGAAUGGCAGGGGAGAGAGGCAGUGGGUGUUGUGAAACAGAGAGAUGUCGUUCAGCCGACGGGAAAACGAAGCCGCAGGGGAGUGGAAUUUGGUGCUGAGCUCUGAAAUUCUCCCCCACCUCCCUUCUGGUUUCCAAAAGCAUUUGACCCCCCCAGGGCUGGGCCCUGCCUCCCUCUUUCUCCCUUUAUCAUAUUGCCAGAAGUGGCCCGAAUUUAGGGCCCAAAUAGAUGGCGCUUCAGUUUCGUGGCUGGCAGAACCGCCUGGCUUUUAUUUUAAAAAGUCCCAGUUCCCUGCCUGGCCGGAGGGUGCGAUACUUUUCCGUACUGCAACCACACAGGGAGGGGAUGCUUAACCCUUCCCUCCCCAGCCAUGAUCCUGAUAAAAAUCCACCCACCCUUUGCACAACAAUUACCAUGAUGAAUCUUUAAGUGGUAUUUUAAUCAAUUGUUUUUAUACCUGGUGUUAGCCACCCUGAGCCCGGUCUUGGCUGGGGAGGGCGGGGUAUAAAUAAAUUAUUAUUAUUAUUAUUAUUAUUAUUAACAUUUGCAUAUGUCCCCAAAAUGUUGGGCUACAGCACUUUCAGGAAAACUGACCAAGGAAGUUAAAGCUCCACCUGGAAAAAGAGAGAAGGAUUUUAUAGAGACAGAAUGCUUUUGCCUGGCUGGGAUAAGUCUUUGAAUUCUGAAGCUGCCACUUGCUUACCUGGGUGAUGGAGAGAUGUUUAUGUCUAGAAACCUCUGGCUUGAUAGCUCAGUCGGUAGAGCAUGAGACUCUGAAUCAUAGGGUUGCGGGUUCAAGUCCCGUGUUGGGCAAAAGAUGCCUGCAUUUCAGGGGUCGCAGUUGCUGCUCUGCUUGCUUUUGCCUCUGGUCACGCUCAACAAAGGCGCCCCCAAAAUGUUGCCCCCAAGGCCCAUGUCCUGCAGAGGGUGGGGUGUGAAUCCCACCCCUGCUUUUUCUACACCCAGUUCCUCUGUCAAAGGGACAAUCAGAUUUCUCCAGCCCGAAGAUAGGAAAGGGGAAAUUCCUUUUAGAACACAGCAACAGGGCCAGAUUCAGACAUGCUGGAACCAAGUACUUUUCAAAAAACACACACAGAGUUCUUUUUGUUGGAGAUAAUUCAGGUGGAAAUUCCCAGGUGCCAAAAAAGGUUGUAUAUGUAUGCCACUAAAAGGGAUGCGGGUGGCGCUGUGGGUUAAACCACAGAGCCUAGGACUUGCCGAUCAGAAGGUCGGCGGUUCAAAUCCCCGUGACAGGGUGAGCUCCCGUUGCUCGGUCCCUGCUCCUGCCAACCUAGCAGUUCGAAAGCACAUCAAAGUGCAAGUAGAUAAAUAGGCGGGAAGGUAAACGGCGUUUCCGUGCGCUGCUCUGGUUUGCCAGAAGCGGCUUAGUCAUGCUGGCCACAUGACCCGGAAGCUGUACACCGGCUCCCUCGGCCAAUAAAGCGAGAUGAACGCCGCAACACCAGAGUUGGUCACAACUGGACCUAAUGGUCAUGGGUCCCCUUUACCCCCCUAUGUAUGCCACUACUGCGACCCAUGUUUUGUUAGCCAAAAAAUGGAAAAUGAACGAGGUCCCAACUAAAGAGUGUUGGCAACUUAAACUAAUGGAAUAUGUGCAACUUUAAGACCUAACAUAUAGAAUAAGAGAACAAGAAGAACAAGAAUAAAGGAAAUUGAAACAUGUUUAUUUAUUAUAUGGGGGAAAUUGUGUACACUUGAAAACGUCGGCAGCAUUAAGAUAAAUUCAACAGUGUAAACAAGUUUUGAUGGAUGUAAUAAUGGAAUACUGAAUGGUUUUGUUUAUGUAAAAUAUGCAGGGAUUUAUGAUAUGCAAAAUGAACCAUGGAAAGAGAAGAAGAGAAGUCACUGACAUUUUAAGGUUGUUUAAAUGAAUAUUCCAAAUUGUAAAACAGAAAAUUUAAUAAAAAUUAUACCAAAAAAAAAAACAAAAAAACAUGCUGGAAUCCCAAGCCAAGUCAAGUUUAAGAGGCCCCAUAGCACCACCAGGAAAAUGUGCAUUAUUCUAACGAAACGACAAUGGAAAUAGAAACAAGAAAGCGAUAAAUUUGCACAUAUCCUGGUGCACAGGCAAGGAUGCAACCAAAAAAAUCAGCAGCCUAAGUAAGAUGAGACUGAAGGAUGAUUUGAGUCAGCCUUUCUUCAGGUUAAGACUGGGUGUGGUCUUGACCAAAACACUGGGCCUAAAGAAAUUUUGCUGUAAAGCAAAAGACUUAUUUCUGCACAGGUAUCCAAACAUAAUAUAACAAAGUAAUCGUGCAGCCGUUAAGUAUGCUUGAUCCACUCACAUGCAACAUUAAUGGAUGCCUGAUUUUUCCCCUGUAGAUACCUCACAGCCUUACAUCGAAGGAAAGGAUAAUGACCUCAUCCCACCGCUGGAACACUGCAUUCGGACCAAGUAGGUGAAAUCCAGCAUUAGGGAAGGGAGAGCCAACGUGGUGUAGUGAUUAAGAGUGGUAGAUUCGUAAUCUGGUGCACCAGGUUCGCUUCCCCGCUCCUCCACAUGCAGCUGCUGGGUGACCUUGGGCUAGUCACACUUCUCUGAAGUCUCUCAGCCUCACUCACCUCACAGAGUGUUUGUUGUGGGGGAGGAAGGGAAAGGAGAUUGUUAGCCGCUUUGGGACUCCUUAAGGGGAGUGAAAGGUGGGAUAUCAAAUCCAAACUCUUCUUAAUCAUCUUCUCUUCCACUUACCAGAAUUAUUUUGUCAUGUUCAUAUUUUUUCAAGCAAGUUGCAUGUCUUCAGUGCCAGAUACGUGCUUGCAGUCAAUUAGUCCCUUUGGUAGGACUUCAUAGUCAGAUGGUAGUUGGGAAGCCUUGCAGGCCGAAAAUGCAGGUGGCAUCUCUCAGUUCUACGUCUCCCAACAAUGCCAGCUAAAUUGCACGCUGCUUAGCAAAAGGCGUUAUCUGCAGCCUAUGUGCGAUUUUCAGAGAACGUGAGGAGUCUUUUCAGCUGCCAUUAAAGCCUUUGUUCAAACAUCACAACCUGUUUUGUUGCUAAUACACCUGCCUAAUUGUCCCCCUCCUCCCUUAGACUCUCUUUUCCUUACACUUUUAUAAUUUCCAGGUGGUGGAUUUUCAGAAGGUUAGAUAAAAUAAGUGUCGUCUGCAAACACACACUUUCGUUUAUGUAUUUAUCUUUGUCCUGCUGGAAUCUCUGUUCAAACACAUUCAAGGGUUUUUUAAAUGCUUCAAAAACCUGGCUAACUUGUUUGGCCAGAGAUAAUGCGACCAGAGGGACGCGGGUGGCGCUGUGGGUUAAACCACAGAGCCUAGGACUUGCUGAUCAAAAGGUUGGCGGUUCGAAUCCCCACGACGGGGAGCUCCCGUUGCUCAGUCCCUGCUCCUGCCAACCUAGCAGUUCGAAAGCACUUCAAAGUGCAAGUAGAUAAAUAGGUAUCACUCCAGCGGGAAGGUAAACAGCAUUUCCGUGCGCUGCUCUGGUUUGCCAGAAGCGGCUUAGUCAUGCUGGGCACAUGACCCGGAAGCUGUACGCCGGCUCCCUUAGCCAAUAAAGCGAGAUGAGUGCCGCAACCCGAGAGUCAGUCACGACUGGACCUAAUGGUCAGGGGUCUCUUUACCUUUACCUUUAAUGUGACCAGCAGCCAAUUGGGGUUCCUCUUCAGAACAUCCGAAAACUUAUCUGAUAUGUUACCCAAAUAUUCAGCCUUCACAGUUCAUGUGCAGAUGACACACCAACUCUCUCCACUCCUCUACAAGGGACUAUUUUUCUCUUGGCAGGGCUCCUGUGCUUUUAACAGUUGCAUGACAGCCAGAAAUUCAACAGGCACUGUUUUUCCUCCAGCAUGGAUCUGAUGGCAAUGGGGGAAUCCUUGCGCAAUGAAUGUUUUGUGUGGUCCUUCCAUGGAGGAUUGGGACAUGGGUGGCGCUGUGGGUUAAACCACAGAGCCUAGGGCUUGCCGAUCAGAAGGUCAGCGGUUCAAAUCCCCGCGACGGGGUGAGCUCCCGUUGCUUGGUCCCUGCUCCUGCCAACCUAGCAAUUCGAAAGCACAAAGUGCAAGUAGAUAAAUAGGUACCGCUCCGGUGGGAAGGUAAACGGCGUUUCCGUGCACUGCUCUGGUUCGCCAGAAGCGGCUUAGUCAUGCUGGCGACAUGACCCGGAAGCUGUACCCCAGCUCCCUCGGCCAGUAAAGCAAGAUGAGCGCCGCAACCCCGAGAGUCGUCCGUGACUGGACCUAAUGGUCAGGGGUCCCUUUACCUUUACCUUACCCAUGGAGGAUUAACGAAACGUUUUGUUAUUUUGUGUGAAUUCAUAAACGGUGUGAUGUUGUCAUUUUUAUGGGUGGCAUUCCAUGCUAGUCCUACUCUGAUGUGUGACUAAUUUAGUAAAGGGGCCCCUGACCAUUAGGUCCAGUCGUGACCGACUCUGGGGUUGUGUCGCAGGGAUUCGAACCGCCAACCUUCUGAUUGGCAAGUCCUAGGCUCUGUGGUUUAACCCACAGCGCCACCCGCAUCCCAUUUGACUAAUUUAGUAGGCCUGACUAUUUAGGCUCAUUGAUUUCAGUGGAUUUGGUAUACCCUAUGUUUUUAAAUGUGUUGCAAAUCCCUAAGAGCAAACCCUACUGCUGGGGUGUCUCCUGUUGUCCUCCUCUGACAUGUAUGAAAUGAAAAUCUGGGAGACACGAACCCACACCCCUUCCUCGUGCUGCUUCCAGCCUCAGACUGCAUUGCAACUCCCAUCACCUGUGCGAGAAGCUCAGUUCUGAUCCGAGAGACGAAAGGAAUGUGCCUUUCUGGAGUUUCCCCCCCGGAAUGUCAUGUGGCCGUAAUGUAUUCCAUCGCCCCAAGGAAUAAAAAAGAGAGGGAGAGAGAGGCUCAUAUCACGCUCCUGAUCCUCCUGUUGUUUACUGUCUCCAGCAAGAGGAAAUAACUUCUGUUAGCUCUGCCGAAGGGUAGGCUGCAACUUUGAUCUCGCCGUGAUCUCUAAGGCAGCUGUAUUAUUUUGUUAACUCCUGAGGCCUGCCUCUCCUGGAAUUCCCUUGGCUUGGAUGCAUAUCUCUGGAAUGCAAAGGUUCCAGUCCAGCCCCCUUGCAAUGGAGGCAUCUUUUGCUCAACGUGGGGCUAAGAGUCUCAUGCACUACCGACGGAGAUAUCCCAAGGCAGCCUCCCCACAACCUGGUACCCUCCAGAGGUUGUCAGACUACAACUCCCACCUGUCAGUACGCCUUUCAACCGAUGUCAGCGACUGGGCUUAACAACUGGUUCUGCUUUGACCGGGCUAGGCCACUGGAGCACUUUCAGAGACCUUCCAGUUCUGGAAAGCAGGUCCCAGUGUACUGGACCCACAACUGUGCAUUGUGAGCACCAGACUCGUGCAAAGUAUAAAUAACGCGGAAGCUAGCUGUGAAGCAUAACUGCUUUUCUUUAUAAUAGCUACUACAAACUAAAGAACUACAAACUAAAGAACAAUCUCUUUCAUUGUGGCAGGGAGUUCCAGAGAUGCCACAAUGAAAGAGAUUGGCUCCUCACACAAGUGCAGCAUAAGGCCCCUUAGGUUCAAAGUUUCCAAGUCGGCAUAUAUAUAGCUAGAGAUGUGAAUCUGUGCCACCACUGUUCCAUCUUAGUCAAGGUCUGUACAGACAAAAUCAGAAGAUUGCUGUUGUUGUUUAGUCGUUUAGUCGUGUCCGACUCUUCGUGACCUCAUGGACCAGAGCACGCCGGGCACUCCUGUCUUCCACUGCCUCCCGCAGUUUGGUCAAACUCAUGCUGGUAGCUUUGAGAACACUGUCCAACCAUCUCGUCCUCUGUUGUCCCCUUCUCCUUGUGCCCUCAAUCUUUCCCAGCAUCAGGGUCUUUUCCAGGGAGUCUUCUCAUGAGGUGGCCAAAGUCUUGAGCCUCAGCUUCAGGAUCUGUCCUUCCAGUGAGCACUCAGGGCUGAUUUCCUUCAGAAUGGAAAGGCUUGAUCUUCUUGCUGUCCAUGGGACUCUCAAGAGUCUCCUCCAGCACCAUAAUUCAAAAGCAUCAAUUCUUCAGCGAUCAGCCUUCUUUAUGGUCCAGCUCUCACUUCCAUGCAUCACUACUGGGAAAACCAUAGCUUUAACUAUACAGACCUUUGUUGGCAAGGUGAUGUCUCUGCUUUUUAAGAUGCUGUCUAGGUUGUCUAUCAGAAGAUAGGUUCAGGAUAAUCAUCUGACCCUACAAAUACGUAGUGGAAAUCAAAGAAGUCAUACGAUUCCUUCAUCCCGUUUAUUUGCACAUUCAAAACAACUUAUGAAGAAGCAAAAACCAAGCAAACACGCAAGGCAAAAGCUGCAUGAUCUGCAACAGGGUUUCCCAAACUUGAGUCGCCAGCUGUUUUUGGACUACAACUCCCAUCAUCCCUAGCUAGCAGGACCAGCGGCUGUGGAUGAUGGGAAUUGUAGUCCCAAAACAGUGGGAGACCCAAGUUUCUACAACAUCUGUGUGCGGAGUUACAGUGGGAAGAACAGAGACCCGGAGAGGCCUCUGUGUCUUUUAAAAAACAGAUACGUGUUUGGAGGACAUAAAAGAAGUUAAACAAGUUGUGCUGUUGCCAUUCCCGGACUGACUCCCGAGUCAAUUAAGGCGGCAAACCUGUGCUGUUACAAAAGCUUUUAGAAGCGAGAAUUGACUCUCCAUUGAACUCCCAAGUGUAUUUCAACGAUUCUGGCUCCUCGCUGGAGCUCCUUUGAAGUCAUAGCCAUAAAUAAACACGACUGUCAAAAGGCUCCUUAAGAGAACAAUCGGUCGAGGCUGAUUCAAGCCUCGGGGUAUUUUUGUGAAGGCCACGGGCAGGAAGCAUUUGCUGAUGAGCUCCCAUUGUAAUGGCGGUUCAUGUGACAUCGUUGGGCCGAAGCUCUCCUCCUGAGAGGGUUUGCCCGCCUCAUUCAGUCGCAGAAUCUUAAUUCUCAACUCAGGAACAACAGUUCCGUUAUGUAAGGCGAGUGAGAGGCGACAGGAUGGUAGCAGGGCGUGGAAAAAGAGAAGCUUUUUUCCCUCCCUCUCUCAUGAAACUAGAAUUUGUAGACAUCUAGCAAGGCCAGAUUAAGUCCUUUAGAGGUCCUAAGUCAUGGGUAGGCAACCUAAGGCCCGGGGGCCGGAUCUGGCCCAAUCGCCUUCUAAAUCCGGCCUGCGGACAGUCCGGGAAUCAACAUGUUUUUACAUGAGUGGAAUGUGUCCUUUUAUUUCAAAUGCAUCUCUGGGUUAUUUGUGGGGCAUAGGAAUUUGUUCUCUCCCCCCCCCCCCAAUAUAGUCCGGCCCCCCACAAGGUCUGAGGGACAGUGGACUGGCCCCCUGCUGAAAAAGUUUGCCGACCCCUGUCCUAAGUGCUUAAAAGAUUUUGGUGCCCCUGUAUAUAUCUGAUUCGAAAUAUAAACAACAAUAAAGCUUAAAAUAAAAUUUGAUUUUUCGAAAUGAAACGAAACCUACAGUAAGAGGGGAAAUAAUGCUCAUUUUGGUGUAUUUGUAUAAAAUAACGUUUAUUUUUGUUCAGCUGCGCCAUUAUUUUUGUUCAGCUGAGAUUCUUGUAUUUUCAGGGGGUUGGACUAGAUGACCCUUGGUGUCCCUUCCAGCCCCACAACUCUGUGAUACAGUCCAUGGUAAAUCCGGCAAUGGGAAAAUAUCUGGGGUGCCGCCCUUCCCUCGAUGCCCUGAGCACGUGCUUGUUUUGCUUAAAAUGCCGAUUCUAGCCCUGACGUCCAGGGAAGCUGAAGGCUGGACAUUCGGGGCAGACAAAAAUAAAGUACUUCUGGACGCAGCACUUUGUUAAACUGUGGAACUCACGUCCACAGGAGGCAGUGAUGGACAGCAACUUAGAUGGCUUUGAAAGAAGACUGGCUGAGCUCACAGAGGAGGAGAGGGCUGUUGACGGAUGUCAACCAUGACGGCUAUGCUCUGGCAUCAUAGAUUCGUGGAAUUGUAGAGUUGGAAGGUACCCCAAGAGUCAUCUAGUCUAACCCCCUGCAAUGCAGGAAUCUCAGCUAAAGCAUCCAUAAAGGUCCAUAAAUAGCAAUGCCCUAGAGGUCCCGGGCCCUAAGGAAGUCAGAUUAGCCUCAACCAGAGCCAGGGCCUUUUCAACACUGGCUCCGGCCUGGUGGAACGCUGUGUCUCAAGAGACCAGGGCCCUGCAGGAUCUGAUUUCUUUCCGCAGGGCCUGUAAGACAGAGUUGUUCCGCCUGGCCUUUGGCUUGGAAUCAACGUGAUCCCUUCCCCCUCUUUCCUUUUUCCUUUCUCCUUCUGUGGUGGAACUCCUAUUUGGGGAUUUCCCUGGCUUUUUUUCUGGCCCACGUAGGACCAGUCUGGAUAGUUGGCCUUGGUGAAGACUUGACGUCUUCAUCCCCCCAAAAGUUUUUGAUUUGAGUUUCCACUGAAAUGAGGCUGCAUUUUAAUGUUGUACUUUAACCUUGUUUUUAAGUUGUAUUUUAAUCCAUUGUUUUUAUACCUGGUGUUAGCUGCCCUGAGCCUGGUCUUGGCUGGGGAGGGUGGGGUAUAAAUAAACUAUUAUUAUUAUUAUUAUUAUUAUUAUUAUUAUCUCUGCUUCAAAACCUCAAAGGGAGGAGAGCCAGAGGCAGGUCAUGCUUCUGAAUACCAGUUGCUGGAAGCCCCAGGAGGCUUGUUGUUUUUCCAGCUGCAUGUUGCUUUUCACGGUCAGCUGUUAAUUUCUCCUUCAACCGGUCCUCACCAGUCUUGUGGUAAUUCCACCUUUGUUGUUGUUUUUUAGUCGUUUAGUCGUGUUCGACUCUUCGUGACUCCAUUGACCAGAGCACACCAGGAACUCCUGUCUUCCACUGCCUCCCGCAGUUUGGUCAAACUCAUGCUGGUAGCUUCGAGAACGCUAUCCAACCAUCUCGUCCUCUGUUGUCCCUUUCUCCUUGUGCCCUCCACCUUUCCCAACAUCAGGGUCUUUUCCAGGGAGUCUUCUCUUCUCAGGAGGUGGCCAAAGUACUGGAGCCUCAGCUUCAGGAUCCGUCCUUCCAGUGAGCACUCAGGGCUGAUUUCCUUAAGAAUGGAUAGGUUUGUUUUUCUUGCAGUCCAUGGGACUCUCAAGAGUCUCCUCCAGCACCAUAAUUCAAAAGCAUCAAUUCUUCAGCGAUCAGCCUUCUUUAUGGUCCAGCUCUCACUUCCAUACAUCACUACUGGGAAAACCAUAGCUUAUUCCACCUUAAAACCCAUCAAAGUAAACAAUUCUGCUUUGCCUUUAGGUGGAAAGGCGCCGUCGUCGAUUGGAACGGCACAGAACCCAUCCUGUGAUGACUGUGGCCCGCAGCGACUGAAAACCAGCCUGUUCCCACAGCGAUAGGAAACCACGGAAGGUGCCGUGCCUGCUUCCAUCGCAUGCGACGAGGCCGAAGGAUGUUUCAGGAUUCCAUCACUCCUCCUCCCAUUGUUGUAAACAAGCGGCCGUGCGCACACGCGCAUCUGGGCCUGCGCUGCGUGCCGCGUGUGAAAAUGGAGAGCCAACCUUGACAGCCAAAACAAGCUGCGGGGAGAGAGCAGUAAAUCUGUCAACAUCUACUCAAGUUCCGUUUCUGAAUCCAAUCCACGUCCUGCGAUUGUAUCUGCUUCUAAACAACGCCGACUGCGCCCACAGUUGGCUGUUUUUCACUGUCUCCGUUCUAAAUCAAGGAAACCGGAGUGCACAAACACACAAAAACUGUUCUUCCUAAUAGUGUGAUCAAGCAUUAGGCUAACUUAGUGGCUCCCCACACACUCUGGACCAAAGGGUAUCACUGCCAACGCUUACUAUUAUUUUCCCUCUUUUUUUCUUCCCCUUUUGUUGGUCCUUUGACUCCUGGCUACCGAGAGACCCAAGUCAAGAGCAGGCAUAGGCAAACUCGGCCCUCCAGAUGUUUUGGGACUACAACUCCCAUCGUCCCUGACCACUGGUCCUGUUAGCUUGGGAUGAUGGGAGUUGUAGUCCCAAAACAUCUGGAGGGCCGAGUUUGCCUAUGCCUGGUCAAGAGCAUUGGUCCUCCCUUAAUUCCGCCAAGGAAGGCCUCAGUGGGCCCAUUUGGAAUGCCGAGAAAGUGCCGUGGGUGCCCGUCACAAAAUGGCAGCCGUUGGGUGGGAGGUGACAUAGCACAAAAUGGCUGCUGCGGUAGUGUGGCGUAAUGGCUGCCACUUCUUAGACAGAUGAAUACGAAACAGGGUCACAAAAUGGCGGGGGCCUACCCCACCGCCAGCCAGCCAUCCCAUCAAUAGGGAAGAAGACGCCACACAGGGUAGGCAUCCAAUCCUACCACCCAGUGAAAUGUCAUGUUUUAAGGGGGCAUGUCCAGUGUAGAGGAGGCUGAGCCAGCACACACGGGAGCUGAGGUCAAAGAGAAUUUUUGAGGUGAUAUUUAUGGAGACCUUUAUGGAGGUACUGGUGGGUAUACUGGUACCUGCACUAAGGGGCACCUUAUCUAAGCCGCAAAAUAUUGUUGGACAAUGAGAACUAUCUGGUUGUAAUUCUUAAGCAUUAAAGGCCACCCACUGCAAGCUAGGUCACAAUACAUCGUCGUGAUCUGCAUCUAAGUGUGCUUUUGAAACAAUCUAGAUAUUAGAAUCAUGACGGCUGGCUUGCCCAAACAUCAGAUUUUAUGGUCUUUUUAAGGAGCUGCCAGGACUUGAACUGCGAGUAUCCCCACAGCCUAUCCGUUCAACUUCCCUAGUCCUGCGGAUUUAUCCACCGGCCAAACCAAACUGGUGCAGCGAAGACGACUGAGUUGCAAAAAUUGAACAAAAGCUUUAUCGAGGACGCACCCACAGUGUGACCCUGACCCUGCCCAGACUUCGCAGAAGCAGAUAAAAAAUAGGUGAAAAUAAAGGUUUCUUACUCUUCCAAAGACACAAUCUUCCACUGGGGAAGGUAGCUAGAUUGUCAGCCCCGAUCUCAGUGGAUAACCAACAAUGCAACAAAGCAAGUCCCCCUUAGAAAUUCCACCGGGAUCCAAGUCAAGAGAGUCACCCAAGCUUCUCUCGCCAUCCCUUUUUAUGCCAUUGCUUGUGCCCCUUUGUCAAUCCCUGAUUGUCUCUCUAACAUUUACCUCCGGGUCUCAGGCACAGCUUCUGUCUGUCAGUCAGAAGCUCCAGGAAGUACCUAUAUCAGGCACCCCCAACCUUCGGCCCUCCAGAUGUUUUGGACUACAAUUCCCAUCAUCCCUAACCACUUGGUCCUGUUAGCUAGGGAUCAUGGGAGUUGUAGGCAAAAACAUCUGGAGGGCCGCAGGUUGGGGAUGCCUGACCUAGUUAUUUGGGUACUUCCUGUGUCAAGGUUCACGUAGUAUUCAUCAGUGUGCAGAGUGGCCUAAACGCUAACUGGCCCUUUGUUUCCUAUUUUUGCUCCAGCCCAGGAGUGGGGAACCCCUGGUCCUGGGGGCAAAUGUGGCCUGCCAGCUCUCUAUCUCUGGCCCUUAGGAUUCCUCCCCCAGCCCAAACAGGGCACACCCCUCACCGGCCCUGCUCUGCACCUUAAGUGCUUUUGCCUGGCUGGAAUCUGCCCCUUGUUUGCCUGGAUGGAGGGAGAGCUGUGUACAGAUACCUCUGACUUGUGCAGCUGGAAUGUAGCCUAUAAUAACAAAAGUUAAGAGUCAGGUCCAUUGGCCCUUCUACCAUUGGCCCUUCAGCCUCUUGGGCUGAAAAUGGUUCCCGCCACCACUGUCCUACCCUAACCGCAAGCUAUAUUUCCUGCUGCACUGCAACCAGUUUUAUUAUUUAAAAAAAUGACAACCGCAACACCUCUUUCCACCUUUUCCACCACCUAAGGAGGCAGGGUCACAUUACUGACGCAGAUUUAUUGGCAUCUGUUGGGGAGAGCCAAAGUGAUACGUCUUCCAUCUGUUGAUGGACUCCAGCUCCCAUCAUCCCUGACCGCUGUCCAUGGUGAUCGGGGACGAUGGGGAUUGUUGUUAAACAAAACAGAGGGCACUGCUUUGGCUACCCGGUUAAUGUUUUGCCAGGGUUCUGAGCUCUGGGACUGGGUCACUCCCAUGUAAGGGUAAUAAUAAUAGUUUAUAACUUAUAACCUGUCCGUCUGGCUGGGUUGCCACUUUGGGCAGCUAGGGGACAUCUGAGUCCCUCCAGAUCAGGGAUAGGCAAACUCCGGCCCUCCAGAUGUUUGGGACUACAACUCUCAUCAUCCCUAGCUAACAGGACCAGUGGUCAGGGAUGAUGGGAAUUGUAGUCCCAAACAUCUGGAGGGCUGGGGUUUGCCUAUGCCUGCUCCAGAUAUUGCUCAAAUGCAUCUCCCAUCACCCCUGGCCAUUGAACCAAGGUCUGAUGGGAGUCAGGAGUCCAGUAGCAUCCACAGAGCACGAUGGUGGCUAUCCCAGUACAGUCAUACCUCGGGUUACAGAUGCUUCAGGCUGCAUUUUUUUGGGUUACGGACCCGCCAAAACCUGGAAGUACCCCAACGGGUUACUUCCGGGUUUCAGGGGCCGCGUUUGCGCAGAAGUGCUAAACCGCGCUUUGCGCAUGCACAGAAGCACUGAAUCGCAACCCGCACGUGUGCAGACGCGCCGCUGCGGGUUGCGAAUGUGCAUCCUGCACAGAUCACAUUCACAACCCGACGUAUGACUCUAUAAAUUGCUCCUUCAAGGCCUCGAAUCCCUGCAGCAAUUUCCGGCAACUGAUCCCACCUUAAAGCUGUUGGGAGUUAGCAUGUGAUGCUCAGUCACAGUGCAGUUAAGGUUGAAGCUAGGCCACAGCGUUGUGAGUUUCCUUUGCCCAGCUGGCAAGCCGUAAGCAGUGUGGAUUAUGGGCAGGGAAACGCAUCUCCAAGACAGUCCUGACUCACACAGGGCAUUCCAGCAGACAAUAUGGCUGGGAUUAAGGAGAGAAUUUGCCCAGGGGAGGAUGCUGAUCUCCGUGGUGACCGAAACGUCUAGACUGGGUCUCCAUCCCUAGAAGCGUUUCCAGUAAUUCUAUCAAAUGCAUUAUCUAGGAAUCUAUCGGAAAUAAAAUGACAAGAGGUGGGCGGUUUCUCUUGCGGCCUGUCAGUCUUCACUGGUGAAAAGAGCUUUGCCUUUUCCUGAUGAGACGCUGCCCGGUUCCUUCUAGUUGGAGCUUGGCAUGAAAUGUUCGUGGUCAACGUUGGGGCUGGAUUCUGUUAUUUCGGUGAAGUAGGUUUGGGGGUGGCAGCGGUUGGAUGUGGGGAGAAGUCAAAGGACUGCAGGCAGGUUAUCUUGUUCCCCGCUUGUGCCUUCGGUUUACCAGAAGUGAAAUGUGCCUUUCAGCAUAUCUUUUGAGUUACACUUUGCUAUAAUUUCCAUUAAGCAAAGCAAAUGCAUACGAUACUUAGCAGAAAUGUUUUCAGCAUAACAUAGUAGUACGUGCCUUUGGCGAUGCUCCUUGCAGCUCCAGAUUUUAUUUCUAAAGCAAAAUAUAUUGUACUUAGUGGACAUGCCAUUUUGUAAAUAAAAAAAGGCCCGGAGAUUAACACUAGGCAUUAUUAUUUAUUUUCCCCACAGAAGCAGCAAACGAAGGAAUUCAGGGUGGCUCUUGACUGUAUUUGUAGCAGGAAAGAAGACUUUCUCUUUUUUUUGAGGCCAUUUGUAGAAUUAACAAAUGAAUCAUACCAAAUAUGUUCAAACUACUGUUAGGAAAGCAUUUUCACACACCCUGGACUGCUCUUGCAAAUUCUCUUGUCAUGGUUUCAAAACACAUGAGAUGCAGCCCGGGGGGCUGAGGAGAAAAAUGUUUGAGCUGACAGGGAAGAUAAGUGGGGAAGGGGUGAUAAAAUAAGAUGCCUACUUCAGAUGUGAAGGGGGAAAGAUCUUUUGGCUAGUCCUGUCAAAACAACUUUGUAUCCCUCCUCCACCCCCACCCCCAAAAAGAAAAACUACGGCUGUUUUUUGAGGAACUGUGUGUGACAAUAAAUAACAUUUAAAAAUAGAAUUGCUGCCAAAUUCCACCCCAAGUGAGAGUUUUGGUGGGGCUGCC